AUGAAUGUUUUGUCUGUUGUAUCACGGAUUCAAAUAAUUUAUUUUUCUCAGAUUCUCAGUCAACUGUUUUUAUAUCCACGCAAGGAUACGUAAUUUUCCUUGAUAUCUUGCUUUCGAUAAUCUACGGUUUACGGAGUAUAACGCUGUUAAAUAAAUAAUCGUCUAUUUUGUUUUCGUUUUGCACAUAGGUAUGACAUACGACAACAGCCGCAUUUAAAAGUCAAGGAAAAUCCCAAAUGGUGGUCAUCACCCGUUGGAUUUGAUGAUCGUGCGUACUUUCACGCGGAUACCGGAGAACCGCAGAACGACCGAAACCUAGUCGACAAUUUGACGGUGGACAGAGCGAUGGCUACGGACACCGGGAUUUACAGAUGCAGGGUGGACUUUCUAAAAGCUCCCACCCGAAACAGCCUCGUGAACCUAACCGUCAUAGGUACGUGAUAUCACCAUCGGUCGAUACAUUUUAUUUUUUUUUUGUACACACUAUAAAAUAAUAAUGAUGAAAACAAAGUGCACCACUCCGCGAUACGCGGUUUUCGAAGGAAAAUCAGUAAGUAGGUAUAGGCGUAUUAUAUCCGAUUUGGAAAUUGUGGACUUUUUAAUUUAUUUUAUACAAAAUACAUUUCUAUAUUUUUAUUUAAUAUUAUUGCAAAAGUGCAUUUUUAUUUUUAACAAUACAACAUUGAUAAGAUGUUACAAUCGUUUUCUGUUGAAAUUAUACUCGCGUUGUUUUUACAUUUUUUUUUUUCUCAAUAAAACGCUAACAUUAAAAUAAUUAUAAACACUUGAAUUUAUAUCGGUCGCCGAGUAGUUAACGAAAUUCUUGAUAAUAUUUACAUAGUUAUACUUAUCUUUUUAUAUACUUUUUUAAGCGCAUAAUAUUUAUAGUUUUUGAAGUGAAUAUACAUUUUCGGUACACUUCAUUUAACCGAAAGAUUAUUAUUUAACUGUUAUUUGUUGGCAAAACAAAAUGUUACCAUCAUGUGGUCAAUUCGAUUAUUAGUUUUAUUGCAGCGUAUACGGUCAGUAGUUCAAAGUGAUCGAAUUUAUGCGAUAAUACGGUCAAUACUUUUCAGUCAACGUUUGUUUUUAAUUUUUGUUUAUUGAUAACAUAUUUUUUUUUUUUUUUUUGUCGUUAGUUAUAUUUAUUUAUUUGUCUAUCUAUUACGUUUAAAUAAAUUUCCAUUCAUAUAAUGCUAAAACCAUUACAUUUUUAAUCUCUCGUUUAUAUAAUUGUUUGUAUAUGAUAGUAAUUCACCGAAACACAAAAUUAUAAUAAUAAUUGUUUGUUGUAUACCUAUGAAUUUAACUGUUUACGAAUGUGCCAUGAUGUAAAUAAUAUAUAAGAACACUGUAUAAACAUCAUGAUAAUAAUAUAAUAAUAACACGUGUAAAUUCUUGUAUGUUAUUAGGGGGAAGGGAUAAAAACACGAUUUAGAUGUAAUUUCAAACUUAUACUUAGUUUGGAUUAAACUUACUAAUUAAAAUACAAGAAGACUUGCGUUCCAAAAUGUUAGUUUUAAUUAUACAAAUUAUAUUUCCAACAGUAUAAAACUAAGAUACGAUAGUAUUUAAAAUAAUUUACCGUAUGUUCGUAUUUGUUUCUACAAAACUUUUUCACAAGUAUAGACCUUAACUAAUUUUCAUUUGCCGUUCCUUUUAUUCGUAUCGUUACACACGUUACACAUACAGUUGUUAUUGAACUUAUUAUAUGUUUUAUUUUAUUAUUAUUCUUUUUUUUAUUUUUUAAUUCAAGUAUUUAACAUAAUAAUUUGAACAGAAAACGCUUAUUUAAAAUUACUAUACCACUGAUUGGAGUUCAUCAAUAAUAAAUGUGGUCAAUAAAUCCGUAUCAGUAUGCUUCAUCUUCUUCUAUUCGGUAAAUGCAUUAAAUGUAUAAAAAUUAACAAUGAUAUGAACAAAAACAAAAUAGUUAUUUGUACUUGAACUCUUUUACAAUGAGAAUAAUUACUUAAUUUUAAGAGCCCUUAUACUUUUCACGAUGGGUCGUUUAUAAUAGGUACACUAAAGUUUUAACGGAAAUUUCUGUCAUUGACAUACAUCAUACGGAGCUUUAGAGGGCUGAAGUCCCGGCCAGAUACUUUACAAGUUCACAAGUCAUUAAACGCGCUAAUUACUGAAUUUUUAAAUACAUACCAACAAAUUGUUCAUAAAUCAUAGUUUCAAACAAAAGGUGAAAGUUAAUACACCUACUUCGUGUGUAGUAUAGAUAAAUAACAAGUUUGUUCCGAACCGAAAGGUUAUUGCCUAUAAACAAUAACGCACAUAAUAUGUGGAGCAUUAUUAUCGCGUUCGUUAACCGAUAAUUAAUCAAAAUAUUCAAUAUCGACAGACUUUGGUCGUUUACUGCAGUGUGUAGUAGCCCAUCAUUUGUUAUCACUUUUAACGCAGUAGGUUUUACAUUAUAUUAAAUGAUGUUAUAAUUAUUUGAAAUCUAUUUACUAAUGACGGUGUUUAAACUCAAAGUAAACCCUCUGUAAACAUUUGCACUUAACAUAAACCCCAACCGUCUGAUUAUAAUUUACGCGAAAUUGUAUUUUUUAAGUAUGACGACUUUACAACUAAUUAAUAGGUCAGAUCAGGUCAGGUUUUGGUUGGUUCGUCUAUUCGGAAAAUCGCAUAGAAAAUAUUUGUUCAAUGUAUCCCAUCGAUACGGCAUCGGAAGAAUUUAUUUUUCCUUUCAUAUAAACUGAUAAUUCUUUCAAAUUUAAAUAUAAUACGCGUUUAAAUUAUUACAGUUGCUCCGGAUAAACCAAUAAUCACUUUAAAACGCACAAACGCGUUUGGACAAGAUAUUGAAAAUUACCAAAAGGAACCGGGAAAUGUGAUUGUAAUCGACGAAGGCAUUCCAAGUAUCACGUUGGGGUGCACCGUAAAUGGAGGUAAAUAUAUACAUGCAUAUGUGUAAAUAUAAAGGCAAGUCAAGUUUAAACAUGUAUCAUUAUUAUAUGGUCCCCGCGCACUCAGUCGCACAUUAGGAUAUACAUACAUUUGUUGCAUUGACUAAAUUUUAGGUUAUUAAAAAAAAAAAUUAUUUAAUAACCUAAAAUUUAGACAAGUUAAGAAAUGAGUCAUUAUAAUCAAUAAAAUCCCAUUCUAUGACUAUUAUACUGAUUAUACGGAUCAGAAGAAUGUUCAGUAUAGUGUCAAAGAUUAUAUACCAACACCAUCAUAUUAUUUUAUAUUUCAAACUUCGGACUAAUGAAAUAAAAUGUAUCUAUGCAUAAAUUAAAUCACUGACUCUCAUCGCGUAUUAUAUCCAUCUAAAUAGAUAUAUAUGCGAUAAAAAUAUGUAUGAAUUAUACAGAUGUCCUACAUUCUCACGGGGGUUAAUUAAUUUAAAUUAGUAGGGUAAGUAAUGUAAAUUCCAUUAUUCCAUUCAUGAAAUACACAGUGUACGACAGUUUCGAAUUUGAUCAAACAAAUAUUCACCUAAAAUGUAUCGCACAUUUAAAGAUCAUCCUCGGAUCUGAUCAAAUAACAUCAUUAAUACUUCACUACGUUAUAAAUAACGAAAUAUAAUUAAUUGUAACAGAGAAAAACCGAUGACAUUAUUGUUCUUAUAUUUUCAUAUUUUAUUUUACAUAAAAUCGAUACUAAAAGAGACGGGUAUACUUUCCAUGAUGGGUGGGUCUUUGUUGUAGGUGAAAAGUAGGGAAUGUAGGAUAUAGAGAGGAAUUUAAUGUAUAUGUGUACGUAAACAUUAAACAUUAGUAACGAAAAACGAUUCUGAGCGGGGUUCGAUAACUCUAUAGUUGCAACUGGGAGGAAUGGCUUUGGAGAGCUAAGUCCCUCCAGUUUUCCAAAUAGCCCCCAUCCAGUUACGGUGAAUAUAGUUAGAUAUAUUAAUAUUUUAUAAUAUUUAUUUGUAUUUGUUUUAAUGACUACAAUAAUGUAAUACAAUAUUAUAUUCUUAAAUUUGAGCAAAUAAAUUUGUUUGAGGUUAUAGGCCUUCCAGAAUGUUUAUCUUAGUUGUGCCUUUGGAUAAUACAUGUUUUAUAAGGCCAAAAAUUUACGAUUUUUGUCAAAAUUUCAUAUCAAAAUUCUUAUCAAAAAAAAAAAAAAAAUUAAACUUUAUGUUUUCAAAACAAAGGAAGGAUUAUAAUGAACUGCCGGUUCAAUUUCUAAGUAUUUUUGUUUGGUCUUGAAAUUUUAUCCACACAGUCCCUUUACCGAAAACAAAUUACGUAAAUUAUGUUUAUAUAUAGGUGUAUGAAUGGCUCAAAAAAGAACUCAAAUGUUUUGAAAAUUUGACCGCAUCUAGAAAAGAAAAAUAAAUAAAUUAGUUAAUUAAUAGAGACAUUGUGAUUUUUAAUGCACUCUUAAAAAAUAAACGAAAAACAGUUUUUUUGGGGGGGGGGUAUGUACCCACUCACCUGACUUCAGCGAAAAAUUAUGUAUUAUUAAUUAUUUAUUAUUGAAAACUAAAAAAAGGCUUCUAAAAAACAAAAGUGCAUGAUUCUUAACAGAGCCGGUAUAACAAAUAAAAUAUAAUAGCGAGAUUUCUGUUAAAAACGAGUGGUAGCGAAUGCACUACCGUGGUUGUGAGAAAAGUAAAAGCGGUAGGAACAAACCAUCACUGUUGUUUGAGUUGCGUAUUGCAUAAAAGCGUUAUUCGAUCAGAUUAAAAUCGUUUUUAAAACCGUCUACAGGAAAAUAUGUUUUUAACAAUAAUGUUUUUAUAUCGUACAAAAACAAACGGUUGUGUUUUAAAAACGGACGACACUAAAAUGUAUCCGUUUUUUUUUUUUUUUUUAAAUAAACGAGUUAUUCGCUCGGCUGUUCCGUUUCACGUACAUUAUAUUAUCAUAAUAUUAUACGUGCGCCUACAUUAAACACAUUAAUAAUAACUAUAGACACGAGUAUAACAAAUAUCCUUCAUCUUCUAUACUUCUGUUUUAAGUAUCAAAUGAUCACGCCGCCAAACGCAAAACAUUUGGCCGUUAUAUACCUGCCUUUCGCGGUUUUUCACAGCAUCUGUCCCACUGGUGAUUCCGACUCGACGAACUUCCCGUUGUCCUUCGGUCUCGCUACAGGGCCUCCUUCCUCCUAAGGGCCUUUCUCGAUCGCCCGCUCGACUAUUCAAUUACUAUUCAAUCAUAUUACAAAUACACGCAGCGCAAAGCACAAUGUACAAUUUUAUCAAUAUAGUUCUCAUCAAAUUUUAAAUACACCAUAGAUAUAUUACGUGCCCGUGUCCGUUCGUAGAAACGUAAAUAUAUAACCGUCGGGAUGGCGUGUGCGAGGCGUCGCAUAGUCUGCAUCCGAGUGUGUACAAUUUUUCUUUAAACGAGAAAAAUGUCUACGUACGCGGGUUGAAUUUUUUUUUUUUUUUUCAUUUAUUUUGAUUUUCCGAAAUAAAAGUACGCGGCGUUAUAUUUUAACGUGCUGCACGGAGAUCUCGGUUUCCGUCAUGUUUUAAACUAACGCAGAAAGUUCUGUACGGAAAUUUUAUCGAGACUGUACGGUAAAUAUUAAUCGCAGCUGUCGAUUGAUAUUUUCAAAAAAAAAAAAAAAAUGAAGGUAUUUGCGCUGACAACCAAUAGCGAAACUCGUAUACAUCCUCAUCCGCUAAUCAAUUACAUUUCGCGAUUAAUUUAAACGCCAUACACGAGUUUUGUGUCCGGAUAAUAUUUCUAUCAUUGUAAAUGUCAAUAUUGGCCAGGCGGGUUGGCGGUUAGGCAGUUAGGUAUAUAUAUAUAUAUAUAUAGGUAUUUGCUGACAGUCUACCGCUAAGUAAACUUCUUCAAACUCGGACAUUUACACUUCCGGACGUUAUAUAUUUUAUUCCGCGCGUUUUCUUAAUAUUUAGUAUUUCGUAUUUCGUAUAUAAUAACGGCGAGUGCUAUACGCGCAGCCAGCACGGCGAAAGUAUGUUUGGUUUCGAAUCGUUCGGCGCCCCGUUUAUAAAUAUCGCGUUAGAGAGAAACGAAAUAUUUUGCAGAGUCGUCCGGAUAAUGGAUUGCGUUUAUUGAUCAUGUUAUUAUUGCAUCGUUUAUAUUAAGUUGCCUUGUACCAUAUUAUACUGCCGUAAUAUGUUUUACCGUACUUUCGACAUUUUAUGUUAUGAAUGCGAAUUUUAACAACGGCGAACGGGAUAUUUCGUUAUUAUCGUUAUUGAAAAUAUUAUGGAAUGUCUACCGGAUUUUCGUAGUUGAAACACUCGUAUACAACGCGUUACGGAUGAUAUUCCGUUUUAAUAACGAUAUUUAUUUUAUAUUAAAACGGUGCAUACGUACAACGCGUGUAUAUCGUACGACGGGAUUGAAUAUUGCAAAUAUUUACAAAGAGAAUUUACGAAAACGCAAUUUACAUCGCGCGUGUACGACCUAAAUCGACAGCCGAUCUAAACCGAUAUUUUAUUUUAAUCAGCGUGCAGUUUCGUUUUCGCCGGUUUAUUUGUGUUUUAAACAGUUUGUUUCGAUUGCGUUCUAUCAACGUGCGUGUAGGUAUACUAUAGCGCGUAGAGCGCUCUUUCGACCGAACCACAGCGAACGAUGGUGUUAUUAUUCUUUAACCCGUCAUCCGGUAUGGGACAUACGCGUGGAAUAUAAAUAAUAAUAUAGCGAGCUCAAUACGAAUUUUCGGGUUGUGUAUUAAUACAUAAGACCGAAGAAAAAACGACAGUGUCCGCAAUAAAAAAAAAAAAAAUAGCCUCCCCACGGCGUUUUUUAUAGGCUAUUUUAAAGAAAACGCGUUUACUCUGCACAAACCUUUUGUAACUUGAAUACAAAAACAUUAAUAAAAAAAAACAAUUUUACGCGCUUGCAUUGCGAGAGAAAAAUUUUUUCAAAAAAAAAUAAUAAUAAUUCAUUAACAUUAUCUACCCGCGAUGGUGGUUACAUAAAAACCGAACGGAAUCAAUAAAUCUUCAUCUUUUUUUUUUUUUUUUUUUUUUUUUAUUUUGAGUUCUUAAUAGGUGGAGUGCAUAUAGGUAUUUUUAUAAUUCAAACGUGUUGCAAUCGCUGCAGUAGUUCGACAUUAUUUAUGAAGUUUUAUAGUAAGAGUUACGUUGAUGGAUCUUAUAAUGUUGAUAAGUUGAUUGGUAAUAAUUAUUAAAUUAUGCUAAUAUCCUUAUGCCGAUCGGUGUUAUAUAAUAUUAACGGUAGGGGGGGAACCGGUUAAACGUCCAUACAAAUUAUUUAAAACGUCAAAAUAUGAUAAUUAAUUAUUUUCGAUUUUCCCGUUUUUAUCACAUUUAUUAUAAUAUUAUAUUAUCUAUUUAAAAAAAAAAAAAAAAACACACACGACAAUCAUUACAAUGUGUUUUAUUAUUUUCGGAGAAAUUUUUUAUUAUAAUAUAUUAUUUCGUAUUUCAUUUUGCUAUUUUUUUUUUUUUUUUUUUUUUUUUUUUUUAUAUUUUAAUACAAAUAUAAUUUACGCACGUCAACCGCGGCUUGUGUAGUCGUUACUGCGGCUAUAAUAACAACCGAAAUGUGUUAUAACUUAUAAUAAUUUAUAAAGACGUGUAUAAACCGCACGCGUUAUAUUAGCGAAAAUAAUAAAUAUAUCGCGUAAAAUGACGGGACGAGAUUAAAGUAUCACAUUAUACAACAUAAAUAAUAAUAUCGCGACUGUAUAUGCACAAUAUUAUGUUCAAUUCGAAUUAACAUAUUACACGCGCACACACGCGCGGGCGCAUUUGAUAUUACAAUAUUAUGCGAUGGCGUAAUGUACGCAUAUUAUUUUAUAAAUACGGCGCGUUAAACUUCUCGAAACUUUUCUUCAAAGGCACGCGCGGAAUCGAGACUAACAAAGUAGGUAGCUGCACAGGUAUACGUAUGACGGCAGGUUGCCCGGUCUCAUUAUUUGUCAUUUUACCGACGACCCGGUGCGGGUUUAAUCUUUCGAACUACAAUGUUACGGGGCGUCUAUACGCACGAUAAUAAUAUUUAUACACACAACGUACGCCGCGAAACGUCAUUCUUAAGUAUACAUAAUUUACAUAAUAUAUUAACGAUUUGUUAACACACGUCAACGUCGAACGAAGACUGUUUAAUUGCAGUUCGAUUGAAAUAUUGUUUAUUUCGUAUACGUACUGCAUAUUAUGCAACCGUGUACUCUAUCUAAGUUCCCGGUUCGGUACUCCAAAUCGCUAAAAAAAAAAUAAAAAUAAAAAUUGUGUUCGAUAAGAAACGUGCGCAUACUAAAUAUAAAUUAACGCGUUGCCAGCAUUAUUACUAUGUAUUCUCAAAUCUUCGGGCGCGCUUUGAGUUUGAAUCCAGGUUGUGUUACAACAAGUAUUUGUCUCAAACUGAAGCGUUAUUGAAAUGUUACCCACGUGGUUUGGUUACUCGAUGGCUACAUCGAUUCCCUUUCCCCCCUUUCCCGGAUAAACUUCACAGUUCUCUAUCGAUCUUUGCGCACUGAUGUCCCCAUUUUCGUCCCGAUUCAUUUUACGAACUUUGGUCUUACCAUUCCUUUGCAUCGUAUGAUGCGAUUGGCUAACGAAAACCCCUCUUUUUUUAAAUUUCUAAAUCUCCGUUUUCUAGUAUUAGUUUAAUGUUUAUGCAUUCUGUUUAAUAUUGUUUGUACUAUAUGCAAAAUCGCACGUUGUGGCGUCAAAAAAUAAUAAUUAUUAUUAUUAUUAACUAUUAUAGUGUAUACCAAGGGUUUAUUUCUGUCGCGUAACAUUUAAGUCGCAUAUCCGCUGAAUGUAAAAACAGCUACCGCACCGUACCGUGUAUAAUAUUAUAUCUUUUUCUCGGUACAAUUUUUUUGACUCCCUCUAAACCAAAAGAGCUUUAACUUGGAAAUUAGAGGAGGGGUUGUGGGCAGAUUGAUUUUGGUCAAACGUCAACUCGAAGUGAAGAAUAUGUUGUUGCUAGAGGAGGAUGUAUUUUUUAGCUUUGUACACAUCUACGAACGAAUAAAGCCGAAGAAACGAGAUUUUAUAAAUCGCAGUGUAAGCAUUAAGAGUGUGUUGUUUGGUGGUUUCAACGUUCAACACUUACCCCAACAAUAUUUGUGCUCAGCUAUCGUGUUUUUCGCAAAAAAUACCGGAUAUUAUAUGCAAUCCGUGAAAGUAAGUAGGUAGUUCAGUUAAAAUGUGUAGGUACAUACAAAUAAAAUAUUAUUGUUAUCUGCGUGUAUGUUAGAUUUUUGUUACCUAAAUAAAAAUCUCGAGAACUACUUUACUUAUUUUGACAAAACUUUUUUUGCUAGAUUCCUUAUCAUUAUAGAAAGAAAAAAAACUAAAUUAUUGUAACGGCCGGUAACCAGUCAACUGGGAGAAAAUUUAGUUCUACAAAUGGAGCUCUAUUGCUAAUGUGUUUUCAGAUAAUAAUAUAAAAUUCAGAAAUUCUACUUGGGGUUUACUGUUUAGUCGCUAAAUCUUAUUGAAAUUUAAAUUAUCUAGUAAAUUCUAUUUUCUUAAGAAAAAAAUGUCAUCAGUUUGUAAAAAUGCUCUGAUAUUGUUCCAAUUUACCUUAAAAUAUGCGGAUUUUUUACCCGUUAGUACAAUAAUUAAAUUUUCUUUUAAAUAUCGAAGAUUUUUCUUACAAAUUAAAACAAGAAAUCCGGAAAUAAAUGCCAAUACAUUAGUUUUAUUUUUAUUGAUUUUUGGGUUACGAUGACAAUAUUAAAAAAAACUCGCGUCCAUAUCGUAUGCCACGAUGGACUGAAAAAUGCAAUAAGUUUAGUUCUAAAUUUUAGUUUAUGAUUCUUCCAUUUUUAUAUUAUAUUUUUUUAAACUAAAAAUAGAACAUUAUAAUUAAAAAUAAAAAUGUUUUUUUUCAAAAUCAAAAAUAAUUUUUUUACAUUUAUUUUGAAUAUAAGUGUUACAUAUUUUCUACAACUUUUCGAAGUUUAAAAAAUUAUUUUCAUUGGAAAAUUGGUAAAUUAAUUUCUUUUAUUUAGUAGCGACAAUGAAUAUUAUUAACACCAAUAUUUUGUUUUAAAAUAAAUGUAUACAAACAGUUUUCUUGGAUUUUGUUUAAAUGUAUAUUUUUUAAUUUUUAAUUUUUUGUUUAUAAAAUUAAUACAAAAAUAUAAAACUCACGUAGCUUUAAUAGUUAUUACAAAAAAAAAAAAAAAAAAACAAAACAAAAACGAGAAAAAGUUAUUGUAUUUGUCGGAUCUCCGCGGAACACGCUAUGUAACCUUUAAUCACUGGUGUGAUAAGAUGCUUUAAAUUUGUAUCUAUAUAUAGAUAUACGUAUACCUAUUUUACUUAAAAAAGUAUCUGGAUACAGAUACAAGAUACAAAAAAAAAUAUCUAGAUAUAUUACAGCACUACCUUUAAUACUAGUUUACCGAGCUCCGAAUACAAUAGUUUUUUAAUUGCGUUAAUGAUUUAUUGUUCUUAUUCUUCCUUUUCUUCACCUUUAUUCAAAAUAUUUAAAGUCGGCCACACUCGGCCUCAACUUCCAAUUGACCCGGUCCCUCACAUCUAACCUGCGCCCCUCUUUUAGUCUUCCUUUCCUCCUUUUUUCUCUUAUGUCUAUUUUCAUUAAUGAUUUAUCGUUGGUUUCAGUGAAUCAUAAAUUUUAAAACUAAAUUGCCCUAUAUCUUAUACCAUCCUAAAUUCCCACCAACAAACUUUUUUUUUUUCCAACCCUAAAUUACUAUUGUUGUACAAUUUUUCCCUUGUUACAUAACAUGGAAUAUAGGUUCAGAUUAAACCUUUUAAUUAAUCCGGCCAAUAAAGAUACUAGCAGAAUUUACACGAAUUUGAAAUCCGUUAUUUAUUUUGUGUGUUUUUAAUUAAGCGAUUAUUCUAGAGUACAAUAUGAUGGUGUUCGGUUUUUAAUAUAAAAAGGGUAAACAUUUGGUUUUCACGGUUUUUCAAUAUUUUAUUUAUAUUUUAAAUAGUUCGAAAUAAUAAUAAUAUCUAAAUAAAAAGAGCUACAAAAUAAAAGAAAAACUCUACCUAUCUUUGUUUUAGCGAUAAAUAAUAAUUGCGUAAAAGAAAAGUUUAGGUACAGAAAGAGUUAGUUGAUAAUAAUUUAAAAAAAAUCAUAAUUUCCUGUCGUAAUUGUAACCAAAAGGUGGCUAAAUAAUUAGAGACGAAUAAAAAUAAAUUUUUUUUUUCAUUAAAACUCCUGUUUUUUUUUUCUUAUGUUCGCCGAAUUGAUAAUACAGUGUUACAUGGAGAUCUGCCACUUAUUAAAAUAACUUUUGUUCCGUUUAAUUUUUUUUUUUAAUUAUUAGUAUCUAUACCUUUACGGUACAGUUUAUAUAUGAGCAUUUUCUUUAGGGUGGGGUGAAAAAUCAAAAAUUGCAUGAUCAUUAUUUUAAAAAAAUUCAAAAUAGUCAUUUUGUCAAUUUUUGGUGGUUGAAACUUUUGUUUAGGUAAGAUCAUUUAUUUUCUACAAUAUUGUUUGAAGUUUUCGCAUAUGCGAGUAUUAUUGUAGUUUAUAAUCUAUAGGUAAUAAUAAUUAAUCUGCAUUCGGUAGUGUUAUCGCUUAACUAUAUUCAGUAGUGUAUGAUAUGUUAAAGAACCAUUGUCAUUUGAUGUGUCUAAAGUAUUUUUAAUGUGUUUUUAUGAUUGAAUAUAAUUAUAGAUUAUAAAUUAAAAUAAUAUUCACAUUUGCAAAAACUUCAAACAAUUGUAAAAAAUAAAAGAUUCAGCUAAACAAAAGUUUCAACCACCAACAUUUUUCUAAAAACCUAUUUUACAAAAUAGCUAUUUUAAAUUUUUAGUUAUAAGUCCCCUUCCGGCAUACCAAUUAUUAAAAAAAAAAAAAAUACUGUAGAACAAAAGUUAUUUCAAGUGACAGAUCUUUGUAUUAUACUGAAUAUUUACAUGUGGUUCUAUAUGAUAUGAAUGGUAAUACCAACCAGUAUAACAAAAUUAUUAGAAAAAACAAACUAUUCUAGUUUAUUUAGCUGUGAAUAAGUCACUUAUUAUUUUUUUUUUUUAUAUCAUUAAAAGGAAAGUCAACUCCUUAUAUUUUGUUCUCGUACCAGUUCUCCAUACAUUUAUAAUGAACAUUUCACAAGGUCAUCAUCGACUUCCAAAACUCUUACAUUGUACACUACCUACAUCGUUUCCUUAUUCUUUCCUCGUGAUAUUUGUAAUAAUAAUUUCUUCAUUACGUUUUGAUUAUAAUUCCAUAACUUUACCGUUUAAUCGAACUAAUCAAUACCACGAUCUAACCGAACUAAAUUGAUGCUGAAAGAAAAUAAAUUUGUAUCACAAUGUAGAGGGGUGACAAGAGUUUAGACUUCAAGUAACGUCAAUAAUAUUAUUGAUUAUUUUUAUGAACUCUAUUUUAGAUUUCGAGGAUACGAGGGAGCUAUUGGUUUUACAAUGCUGUUUAUUUCUUUUUUUCUUUGUUCUUUGUUCUAGUCUGUGGACACGUUUUUUCUCAGUAAACUUGCUUAAAUUUUUACGUGUAGCAACUUUACUGAAAGCUCGAGUUGUCUAAGUGGUACUUUAAAGGAGUAAUUUUUUAUUGUUUUUUUUUUUUUUAAAUAAAAGUACUUAAGCGGGAAAAAACGUAAGAAAACGUACAAUUUCACGAUUUCCAUUAUUUUAUAAAAACAUAGACGAUGUUUUUUACCAGAAUAAAUGAUUUAAGCGAAAAAUAACAAAAUACCUUUUUUAUUUACUUUCUUACGGUAUCAUUGCCAAAACUUUUGAGCUUUUAAGAAUUUUUAAUUUUUGGGAGUUCUUUUGCUGUAAUUCGAUUAUAAAUAUAAGUAGAGACUUAAAACUUGGUAAUAGUAGUUAUACUGGACUUACUUACUCGAAAAAUUCAAAAUCAUCGGAUGACUUUUUUUCUUUUUUAUAAUUUUUUAAUGAUACUUUAUUUUAUUUUAUACAUACAUACUGUAGACCACUUUUCUCUUAGACAACUUGCUACAAUGUAUAAGUGUAGCACCUUUUCUGAAAAUUAUUUUUAUCUACUUGGUAAAUACUUAGUUCGUUUUUUGAUUUUCGAAACGUUAUUUAAAAUAAAAAACAAUUAACCGGAGAAAAAAUACUAUUUUUUCACAAUUUCGUUAUUUUAAAUAAGUACCUACCACGUUUUCUAGCACAAAUAUGGCUCCAAUUGAAAAACGACAAGAAACCUUUUUUGUUUCUUCUUGUUUCUUAUGGCGCAAGUAGUUUUUUGAUUUCAUAAUGAUUCGGAAAAGCUAGAAGAAGACAAAUUUGUUGUAAUUCAGUUAAAAAUAUGUGUAGUGACUUAAAAACUGGACAUAAUGCUCACAUUUCGUUGUCUAAAUCGCAUCAGUGCAUACUGCACAUCAACAAUUUGACAAAAUGUUGAUAAUUUUAGCUAUAAUUACCGACAAUUGAUAAUCAGGGACAUUUUCUGCCAGCCUAAUUAUUAAACUACUGUUAUUGAUAAAAAUGAUAACAGCACUUUCAAUAGUAAAGUUGUGUUUUGGUGAUUAAGUAAAAAAUAACGGCACUUCAAAUUAAGUAUUACCGAACUGCGCUCGGAAUCUUCUUUCGUCAGCAGUGGUUUGUCGUUGCUUACAGAUAUAAAUGAAUAACCUCAUGUAUCCUACCUUUCCAACUUCCCACUUUUAACAGUGGCUGAACCCGUCCCCAGUAUCAGUUCUUUUUUAAUAUCUAUUUAACUGAAAAAAAAAAAAAAAACAUUUUGAUACUUCGCCAUUAGCACAAUCCUGUAUGUAAAAUAUUUUCUAUCGGUUUCGAUAUUUGGUUAAAUUCCUGGUAGUUAUAAAAUCAUCAUCAAUAUCAUACGGUUUACGAACCACUAAACGCAUAACUCUUGCACGACGGGGAUUAUGAUAUGUCUCCGUGACGAUAUACGGAUAAUUAUCGUAGAUACAAAAUCACGAAUAGUGUGUAAAUAUAGUCGUGUUUAUUUUUUUUUUCUACAGGAUGGCCACGGCCACGGUUGACGUGGUAUCACGAAAACGCGGUAUUAGACUCCUCGUUCCAUCUAUUAACGGACGAUUACGGCCGCGGUUACCGCAACGCGCAGGGUAACCGUCCGGCGACCACUACAACCGUAAACGAUUUGACGUUGAACAACCUGACCAGGUGGCAUCAUAUAAUGAGUCAGCAACACCGGACGACGGGCACGGCACGUUUAACGUGUCAGGCCAGCAACAGCAUUACGACUGUCGCGUCUACAGAGUUUCCUCGUCACUCGGUCGGUUCCGGAAAUAGAAAUUUACCGCCUCCCGCCACCACGGAACACACGUUCAUCCGCCUUAACCGUAAGUAAACAACCUACAUCACGGGUAAUCGAAAAUGAAUAAUAAUAAUAAUUAUCAUUAUUAUUAUUAUCAUCAUCGUUAAAUAAUACAAAACCGAACGAUAUAUUAUCAACCGGCAGGCGUCUUGCGUGUAAAAUACACGAGAACCUAAACUAAUUGCCUACCAGAGUUCGGAUGUUGUACGCGUUGCCUUUGAUUUUCUAUUUGUCCGAUACGAAUGAGCUUUACAUCAGCUCUGUGCUCAAAGUGGAAAAUUUUUACGAACCGGAACGCUUGCAAAAUGAAUAUGCCAUAUCGUGUCUAAUAAUAUAUAAAACACUUUUUCUUUUCUUUUUUUUCUUUCGCUCUUAAACCAAUUUUAAUGAUACACAUUACAUUUUUCCAAUCAAAAUUAUCAGAUACAGACGGUUGAUAGACGAGACAGAGUUCUUAGAAUUGGAUUUUUGCGAGAACGUUUUAUUUUGACACAAUAAAACGGUCGUGUUUGGAUAAUACCGCAAUUUCAAGUUAUAUCGAUAUCAUUUUAUUAUUGUAUACAUUUUUCAAAAGAAAACUUGAUUUUUUAUACUUAUUAUUAUUAAUUAUUUUAAUCCCCUUGGUUGUAAUCGAAAAAAAUCUACCUUGAGAUAAUUGUCUUAAUUUUUUCAACACUAACUUAUUAACUUAAUAUAUUUACGAACCAGAACUCUAAAAUUCCAAUUUUAAUCAAUCAGAACGGACGCAAAAGUCAAUAUUACGAACCGAAACACCUUUGUACUGCGUUCCGGUCCAUUUCAAGCACUACAUCAGCUAUAAAUUUAUUUCAUACUACGAAAGAUUAGUACUUCUAGAUUAAAACUAGAUUAGAUCUAGUUUUAAUUUUCUGUGAUAAAAAGUUAUAGUUGAUAUAGAUAAUGCAAAAUUUGCAAUUUGCAUACCCUGUCCCACACGUGCGUCAAUAAUGUUACUGUUCGUAGAUAUCAUGGUUUAUUCUUCUUCUCAGUCACGAUGUUUUCUACGCGUCAAGUAUUUUACAAAGGAAUCUCUGUAAAUAGGUUUUUAAAAUACAAAAAUAAAACCUGUUUAUUUCGCAGACAUAUACGAUUACAUAGGUAUAUACUAUUUUUAUUUCUUACUUUUAUUUUAAAAUUGCGAAUAACUAAAAAUAAAAAUUCUCAUCUAGCAAUAAUAUUCCGAGCAAGUAAUACAAAUUUAAUAUCUAUGGUUUUAUUGGUUUUUUAUUUUUAAUGCAAUAUCUAUUAUUAUCAUAAUAGAUACAAUAUUGUCUGAAUGUAUAAUAUCUAUUUUUUUAUUUCAAUAUUUUUUGGGACGAAUUGAAACCACGGUGAAUUUAAUAAUUCCAAUUUAUUAUUAUAUACAUUUCUAUAAGUGAAAACUGGCACGUUUACAAGAGGGUUUUCGGAGUUUUAAUACCCUUAAAAAUAUAAAUUAAAAGUAAUUUGUUUUUAAAUUAAUAAAUAUUUGCAUAUAUAUUUCACACUACAGUUUUGUUGUUUGUGAACUCUUUACCGACUUAACUCGUUCAAUAUACCAUCUGAAUAUUACUGUUUGAAAAUACCAUUUAGCGUUGUGUUAAUCGUUAUAAUAUGUAGUCAUAAUUUUAUCAAGAUAAUUAAUUUGUAUACAUUUCAAUUGCAACCGGUGGUUUGUCUAUACGAAAAGUUUUUAAAUCAAUUAGAAAUAAGUACAGAAAUGUCUGUACGUAAAAUAUUCUGAUUAAUUUCAUAUCGGAUAGUAAAGUAUCUUUUGCUCACAAUAACUGUCGGCAAUUUUUAAACUUAGUAGAAAAUGUUCUUUUAAAAUACAAUAUGUUUAUUUGAACGACUUUAUUAAAGAUAGAACCUACUGACUAGUGGCUACUGUUAUGAACACAGUAAGUACAAAUAGUAACGUGUCUAGAAAUUGAUAAUUUAAGAAUAUAUAGUAAAUAUUAGUCAUUAUUUAAGAAAAUAAAUCGUUAAAUCAUCCACAUAGUUGUAUUUUAAAGUCAUUGAAUAAUAUGUCCCUUCGCCUGAGUAGUUUAUUUCGGGUCUCUAGGCGUUAGGAAUGUUAAUUAAUUUUCAAUCUUUAAUAUAUACUUAGAUCAUAUACAGAUGGGUAAAAGUGGCUUAAAAUCUAAAUACUUUUGCAUAACUAGGCAUUAAGGUACCUAUAGAUGCCUAUUAAAAUAUGGUUUUAAUUAUUUAUUUCUGUGGGCGUUUCGUUAUUAUAAAUUGAUUUAUAAACUCGUUGUAUACAUAUAAAAAUAUUUUAGUUUUUAAAAUUUUUGAUUGAAUGUAACAGAUAACGAAAUUCGAUUCUAACGAAUAGAUAACCGAAUUAAAAAUCAAAAACCAGAGCAAACGAAAAUGUAACAAUAUUUAAAUUGGAAAUAAGUGGGUUAGAUAAAUACUGCGAAAACGUCAUUAGUACAUUAUUAGCAUUAGAUAUCUAUAGGUUUUCUAAUAACCGGUUUAAUAAACAUCGUCAUGAAAUAUGUAAGAAGUAAUAAAAUCUAAAGAAAGAAACCAAACAAAUGUAAUAAAUUAAACGUUUUAUAUUAAGUAGCGAAUUUUCAAAGGAAAGGGAUUCAAUAAAUAAUAACCACGAUCCACGAAUAACAGCCGUAGAAACAUAUUCAAAAAAAACUAAAAUACUAUACUAAUAAUAUACUAAUAUAACUCGACAAUGAAAUUUUAAAUGCCAGAUCCAAAAAAGUCAAGUUUUAUUCAAUAAAUUUGCCUUUUAGAUUUUGAGUGGAGUAAGGAAUGUAUUGAUUUUACGAUGUAUGUAAUUAAUUUUAUUUAUGUGUAGUUUUGAACAUUUUUACCAGAAAUCGUGUUCCAAUCAAAACAACACGAGAGUUUUAAUUGACUUGGUACACUUUACAACUUUAGAAGUCGUAGAAGUCGUUAGUAAAAACUUAAAAAAUAAAAACCUUACUUGCAGACGUCCUUUACAAGAGAUGAUUGGGAUAACUUAUAAAUUAUGAAUAAAUGAAAAUAAAAAUUGUAUUGAGAAAUCUUUAGGGUUAUUAAAAUUAUUUUAAUGUGAUAUGUAUAUCUAAGAAGAAAGGAACAAAAAUAAAAUCGUAUAUCAUAUCUGGUACACAUUUUGAUACGUAUUCUUUUUUAAAUUAUAUUAAAAUACAUAAAAAUAUACAUUCAAAAAACUUCUGGUUGAUUAAAAAAAAAAAAAAAAUUAUUGAUACCGAAUUGCGUUUUAUAGUGAAACCCACUGGAGUGCAGAUUGUGUCGCUAAAGGAAAAGAACUCAAGAGCCGACUACAGUGAAACCGGUCGUGAAAAGUACACUAUAAGAGCUGACCGGACUUAUCUGGUCGAGUGUCAGUCGAAGGGAUCUCGGCCCUCGGCCACAAUCGAAUGGUAUCUGCGGAGAAAAACCAAAGAAUACAAAAUCGUUGCUCAGCAUCAAGCAGGCGACUUUUCGUCGUCGUCGGAACCGAUUUUGGAAGCCACAAUCGACGGCACGGUCCACACACAACAAGUGAGUGAUAUUUUUUUUUAGAAUUUUGUCUUAAGGACAGCAAUUUGAUUGUGAAAAACUGUUUUUAUACAAGCAAAAACUAAUCGGGAUGUAGAUUUGAUUAAUAAUCCAAAUUUUUACCAUAAAACCGGAGAACUUGCACUGUGCAAGAUUGGUUUUAGUUUUUCGAUACCGCAAAUAAACAAAAAAGUUUUGGUUGCUUUAAAAUCGGAUCAUUUUUCGUUUUUCAAACUGGAAUAACCAUGUUCAUAGUGACGUUGUCGAAUAGCUGAAACUAACGUUACCCAUGCAAACCUCUUUAAUUUAUAGUGAACAUUUUGGUUUCAUAAAAAUCAACUAGCACAAAACGGUUUCCCCGUAAAAUUUCGGUUAUUUCACUAUUAAACAAUGGAUACUUGUGAUGACAUGGGUGUACUUGUAAAUAUAUUUGACAGUGAAUCCGAACAAUUUAAAUUUGAUAAGUUAUGCAUUUUUCUAAAUAUUCUAUACUAUAGAUAUUAUAAUCUAUUAUAAUAAUUAAUCAGUAAUCCGUGCACAUCAGGUGUCAAGAAAUUUAUUUUCUAUGAGUUAAUAUCAUACAAUAAUACAGAAUACUACUGACGAAACCUGACUAUACCUGGACAAUUUUUUCAAACAAAAAAAUCAUUCUAAAAAUGUAUUUUACGAAAUGGCUAUUUUAAUGUUUUUGUGGUAAAAUUUUAACUUUUUAUUUUAAGUUUACCCGCCUAAAAAAAAAACAAAUAGACAUUAAUUAUUUAAAAACCAUGGAACAAAGGUUAUUUCAAAAGUGUCAGAUCUUCAUAAAAAACCUAGUAUUCAACAUAAUUACGUACCUCUUAUUAUUUACACGAGUAGAUUUUAUAAAAAUCUUGUAUUCUAAAACAUUUUUUUGAUUAUCCUGUAAAACUACAAAAACUGACAUACGCACUGUUACAAUAUAAAUAUAGUGACAAUAAAAAUAUUUUCAACAUAAAUCAGUCUAGUCGGACGCUGCAGCAAUACUCUUCGCUAAGUUAAUAAAAAUAGUAACUAGUUAACGAAAAUAAUAAUUUUAACUCGUUUAGUUUAAAGUUAUAACAGAAAUUACAACGAUAAAUUCGACCCGAUUAAAUAUAAUUAAUGCAAACUUCGUCACAGGGUAGGUUUUUUUUUUUAUUAUAAUAUAUAAUUAAUAAUUCAUGGUCGCACGGCCUAAGAAUUGUAUUCUCGAAUUUUGAUAAAUAAUUUCUUUGAAAAUAUAUAAUUUUUUGGUUUUAGAAACUGAAUAUAACGAAGAAACAGCUUGUUUGUUUGUUUUGUUUUUUUUUUUUUUUUCAAAAAACACUCUUACGGUGAGGAAAAAUAUUUUAACUAUGUCCAUGUCAUAUCUUAAAAAAUGCAGAAUUUUUACCUAAUAGUAAUUUACAUUUUCGAAAUGCUCAAUAUUUUUUUUUUUUUAAAUACUUUUCUGGUUAAAUCCUUAUUUGUGUUGUUUGACUUUUGUUUAUUUCUGGCUUCCUUAUAAGCAGAGUUCGGGACUUAUAGCACUUAUUAUCAUACAAAUAAGCGCUGAUGAAUGUGUUUAUUUAAUUGUUUUUAUCAUAAUAGAGUAUUUACUUUAUUAAAAAAAAGUAUGAAGACAAUUUUUUUAUAUUGUUAUUGAAUUUUUACACUUUAAAAAAAAUAAAAAUAAAUAUAUUUUUGAAAAAUGAAAUGUCGAAUAUUAAUGAAAGUAUAGUUACCGACUAGAGUCGAAAUGUAACAAAAAAGGUCUCUUGUUUUGAUUGGAAUAAGAUUUCUAGAAACAAAGUUUUUUAUAGACAGAAAAAAUAAUAAAUACAAAUAGUAAAACCAAUAGAUCACUCGUCUAACUCAGAAUCUAAAAUUGUAUAAUAUCUAUAUAAGCUGAAAAAGCACUUUCAGUUUUCGUAUUUGAAAUCGUUGUAACACGGCAUUAGUUUCCACAGAACUCUGCCAGAUGUUUUGUUUAGCCAAAAAAAUAAGCAAAUGUUUGAAGUUCAAAACCUUGCUUACAAGUAUAAGCAACAAGAACGAAAAACACAACUAAAACUACAUCGUUCAGAAUCGGCGUUUUUUUCUACCGUUGUAUACAGUUACUGUUAUUGUACAAACUAAAUUGUUUACCCGCCCUAUAUCUAUAUUCUAUAUCUUCUCAACCGCCCACAACAACAGUGACUUAUCCGCGAGAGAAAUCAACUUUUGUUUCAUUUUUAAAUAAAACACGGAAUAUAUACGGGGGUAUGCGGGUCGUUACUUCCAUAUUGUUUUAUCGGUGUUUGCGUGCCGAUAUCGAAUACGGAUUUGCGCCUACGAGUAACCGGCCGCCGCCGCUGCUUUUAGCGCUCUAAAAUCGAGACGUGUCGUUUAAUCGGAUAAACGGAUAUGCGACAUUGUUGCGUUAGCUACCUAACGGAUAUAUAUAUAUAUACAUGUAAUUCAGAGUAGUACAAUUAUUUGCUGUCAACCCGUAACGAUAUAAAGACUUGUCAGUAUUCGGUUUGGUUUUCGUCUCUGCGGCGUACUUUGGACGCAAAAUACAUAAUAAUAUACCUGCCCAUAUUAUAACGAUUGGACGGGAAUUGAUUGUCUCGCACCGCAAACACAGUAAGUGUAGACGAAUGCGAAUAUACACGACACUCGGUCUGCAUGUACAGCAGUGUUUCCGGGCAUUUUACACAGUGCCAGGACCACUUGGAGGACUUUCGACGGGUCGUGGACCACCGUGAUUAUCGAAGCGCAUUCUGUGUUCGUUUUGGCGCAUAGAAAAUUACGGUACACAUUUUUAAUUUAACAAUUUCUUCUACUAUAGUGUAUGAUGAUGGAAUGCAAUUUUCGCGCUCGGCUUUCCUUAACAAGUUUUUCAAUUCUAGGAAAAUACCGAUAUUGAGUAAUCAUCACGAAUUUCGUUUUAUUAACAUUCAAAUUUCAACCCAUAUUUACUGCAUGUUAGAGAAAACCGAUCCAUAGUUCUUUGUAAAUGAUGAACAGUGUUAGUGAGAAAAAACAGUGUCAUCCGCAUAGAUACCUUAAGUUAUUGUAAAAUUUACUUGUUACACCAUAACGUGUCUUUGAUGAAUAAUAUUAAUAUUCGACUUGUAUAAACAAUAUUAUAUUACGUCUUCAUCAAAAUAUUAUUAGCGUAAUUUAUUUCACUAAAAGAUAUUCAAAAAAAAAAACAAUAUUUGGGCAUUCUUCGAAAUACGCAUCACUAUAAACAUACUCUAAAACGGUUUCUCAAAAGACCGUGUUAAAUUGCAUAAAAAACAAGAGCACCUUCAUAAUGUAAUCUACAUUAUUACUAUAUUAAAAUAUAUUUUUCGGAAGAACUACACAAUAUAUUGUACACUCGUUAAUUUAUUAUAGCUGCGUAACAUUGCAAUAUCUGUUUAUUUGUUAAAAUAACGACAAUUAUUAGGUUUAAUUUGUUGUGUUUCAAAUGCGUUCAUAUUAAUAAUACAUUUCGUGUUUAUGACCCAUGGAACCAAACUAAUGUAUCUCUUAUAAUAUUUUACAGACUUCCAAAUGAAGUUUUUUUUUUUUUUUUGCCAAGAAAGUAAUACAAUAUAAUAAAUACGAGUUAUAAGCUACAUCAUAUAAUAUUAUAACUCAUAAGAAAGUAUUCAAUUUUACAUACCUUAAAUACCGAACUACCAGUUCAAUUUAUAUGAUCUAUUGGGGCAGUAUAUUAAAUUUUGCAAAGCACUUUUAUUGUCCUAUUUUCCGUAACAAACAGUAAAUAAAAAUAAAUACGACAUCAUUAUAUUAAACCGAAGCGCACGUCUGCUCAUCAGAGUUCCAACAUACACUAUAGUAAUAAUAUUCUUUAUUUUAUGGAAAUAAAUUCCAAUUUCAUAAUUAUUACGGACUGACGGUAUUAUGAGCAUUUUUUAAGAGAAAUGUAUAAAUAUUAAAUAAUAAAAUAAACUGAGGAUAUAAAAUAACAUGCAAAAAACUAUUCAUAAUAAAUUAAUUAAUACAGGAAAUAAUAUACUUAUAUAUUUAAGAAAUGUAAAAUAUUAAACAAAAUAAACUCAUAUACUAAAUAAAGAAAUAAAGUAGGUAGUUUUAUUUUGGAAAUUUUAAUUUAAUUUUUAUUCUCUACAAACACAAUACGUAAAUUCUACGGAAAAUAUAAAAAAAUCAAAUUUAAGAUGCUCACAGAAUGUAUAGUAUACUCAUGAAAAAAUUGGUGACAACACCACUGGUGUUAUUGACAACAGAAAUUAUUUUACAUCGAGGUGAUUUCAAAUUCCUCCAGUGAAGAUUGUAUACUUUACAUAAUUUUUGGUGUUCACAUGUAGUCAUUAAUAUUAGUUUAAUAAGAAAAUAUAAAACAACACAGGUACACAUGAUUAUCAGACAAUCACUUGAUAUUUUAUAAUUUGAAAAUCUAAAAAACAAUUUUGCCCGAUAAUAUUACGAGAUGUGAUGAUUAGCGAUUUAGCGAUAAGUCGUUUGUAUAUAAGGGAAUAAUAAUAGUAUAUUUAUAAUUUAUGAAUAUCACUGCAUCGAACAAUAUUAGUUUGGUUAGUUACCAUUUCGUAGUCUACGUGUGAGUGUCGUUUAAAUUUACCUCUUACAUACUGAUCGUCAAAAUUAUACCCGAUGGAAAAAUUGAAUAACGAAUUAAUUAAAAAUGUCUAACAAAAGGAAGUUUGCCGAAAGUUUUCUUUUAUUAACAGAUGUAUAUGGAUAUUCUGUCGUGUCCCGAUCAUAUGUUUUUAAAUGGCACAAACGAUUUCGUGAGGGUCGUGAAGAAGUCGAAGACGAACAAUUUGUGGGUGGUCCAUGCUCCUCAAAAACUGAGGAUAACAUUUCAAAAAUUAAUGAAAUCAUACGGAAAGAUCAACGGUUUAGCAUUCGAAUGAUUGCUGAGAUGGUUAAUACCGACAAGGAGACCGUUAGACAAAUUUCGCACGAUAAAUAGAACACGACAAAAGUCUGCGCAUAAAUGCCACAUAUAUAUUAUACCAGAUACCUAUUAUUAUAUACUCUUAAAAACGAUAUAAUAUGAUGUAAUAUCAAUAGACGUUUCCGUACAAUAAUUUUUAUUUCAGAUUCCCAGUAUUGUAGAGCAAAAAGCUAUUACUUUUAUAAUGUGCAUUUUUUUUUUUUUUGUCCAUUAUUUAGUUUUUGGAUAUAUAUGAGAAGAACUUCAAAAGUUCCAUGCGCAGUUUGUGUAUAGAUUGAAAAUUAGACCUAGAGUAGUUUACAAAGGUUACAUUACUUGGAAUUUAUCGAUAGUUUCGUGUAUAAGUCCAUCACUACCGAGCAAAUAAUAUUUUAUUAUUUUUUUUAGGAGGGGAGAGGGUGGAAAUUCGCGUUUAUUCGGAAAAGAAAUUGCAGACUUACCUAAAAAAUCGCAGUUCGUUCUCAAUUUGUACACAAUGUAGAUUGUCGAAACCAUUCAAAAGAUUUACCCCGAAAGCACAGAGAUCGUAAAAAAUAAUAUUAAAUUCAUUUUCAAAUCGUUUUUCAGGUCAUUUACGCAAUAACUUACUUUCAUAUUCGUAUAAUGUGUGACUCAGUAUGAAGUGUUUUUUUAAAAAUAUUUUCAAACCUCAAAUAAUAACAAUAUCUACUUCAUCAACUUUAAUCAAUUUUGAUUUUCUAUGUGAAUUUGUAUUUUUACAGAUAAAAGUACUGGGAUGGUAAUUACAAAGAAAGAUACAGUUUUAGAGAGUUAAAAUUAGGUACAAAUUAUGUAUUUCGAGUAACAAAUUAUCAACUAAUUCAUGUUAUAGUUUUCAAGUCGUCAUUUCAAAUAUGGGUCACAGGGUAACUGAACUGUAUAUCCGAACUUCCCUAGAAUCGUAUUUCGUUAGGUUAGGUUUGGUAAUAAUUAUUUCACCUAUAAAAGUAGCAUACCCACUCAAAGUAUAUUAGAUUUUUGAUUUUGUUCAUUAAAACAUUAAAGUUUUAAAUAGCUACGCCUAUUAUUAAAAUGUUUUUAAAGUAAUACAAAAUGCUGUUUGGUUUUUUUAAUUUACCUGUUACCACCAUAUAACCCACUACUUCUAUUUUAGAAUGUCUUGAUUUUUAAGUCGUCUGUUUACCAUAUUAUGUGCGGACUUAUACAGUAAAAAAUUAUGGAAUUAGAUAUAUAUAUAUGUAAAUAUAUUUAUGAAUAUAUUUUUAUUCACUUGAUUGUUAUUAUAUUAUUAUAAAUACAGAAUGUUUACUCGGCAUCUGCUCUGUUGUAUCUAAAAUUUGUAUUGUUAGUAGUAAUAUUAUUAUUCAAUUAUAGAUACGUGGUUCUAGCCAUCAUAAUGAAUAAUCAAAUACAAUAGCGGACCACUAUUACAACUCCGCAGUUAAUUUAUCAAUUAACAUAAUAUUUCGUCAUGUCGUAUCAUAUUGCGAUAGUAUUUGUAUUUGUUUUGAAAAUUAACAAUCCAUUCCUCCAAUAUAGUUUAUUAAUCUUUUGAAUAAUUUCAGUAAAAACAAUCAUUAGUUAUUCUAGUAAUUCAUAAGUAAAAACAAAAUAAAACUCUGACAAUUCUGAUAGGUGUACCAUGUUUAUAGGUAGAAAUUUAGGAACGUAGAGUACAUGGGACUGUUGUGCAUUACUUCAGAUCCUCCACCGAAAGUGAUACCAUAGCAGUUCCCCGUUCCGUUAUCACACUAUUUGAACAAUUUAACCACAUUUAUAAAAGGCCAAUAUGAGUAUUUUGUAUACAUUUCAAGUCUCUACGAAUAUAUGAAACUUAAUUACAACAAAAACAAAAUUGAAAAUAAUGAAACUAUUUUUUCUUAAACUUUGCCGUACUUUCUACUUUUUUUCCUGAUAUUGCUCAAAUAUUAAGAAAACUACAAAGAAAUUCAAUAAAACGGUUUUCUUAUUAAUCAACUGGAUUUGAGGUUCGAGAAAAACUGUUUUUCUCAUUUUUUGAUUGGACCAAUAUUUCUGGUUGAAAAGAUGUUUAUGGACAUAAAAAAGAAACCCACGUUAUAGUAAAACCAUUAGAUUCCUCUCUGAUGAGUAUAUUUAACUUGCUUUAUUAAGAAGACGUUAUACCCGCAUUCACUGUCUUAAUUCAACAACCGGGAACAUGCAAAAACAAUGCUUAUGCAAAACAAGUAAAAGAACAAGCUUUUUUUUUAGAGUAAAAUUGAUAAAGAACAAUAUUUCGGAAGAAUUGUCAUGGGUGUUUUUUGAAUUAUAAACUAUUAAAAAGGUUACAGUUAUUAAAAAAUAAAAUAUUUGUAUCUUUUAUAUCGAGCUGUAUAUUUCAAAUAAUACACAAAUCCCAUGACAUUCCCUCCAAAAUAUUGUCAUCUAUAAAUUUAACAAUAGACACUUUACUUAUUCUGAGUAAGCAUUGUUUUUGCAUGUUAACCGGUAGUUAGACUGAGACAGUAGAUGCGAGUAUAACGUCCUUUUAAUUUAUUAAUACUAUCGAUUAUCGAAACGUUCAGUAAAACAUAAUCUAUUAUUUUAAUAAUCCGUGACAUGCAAUAAUAUUGUAAUAGUAAGAAUAAAUACUAAAAAUGUGCCGAAAACACACAACAUUUCUCCCCUUCUCUCAGAGAAUACACUCAUUCUUGAAAUAUAAAUAUUAAUAAAUCCGUAUAGUUUAGAAACCACCACACCUGAAUUGUGAACAACAUAAUAUAGAAAUCAUUUUUACUGGAGUGUUGGUAAACAAAGUAAAAAUAGCAAUUUAAUAGUAAACCAGUGUGCAAUUUUAUCAAAAUGUAUAUCAUAUAUUAUUUUUACAACAUUAUCAAUUUUGUUAAAUUUUUGAAUAUUUGUAUGUAAUUGAUUUUUUUGUAUUAUAAAUACAUUAUAAAUAAUUUUCUGACUUUUCUGUUAUUUUUAUUCCACAAUAUCAAACACCUUUGUUCGUGUCACAAUUAUUCAUUAUAAUAUUUUCAUUUUUUUUUUUUUUUUUUUUUUUUUUUUAUUAAUCGUGUUUCAACUUCAAAAACUUAGGUUAUUAGCUUACAAGUGUAGAAGUAACGAUAAAUAAACAUAUUAGUGAAAACAAUGAUUUUUCUAAGAUGAGUAGGUAGUACAUAUCGGUGUGUUUGAGGAAUUGGAUGAUUUUGUUGCAUUUCUCUUCAUUUGGGCUGAGAGCUUCAAAGAAGUUGUCAAGAAUUUCUAUAAUGUCUAUGUGAUUUAGACAAUAGACUAAAAGUUGCUUGAUUAUAAUAAGUUCAGCACAGUGUUGGUAAUUUCUUUCACGUCUUUGAAGCAUCUUUGAGUGACCUAUUCGCAGUCUAUUUAAAAUAACUUCAUCUUUGUAAUUUUAAAGUUUUGGUUUAGACUAAUAUAUGGAAAUAUUUUUAAUUUCCCGAAGUUUCUUCAUAUUGUGCACGCCGCCACUCAGAUUUCCAUAUAUUGGUAAAAAAUGUAUAACAUGCCUAUAAAUAAAUUAGUAAAGAGCGGUAGCGUAUUCCCGUCGUCGUAGGAUUAUUUAGUGCUUGCCACAUUGCUUUUUCGGCCUUUUCAUUACUAUCAAUUCCGCAAUGACCACUAGGUCAUCCAUAUAAACUGUAUAUUAUUGUUUUUAACCUUUAAAAUGAUGUUGUUUAUUCCAAUAACAAUGCGUCAAACUCCAGUCAGAUUUCCUUUAGGAAAAAGUGCCAUCAUUAUAAAUCGGAGCCAAAUUGUUGGUAAAAAAGUUGUUCACAGAUAAAAAAAAUAAACAUCUUUGUAAAACCAAUACAGCUACACUCAGAAUCUAAAAGUAUCUUUAACAUUUUUAACAAGCUUUUGUAUUCAUAUUCAAAUACCCUUAAACGAAAUUAUUCGAAUACGUAUCGUCUUAAACGUUAUAAUGAAUUAAUCAAAUAUUAUUUUGUAUAUUGAUAACUCAAAUGAAAAAUCACAAAGGCAAUCCUGUAAUAUUUUAAUAACUGUAUACACGUAAUAUACGUAAUAUAUAUAUUUUUCAUAAACAAUCACAUUUUAAACUCAACGGUGGUACGGUAUUAAACGCAAUCAAAUGAGGAUUUAUACGUUUAAUAACAUGCAAAUUGUAUACACAUUGUAUAAUUUAUAAUAUUAAUAACGUGGAGAUAAACGCGAUUUAAACCUGUUCGAUUGUUACAAAAUAUAUACUUUUAGGUACCUUCAACCUGCAACUAGAUAGGAUUAAAAGCAGCCAUCAUAAACUAGACGAACAAAAAAUUCAACGAUAUUUAAUACCUCCGUAUACAACAAUUUAUACAUUAUUAUUAAUUGGUAAUAAUACCGACAGUUUUAUAUUUUAUAUCGCACCAUCUAUAUAGGUACCAAUUAUAAGCGUGGAAAAAUCGAAUACGAUUUCAGCAAUUGCCUGCUAUUGCUAAUUUUACUGUCGAAAUACAUUUGGAAUUGAUCGAAAAUUGACUUGGAUAUUUUAUGAAAUCAAAAAAAAUUCUUAUUUCGGAAUGUAUGUUCAUAUUACUGUAAACUCACAUUUAUUAAAUAUUUUAUGGUUUUCAAAUGGAAAAUACGUAUAGAAAAAUAUAUUGACCUACGUGCUAAACCCUAAUGGUGAAUACAAGUAGAGAUGGAAUGCGGACUAAAACAGACCGUACAAUUCUCACAAACUAAAAUUUUAAAAUAAAAACGUUUGUUAUGGACUUAUCUAUGUAUAAAAGACGUGUUAGGGGGAGUGAGUAAUUAUGACUAGUGAUCUGUUAACUAAAUAAAAAUACCGAACAGUUGAAAACUGUAAUUGGAUGGAACUAUUAACAAAGUGCUUGAAAGAUUUAAGCGAAGGGAAGCGAGAAUUGACGAUACAAAAGAUCGGGAAUGAUGGAUAUUUUUGGUAGAAACUUCAAAAGACCUGAUUGACACGAGAAAAAUAAAAUAAAAAUCAAUAAUCGAAGUUAAAGUGACUGAGCAUAGCACAUUAUUUUUAUAUUCAAGUUAUUUUAAAAUGCAAAAAAAUAUUGCAUAUGCAAUUCUUAAAGUUUAAAAUUAGUUUGACAAAUUCCUUAGACAUUUACAUAAAGAAAUUAAUCCAAUGAAUCGUUUAAAAAUGCCAUGAACUUUUUACCUUUAUACCUAUAUCAACUAUAAAAUAAUAUAAUUAUACUUAUUUCAUAUAUACGUAUACUUUGUGGAAAGUACUACCGACUCAACAACAUUUUUAAAUUAACACACAAAUAUUUUUAUUUGAUUAAUGUAGCUAAGGGGUUUGUAAAUAUUUAAUAAUUCUUUUUACAGUAUCCAGGAUAUCUCACGAAGACAAUAUACUUAUUGUGAUAUCCCCUGGGAUAAUAAAUAUAAUCAAAUUCUGUUUAUAUUUAUAUAUAUAUGAGAAAAAGAUAAGGACAACAAAUAUUUAUAUUUUAGUUAUACUAUAAGUGAUAGUAAACAAUGUUUUAAAAAAUGAGCUGAUAUUGCUCAUGGGUGAAUCACGGAUGCAUAUGGGAAGUUGGAAUGGCAGGAUACAUAAAGUUAUUUAAUUUAUAACUGUAAACAACAACAAAACCAGUGCUUACGAAAAACGAUUUUGCGAGUAGUUCGUCAUAAGGAAUAAAAAUAAUUCCGGUUAAAGACAAAGGCGCAAUUGAACGACUAGUAGAAGAAAAACUUGCGAAAAUAUGGGGGUGGUUUGUAGGGAUGAGUUAAGGAAAGGGUAUUAGUUGAUACGAAGCAUCAUGUCAAGUUGAUACUGGUCGUAUUCUGUGUCUGGUAUAUAAUUAUGAUACGUCUAAACACAACACUCAACGUGACCAUACGAUACGAAGGUUGUCCCAAAAGUAAUGCACAGCGCGCUCUAGCUGUCUUGCAAUGUGAUAUUAUCAGCUGAUUUUAGUAUCAGUUUGUAGCUUGAAGUCUAACGAACACGUGCGUUUUCAGUUUUAGUUGUUUUAGUAAAGUAUGAUGAUGUGUGAGNGAGCAACGCGCAUACAUUAAAAUCGAAACGAUUCGUGGUAAAACAGUGCCUGAAAUUCAUGCCGCGUUAAAUGAAGUGUGUGGAACGGAUACUGUGGAUCGUAGUACGGUGCAAAGAUGGCAUCAGCGAUUCCGUGAUGGUCGUAUAAGUAUUGAUAACAACCCUCGCUCUGGUCGACCCUCUACGGUUACUCAAGACAACACUAACGCGGCUAUUCUCGCAACUCUACUCGAUGAAGACCGACGAACAACGGUGAGAAAGAUAGAGAAUGAAACAGGUAUUUCAAAAUCAAGUGUUCACCGCAUUUUAACGGACCAGGAAUGUUACAAAAUGGUGUGUCCAUAUUGCACGAUAAUGCGCGGCCGCAUAUCGGAGCACCGGUCGUCACUCUUUUGGAGAAAUAUGGAUGGGAACGCCUCAAACACCCACCGUAUUCGCCGGAUUUAAGUCCCCCGGGCUUUGAUUUAUUUCCAAAACUGAAGGAACCACUUAGAGGGAUCCGUUUUCCCAACUCAGAUAUACUAAAUGAAGAAGUGAGCCGAAGGAACCGUGAACUCAACAACGAUGGCGUCCUAUGCGGCAUUCAAGCGCUCCCGAAACGAUAGCAAUCGUGUAUAGACAAGCAGGGAGAUUAUAUCGAAGGUCUAUAAUAUUGUAUUUAGUUUAAAAUAAAAACUUAUUUAUUCAGAGCAAAUUGUGCAUUACUUUUGGGACAACCCUCGUAUUUUGAUAUACCUUUAGUUGCAGCUAUCGAGUUUUGCCUGGUAUAUUUUCUGACCUAACACUAUACAUUAAGUACAAAGCGCAUAUUCAGAAACAAGAGAGAAUACAGACCAAAAACAGGUUAUUCAACCACAACCCAAACUCCAAAACUUAUACCCGUCCUUACCGGUAAUGUAUCAUCAAACGAAUAAUUUAUCAAUUUAAGAAAAAAAAAAUAUCUAUAUAUACGUAUCUGUGUGUGUACAUGUGUAUGUAUAAUUAUAUAUAUAUAUGUGCCACAAUAAUAAUGCCUACGGAAAUCAAAUACAAGAACAUACAUCACGUUUUCAUAAAAAUAUAAUCACUAUUCCUAUAGCUAUUUUACUAAACAUCUAUAGACCUUCCGUUAACACACACACACACACACACACACACACACAAAUACAAACGAAUUAUACACUAACAAUAAUAUAUACAAUAAAUGUCCAUUCCAAACGUUAUUAUAAACGGCCUUUAAUAUUAUACUAUAGUUAAAUCUAAAACGAGUAAUACAAUUUCGUCACAAUAUUACAUACAUAAACGAUACCUAUCUAUUAUUCCACACCCCAAAUAAUAUGUUUAAACAUUAAUACCCUUUAUAAAAAAUUAAUCUCUUCAAUUCAUUAAAUUUACUUCACAGCAGAAAAAAAAAAUGGAACAUAAUAUUGAAAAAUUGAACCAAAUACACGAAACACUUUAUCCCACCACUCGUUAGAACAAUAAAUUCUUCAAUAUUUUGAGUCACUAGACUAUUGAAAACAAAAAUAAUAUUAUGGAUACUUUGGUGAAUAUUGAACAUGGACAAAUUAAAUACCAGAAAAAAUUGCCUUCUUCAUAAACAAUCCAGUAACUACGGACAUUUUCAAAACAACGAUCGCAAUUCGCCACAAAACAUCCGUAAAAAACAUUAAAUACACAAUUUACCGCGAAUAAGACAAUGGUAUACAACAUGUGAAUAACGUGUUAUUCUAUUGAAAAUAAAUUGUUUUCGCGGCAAUUUUCUAGAAAUUAAAACGUCUCUUAAGACUUAGCAACUACUGAUCGGAUAUGAAUGUAUGAUACAUUAAAAUAUUUUUUUUUUCCAAUGAUUCACACGACACAUAUCACAAAAAUCUUAUUCUACGUAUAGAACUCUCACUUGAAUUUACUUCACGUAUGUACACUUUAUUUAACUUUUUUUUUGCCCCUCCCCUCUCCAUAAAUUGUUAUACAAUUAUUUUACUAUCAUUUAUUACGUUAAUUCGACUUCUUUUAUUAUUUUAAAAUUAUUGUUUAUAUGACAAUUAUUAUAGUUUGGUGUCUCAUUGGUUGUCGUUACUGGAAUAUAAGGUGAAUUACGUCCAGUAUCUACAUUUAACCUAUCAAUAAGUUUUUUGAUUGGUAUAUUGAUUUUUAGAAAACCAGGUAUCGGUGGUAUAAUAUUAUCUUACGUAACAUACAUUACAAAUUCAUUUUCAUUUGCAAUCUAAACUAUUAUGAUUAUUUGUGUGUUAGUCUUCACACGGUUCAUUAUUUUCGGGCACGUGUGAAUUUAUAUUAUCCACCGUUUGGAUUGUCGUUAUAUUUUUGUUGCUAAUUGCUUUUAUGAUUAAUAGGUUGGUUGUUAAAAUUAUUAGAUGACUGUGAAAAGUUAUAAAGAUUUCUUUGAUUCGAAUAUUCUUAGUCAUAAUGCGGCUGACCAUGUUGAAAAUUAAAUGAGCUACUAGAGUAUAGAAAAUUUCCACGAUAAUUUUAAUUAUUUGAGUUCAUAUUUUUUAUUUUUUAUAUUUAUUAUUGCCUCAAGAUACGAAAUUUGUGAAGACAAUUGUUUUACUUAAUUGUCUGUGUUAUUUUCGUUUAUUAUAUUUAGGUGUUCUUUAGUUAUUUUGACUUUAAUUUUAUCGAAAGCAUCAUAGUAAAACCAAUAGAUCCCUCACUCCGGUCUGAAUCUAGAAAUAAUUCAGAAAAUGUCAAUGUUUUUAUAUUUUAUUUUCAUUAACUUUGUGGUUUUUAAUAUUAAUUUGUUAGUUUAAUUUAUAUUUAAAUACUAUAAUAGUGUUUUGAAAUUAUCUUUUCUCAUUUUCAAGUACAUUUUGUUCAACAAAAAUUCAAAACACUGUUACCUAUGUUUUAUAAAUAUUUGUAUAUUUUUACGAAUCAAAUAGUAAAAAAAAAUAAAUAAUACCAGAUUUGAUUAUCUUUAUUAUCUCAUGAGAUAUCACAAUGUGUAUAUCUUAAAGGGACACCAUGUACACAGCUACACAAAACAUGAAACACAAUUUAUCGUUCUAACUCAAUGAAAAUGUAUCGUACUUUAGUCUUCUAAUACAUAGAUACUGAUCAGUGCCGUAUAUUUUCAACAGAAGAUACACGGGUUUACAACGAUGCACUUAUUUUUAUUAUUAUUAUUUAUUUUUUUUUUUUUUCCGUAAACCCUUUGUUGAUUUUGUUUAGGGAGUACGGUCAGGUUAUAGAUUAUUUGAGUAUUUCGAUUAUCUCACUCUUUUUAGUGUUGUGUGUUAUUAUUUUUAAUCCGAAAGAAAUAAUAAAUCAUAGUAUGUUUGAAAAGAGUUCCAAAAGAGUUGAAAUUAAUUCCACCGAAAAAGGUAGAAUCAAUUUUAUUAUAUUACUCAUUUAUAGUUUGUGUAUUUGUGCAAUGUUCCAAAGAACAAUAAGUACCUACCUAAUUUCAAUAAUAUUGUCAAUUUUAGAACUUCUAAAUGGAAAUUAAAAAUGCCAUUAAAAUAGUUAAAUUCAAAAACAAACAAAACCAGAAAUAUCGUAAAAUUAAUUAGUUUCACAGUAUUAACCUACUUUAAAUAUUAGGUACCCACUUGAAAUUGUAUUGUAAAAGAUUGUUUAUCAUAUUUCAUUAAUAAACUCGAAUUAAAAAAUAUUAUAUAGGUCAAUAUAAUAAUUAAAUAAUUUAUACCUACAUUUCUAUUUAAAAAAAAAAAAAAAAAAUAAAUAUAUUUCAGUAGUUAUAAUCUUCGAGUUAUUAUUGAUCUCGAAAAACUUUUGGUUGUAACGUAAAACUGUGAGAGUCAGUAUAGAUAAUUUCUAAAAGAAACAAAAAAUCCACGUGUGUUUAAAGCCAUUGCAAAAUAACAAUUUUUGAAAUAUUUUACAUUCCCGAAAUAAUCGGCAACGUAUAUACUAUAUAGUAUGUACAAUGUAUGUAAAAUGCAUAAAACAAUAACUAUAAAACAUUUUUUCGGAAAAUUCAUUCAAAAUUCGACGUAUAUAAAUGGAAAUAUCGGUUUUUAAGAAUUAUUAAACGAUAUGAUGGGCAUCUGGAAACUGGCUUUUUUUUUUAGGGGUGGAUCGAUACCGGUGCUAGAUACCGGUGGUGUCGAGAUUUUUUUUCUAAAACUCGUCCGAUUUUUUUCGGGGAAAAAAUGUCCGAAUGUGGAGUAUAAAUAAAUUAUUUUAAAAAAGUUGAUCGAUUGAUUUUGAUACGAAUUCGCGGUUUUCGAUUUAAAACACUGGGUAUCGGAUUUCGGGUUCGGUGAAUUGCGUCCCGAAAAUAAAAUGUGAAUACACAGCUAGGUGGAUUGCGGCCCGGAUAUUUUUCCCAAGCAGGUGAAUUGCGUCCCCGAUACGUAUAAUAGUAUGAAAUACUAUACACGAAAAAUGCUGUUCUAAGUAAUACUGCAGCAACACUGAAAUAGAAUGCUUCUGGAAGUACCCAUUGAUGGUUUUAAAUGUCGAUUCCGAAAACUUCUAACAAAUGAUAUACAACGUUGGUGUUGUUUAACAUUGCGUAAGUGUUAUUUUAAUUUUGAAAAUAAUUUUAGUACAAUAGACGAACCUACAGAACAUAAUCAUCCGAAACCGAAACGAAAAUUAUUAAAUCGACAAAAAAUAUUUUUCGUCAAAACCAUCGAAACUUUUGCAUAUAGAAUAAAAAAUAUAAUGACGUAAAAAACAAUAACAAUACUAGCGAUGUGGCAUUAACUAAAAGAAAUAUUCGUUGUUCACGCGUAUAUCUGUUCGUCCAAUAAACUACCAAAUAGCAUUUCCGAACUACUAGAUAUUAUUAUUUAAGUACGUACGAAAUAAAAACUAAUAAACAACAGAAUUAUUUAUCAAUGCACGACAAAUCUAUAAUGGCAUAAUUGGAUUUUCAGCAAAUCAUCUACGAAUUUGAAAUUAAAAAAAUUAAAAAAUUAAAUAUUUGCAGGAAGACUAUACGGCCAGCCCCCUCGUGCGGUUUCUUUUGGGGGGGAGGGGGCAAUGGUAAUGGGCCGAAUAGUGGGACGCAAUUCACCUAACGCCUCGGUUUUAUAUCGGUAGCAUAUAACAAAUCGAAUACGUCGGAAUAUUAUCGGAUAUCGGUAAAAAAAAAAAAAAAAAACGAUAUCGGCCCGUCCCUGCGAUAUGCGUAUACGACGGCAAAAGGACGAAACUAUAAAUGUUCACAACAAUCGAAAGGACCGAAGCAACAACAAGAUAGUUAAACUUUUUUUUUGAAAAUUGCCAAUUUUAGUGGAUCGGAAGCGACGAGUUUCUGUCUUACACGCGUGUUAUACGAGGAUUUACACGUGUUUUAAUUCGAACGUAACGAUUAAUCUAGUGAAGCGAUCGGAAUUCUGGAAACAUAUUUGAAUUUAUCGUGAAGUCUACUUGAGAUCGGCUUUUCCACUCUUUAUUUUCAUCUACUUAAAUUCUAACAAAAAAAAAAAAAAGCCACACUGAUAAAAGAGUAAUUGAACAAACGGAAUGUUUUAAUAUUUUUGGAAAAUCGAAAAUGCGGUAAAGUCGAUCUCAAGUAGAUUAACGACAAAUUCAAGUCUGCUUUCAGAAUACUUAUCGCUGUACUAGAUCAAUCGCGGUACGUUGGAAACGAAACGCGCGCGGAUGAUUGUUUUUGAACAACACAACGGAUGUAGUUAUGCCCAUUGUGUUUAUAUUGUUUCCGGGCACCGUCGAGGGAAACCAGAAGACGUCGAACGGAUGUUCCUACCGGUCCCGGACAAUUUCAAAAGAGCGGACUUUCGAUCCGUCGCCGCCCCAAGCCCGUCAAUAUUAUUGUUUAUUAUCGUUCGGCGAUAUUUCACCGUGCGUAAGUGAUGUUGUCGAAAACUCCCGUAUGCGUACGCGCGCGCGGGCCGUAACGCACCGCGCCGCGCGGCAUCCAAUUUCUAAUCAAUGGCCCCCGGGGCUUUAUGCCGGCGCGGACUUUUGUCUCGCGGAGCGUACAUACUCGCGCGCGCGUUGUAUUAUAAUAAUAAUAAUAAUAAUACGCCGUGGCGCCGUUUGUUCGCGAAACGUAUGCGCGAGUGUCGCGGCGCAAAUAAAACACAUUACACUAAUAGUUUCGGGAUCCCGGCGAGAAUAAUUUACACGCGCCCGCGCCUAUAAUACAUUGUGUUUCUCGCCAAAAAGUUCGCGGGUUCCCUUUGUGCGAUACCUGCAAUGUUAAUAAAACCCCCGUUAAACCGCCGCCGCCGCGGAUAACUGCAGCGAACGGAAAUUUCUGAUUUAUAACGAUUAUUUGUUGUGCGCGCGGUUCGCGGGCAGGUGUACGACGCCGUACCCCCCCCCCCCCCCCCCCCCCCCCCCCCCCCCCNCCCCCCCAACCCACCUCCCCUCCCCCCCGCGGUCCGUAUGUCGGCCGGCACGUACGCGCUGAAAGCGGCAAAGUCGAAACGGGAAUAAAACGUACACGAGCGCGGGACGAACACAACGCAACGCGUAACGUUCGGAUCCGCGUUGUUUCACGCGCGGAUCGCUAUUAUGCGGCGCCGUAAAGACACGCGUCCUACUUUAUUUGUUUUUUCGUAAUUAAAACGUCGCCGCGCGCGCCGCCGUUUACGGCGCGGCAAAACUUCUCGAAAGUUUUCCGACUGGUCCGCCGGUAUUAAUUGACGUUGUGUGAUGUACGACGUUGCGCGCGGUUACGCGGCCGCUCGGUGUUGCGCACGCCCCGCACGUACGGCCCAGUGCCGCGGUCACGGACGCCCGGGCGAUUCGGUUUCCGAGUACGGGCCGGCGUACGGCGUGGAAAGCCGGCCGCGCGCUACUUGUGCCGGGGCCGUUUUUUAAACGCAAACCCCCCGAUGUAAGGUAACGGGGACGGGCGCUGCAGCCGCCGCGGGAUGUCGGGAGGGCGGGAUACGCGCGGGAAUCGUACCCGCAAGCGACGACUGCUAACGAUUCUGAGCGCGGUCCAGUCGGUAGCGACGCCCCGCCAACGCGACACAAUAUAAUAUUGUCACACGACGGUAAAAUAAUUAUUUAGGCAUUGUACAUUUCGAGAAAAUCUCCUUUCAUAAAAGGGCCUUCACCGUAUGCAUCGGAAUAAGUGUUUUGGUAGAAAAAGUGAUCACAUAAAGGUAAACAAAAUAAACAUCUUCGUAAAACCAAUACAUUCUUCGCUGUACUCAGAAUCUAAAAAAAAUCGACAAAAAUUAAAAACUUGUAAACGAAUAGUGUCUUCAAGCCUGGCAGUUUUUGCGUAACGAUAAAGAUUUCGGUGUUUCUUGUGGUAUAGAAGAAGACGUUCAAGUGCGGAAAAUUAUAAUUUGAUUUAAAAAAAUAUAUUCAAAUUCUGUUAAAUACAAAUUGUUUAUUAAUUGCUCAUUGUUAUAACUAUGAAAAAUAUCUUUUAAGUAUUAUAUUUGUAUUUUUUUUUUUUUUUUUGAAGGGAGGGAAAUGGAACCUAAGAGUUUGGGUCCUUGUGUUCGUGGACCAUAUGCACACGCGUAAAUCAAGGCCUGUUUUUAAGAUAUCCAAGACAUCUUAGACUAAGUUUUAAAACAAUUUUGGUGAAUAGUUACCUAUAUAUUUUGCAUUGUUUACCGCAUUAAUAGUAUCCAAAUGGAUAUUGACAUUACGAUAGUAAUAAUGCAUAUGGGAAAUAAAUUUCGUCCGCCAACGAAAUUCGGAAAAUUAUUAAAUUAUAGGUGUGUAUUAGUCAUUUUAAAUUACCGAACGAAAAUAAAUAAUGGAAUUCAAAUGGCAGGAUUUCAACUCGGGACCACUCGGGCGUUUUUUUAUUUCGUGAUUGCUCACGUGCCGGAUUUUUUCUAACAAUUUAUUAAUUUAAUAAAUUUCAUCGAAAUGUGAAUUCCAUUUGUAUGCAAUUCAUAUUCAUCGGAUUAUAAACUAUGCUGGAUGUGUAAGAGUUUUUUUACCUCGUUCCUCGACCCCCUUUCCCAUCGCAAAAUACUGUGCGUACCUACUGUAAGUUGACUGUCGACAUUUUUGAUAUGCUAGCGCAGGUUAAAAAUAUGUAAGUUUUAAAACAUCGGAGUCGGAUGAAUGUACUUCUUUUGUCUUAUUACAAAUUUGGUUCGACAGAGCAGACUAGAGUAAACUGCAGUAAAUAAUGAAUGCCUAAUGAUAAGUGAUCCAUAAUGAGUAGUGUAAAAUAUAAACAGAAGUGAACAAUUCCUAUUAUUUUUGGAUAUAGAAGUAAAUUUUUUUUUUUAAAUUUUGUUUUUUCGUUUUUCUACGAUACUGAGUAAAUUAUAUGUCUAAAAAAACAUUCGCUACAGUUUUCCCCCGGGUGAAGAAAAACCGACCGACUGGAAACUAACGUAAAAAAUAUAUUGUACUGAGUUAUUGUUAUAUUUUGACACCGACUGUUAUUAUUAUAUGUUGUAGUUUACUGACAAAUUCAAAAUUUUCCUUAGACACGUGCCGCGCGACGACUGCGACGAUUAUAAUAUUACUGUCGUUCGUUCGUCCGCAUUCAAUACGAUUGAAUACAUAAUUAUACAAUUAAUAAACUAUCGACUCGGUGUAUAGUAUAAUAACGGUCUCAGAAAAACGGAAUCGAUUAAUCGAAGCUGCGCGAAUGACCAUUUAAAAAAAAAAAAAAAUCCAAAAAUAAUUGCUGUCCCGUAUACACUACGCCGUGAAUGUCUUCGAGAAACGAUUUGCAUGGGUAUGUGAACACGCAGUAUAGACACAAUAUAAACACAAUAUUAUUUCCAACGCUGUAUACACGUUCGCGUAUUGCGGAUUUUAAUCCAUUUCGAUAAUAUCUAUGUGUAUUGCGUGUACGUAUUACGUCACGAAACCGUAAAACACGCGUACACACAGAUGUGUUAUUACGCGUGUACGCGCUCCCGUACGUAUUGUUAUUGUUUUCUACGUCUCGCGUCUUUUACCGAAAAACGCGCUGUCCCCGCGCCGUUCGUAAUAUUGUGUUCGAAAUAAAUUAUCGUAACACCAAUAUUAUCAUGUCAUCUCCGCAACGUUUCGGUGUGUGUCAACAUCCAAUAUCGGACCAACACGGUUAGUUGAUUAUUUUCGCGGAAAACCGAAAUAGCGAAUUACAGACCGAGACGAUUUGAAAUUCAUAAACUCGGCUUAAGUGAUGGCGGUGACGGUGGCGCGAAAACGCCGAAACUCGUUCCUUGCCCACCAUCACCCGCGCACACACGCGCACCACGGAAUCGUUGUGUUGUACCAGCUAUAACCUAUAACAAAGUAUAUGUUUGUUUAAUAUUCAAUAUAUCGGUGCACGUUUGAAACGCAAAGGGAAAUCGAUGGCUUUCUGCAAUCGAAUUCGAAAUAAUGUGAACGGUGUUGGUGCGAAAAGGCGCAAGUCCAAUUUUUUCAUUUUUCAUGUUGUACGUUAAUUAUAUAUUUUUACGAAAUCGUGUGCCACAUCUACUGGUACCGCUGGUUUACGAAACUGUUACCUUCAAUACAACUAUUAUAUAGAUUUAGAAGAGAAGUACGGAGGAGCGAGUGAAUAAAAAGUUGAGUGCUUUCGCUGGGCGAACCCGGAGGAGUGAGGAAAUGGGUGACGCGUGAGGCAUCUGUAUGCUUUGCACGGGUUUCCACGUCAACGAUUCCCGCCAGACGGUUACAAUAGCUUGACGCGGGGCGCCUCUAUGUGGGUGUCAAGCGUUGUUAAUGCUGUGAAUUAAGGUUGGCGUGUCAACUUAGGUGGCAAUAAUGUUUAAGAAAUGUUAUUUGUGACGGAACUGGUAAUAUUGUUCUACGAUCGUUUAUUUCACCGAUAUUAAAAUAUAUCCGAAGUAAGACAUAAUAAAGGGCACAAGUGUUUAAUAUUUAAAUGCAUAUAUAUAUCAAAUUAUGUAGGUUAUUAUUUUUAUCAUUUUCCGUUUCAAAAAUUUGAUAUUUAAUAUAAAAUGUCGCUUCAAUAAUUAAUGUGACGGAUCAAUGUUUGGUUUUCUUCAGACCAGAGUUUUAGACUGUAACAAUUAUCACUGAGCAAAAGACGCUGUACAACUAAGAAGUUUAUCGAGAACCGAAAACCGCGUAUCGAAUCGUUAUUUGCAAAGUUAUCAUUGUAUUACGAUUUUGUUCCGCAAUAGCGUAUUGUUGUAGAACUAGAGAUUUAAUAGGAGCGUGUUUAUAAUUAUUAUGGCAUACGUAAAACAUAUUAUUUAACGAGUUUACAUUUUGAAAAAAUCUUCGGGCAAAUGCAUGAAAACUACGGUGCUAAAUACUUUAGAGGAAAGUAAAUUCGAAAAUAUAAAUAUUGACCAAGGUGGAAAGGGGCUAGUAAAACGUUUCGUCAGCCCCUUCCUCGAUGGGAAUCGAUUGAUCUCGAAUAUGGCUGCCGUGCAAAUUCAUGCGAAUUACGUGCUAAAUAUUGGUUUAAUUAUUUUUGAAAAAUCCCAAUAAGGGGUGAAGGGGUCGCUCUUCAAAUGUACGUCAUUAUACAUAUCAAUUAACAAUUGAUAAAAAACUGGAUUUUUGAUUUAAGCUCUAAAACCAUGUGAAUAAUACUCGAUCAAUAAUAUAAUAUUUUGUAUGGUACCCGUUUGUAUGUAUUGUGCAAAAGGACACGAGUCGUGUAAAACUAUACGAACAUUAUUUUUCAAAAUUUAUUUUUCGUAAUUUUAUUGGCGGUUUCUUUCAUUGGCUGUAUUCGGAUAACUAUCGGGUGAAUCGAAAAACUGUCUCUCAAAAGCCUCCAGUCUACACCGUGCUCGUUUCAACUGUUAUAAACUAUCGUCGUACGAACAGAACUAUUGAACUACCUGCCGCGGGAAUGCGUAUAAUUAAUAGUUAUUAUCGCGAGAGCGACAAUACAACUCACCGCUGUAAAUAAAUAAUCGCGUCCUUAUAUUUUACUGUCGUCGUGGCACAUUCACUAUUGAAAUUCACUCAAUACAUUAUCACCUACAACCGUAUGGACGCGGGCUUAUUAUUGUACGAAUUCAAUAUUUUACGGUUUUUAUUGGUCCAAUGGCUACCCGUAAAAACAACAGUGUUUUGCGAGAUGAAAAAAGCGAAAAAAGCACACGUCAUUAUUGUAAAACCAAUACACGCAAAAUGUUUCCGCCACCCGGAAUCCGGAUCACUCGCAGAGUGUAUCCGCGGUAUCUUUACUAUAUAAUAAUAAUUAUUGACAGGGGGGAAAAAAAUAUAUACGUAUAAAUAUUAUAAUCGGGUCGGAUAUUAUAGCGUAAUAAUACUAUAGUGUUUUGGACCUGUGCCAUCGUCGCGCACACAUUAUAAUAAUAUUGUCCGGGCCGAAUACGGGCCAAAAUAAAUAACAGGAUUUGUAAAUACUGUGAUGUCGUAUUAUAUUAUUAUUAUCAUUGUGCAGCCGGGUAAUUUAUUAUCAAUCAUUGUUUCGUCGCGGAAUAUCUCAAAACACAAACACGUUAUUGUUGCCGCCGUCAACAUCAGAGUGGGCAGUGUUUGUAGUGUUAUCGGCCCGGUCCGGUACCUACCGUCAAAUCGUCAAAAUGUCUGUUUCGAAUUACCCGCGUUCCGACGACGACGACGAUGAUGCCAACUCUCUCCCCUACCCUCCCCCAGUGAUGACGGUCCGCUAAAGAAGGUCCGGGGCUGCGGCGUUUUAAUAAAAUUAUAGUGGUCUUUCUAGGAGGGAGGGGGGUCGCGAAAAUCGCCAAUAAAUUACAAAUCGUGUAAAUGUACGGCAAUAAUAAUUUAUUGUAUUCGAGGAGCACGUGUUUGGAUAUAUACUAUCUAGAUACAGUUAUCGAUAGAUAAUUUUUAUAUUAUAAUCUUUAUCUUACGUAGGUGAAUAAUUUCAAAUUGUCUAGAUGAAUUGAACUAGAUACAUUAAUCUAGGUAACAUUUUUUUUUUUUUUUUUAAUAUUAAAUAAUUAGAAUUUUAUAAGAACGAAAAUGUUUUAACAUAAAUUUGUGUUCUGUUUUUUAAUAAGAUUAGUACCUAAUAUCAUUAGUUAUUAAAUAAUUUAUAUGGUUAAAUUAAUUUUAACGAGUUAACCCAGAUAGCAUAUCUGUAAUGAUAAUAUUAUAUUAAUAUAAUUUUUUCAUCAAAGAAAUGAUAUUAUUAAAUAAAUAUUGAUAGUAUAUCAAAUAAAUAUCUUUUAAAAUAAUAAUGUGAAUAUAUUAUUAAUAUAACAUCGUAAAUGAAAUAUUUAAGGAAUAUUAUGAAUAUAUUAUUAUUGUAUCUUUUCAACAAUUCGUUUAUAAUAAUACUCAACCGUUACUGACGACCGAUUGAUUAUUCACUUCAGAAAUCGCCAAAUUCGAAAAAUACGUUAAUGCAAACGAAUAUUAUUACGAUUAAAAGUACGCCAAGACCACAACGGGUCGACCGAGAUUUACUUAUCAUCUCUAUACAUAAACCAAAAACAUAUAAUUUGUAAUGCAAUUGGCAGUUAAAUAAAAUUGUUAUUAUUAUUGUACUUGGCCAUUACAAUUACCAUAUUAAGCAGUGCCAAUUUAUUUUUUUGUUUUUUUUUUUUUUUGAAGGGACACUUAUCAUUUUUAUAUAAGUUACCGUAUUUUGUUAAACGAUAAAUUACACCGAAAUAACCAAUAAAAACAAAAAAAAAGGGGCAAGGUUUCAGGGAAAAUUUCCUGUAAACAAAAAACAUAAUUGUACUCUGGGUCAAAUUUCUAAAUUCCUUACAUCCUUACGACCAUUUUAAAUAUGCAAGUUAGACCGGAACAAUAGAGAAUGUCAAUUGCUUCAUCGGCUAUGUUAUACUUUUCAAGUUCUUUUGGAUAUACGUGAUCUAAAUCGUGAACAUCGUAUAAAAACAUAAGUACAUACAUAAUGAUGGGAGUUGAUGAAUAUUGCACGAAUACGAUGAAACAAGGUGCCCUUUCUUAAACCAAUAACUUACUAGUUUGUUAUCGUAUUCGUGAAUAAUAGGAAUUCGAAAAAAUGUAAAAAUAUACGCAAACACCAAAUAACCGUCAAUAAGUAGACCGUUGUAGAUCAAUAGUCCAACAUUCCCACAAAUAGUUAUCUACUCGUCAUUAACGCGAUUAUUAUUAGCUGAUAAAUUAUGGUUAUUUCUUCAUCAGAGUUAAAUGUCUCUGAUAGCCAAACAGGGGCAUCACACCCAUUGCAAUUUUCAUCCGUAAUUUAUUAGCCUAGGUAUCGAUAAAUAUUUUUUCCGCAGCAUUCGGGCUUAAAUAUUCAACUUUUUUUUUUUAUUAUUAUUAUUGUUUUGUGCAAACCUCAUUACGCGUCGACAUUUUUUUUUUUUUUUUAAAUAAAUUGAUGCGGUGCUUGGCCGGGGGAGGGGAAAUUGUUCGCUUAAAGAUGUUUGCAAUGGCUUUUAAGAAACUGAAAUAGACGAUGCAAUAGAAGAUGAGAAUGUAGAUUAAUGCACACAGACAAAUCCAUACAGUAUUCUUGGCCGCUUUUUUUGUACUCCACCGCGCGUCGCGAGAACGAACCGACAAGUCACUGAUUUCGGUAACGAAAUUUUUUUCGAUUCUUGUCAACGUCACCGAGAAUCCGCGGGAAAGUGGCGAAACGCGAAUUCCAAAUAUUCGUAAAUUUUGUGUCCGUUUUUGGCGGUCCGGUCGGUCGACUUUGAAAACGACUUACGGCAGUACUAGGGAAGGGGACGCGGCGGAUUUGGACCGCACGAGUUGCGUUUGUGCACGACGGAACAGCGGCAAACGCCCACCAACACCGGUGCAGUGUACGCAUGUAAACGGUAACUUAAAUAACGCAAAUAUAAAUGUAUUACCGGGUAAGGUUUGAAACUUUGUAUAUGUAUGUGCACGUAAUAUUAAGACAAAUACGAACAUUUUUAACGAACGAAUCAACAACGGCGGCGAAUGGGAAAUUUACUCCGCGCGCGUAGUUUUUGGAGAGUUUUACGGCGACGGGUCGGUGUAAACAAAUAAUAAUAAUAAUAAUAAUAGUAAUAACAAUAAUAAUAAAAUAUAAUAUAAUUCUACUACUACUACUACUACUACUACUACUACUAUUACAACCACUGUAAACGCGGCGGAAAUUUUCGCGAGGCGGUAGAAAAACGUACGCGCCCAACAAACGACGCGGUGUGAGGGGGGGGGGAGAGCGCCUGAACAAACAGACCGUCUCCGCUCGAAAAACAUAUAUGUAUAUUCGUUGCCGGUCCGCGCGCCGUUUCUACACCGGGUGCACGGUCGGUGGAACGCCGGUGGAUGAGGUCCCCCGACCGCCACCUCGGCCGCCCCGGUGUAGUUGUGCGUGUGUGCGUGUGCGCGUGCGUGUAUAUUAUAACUUUGUUGCGUAUUAUGUUUGUCGACGGACUGUGAAUAAAUAAAGAACAAGUUUUUAGAGUUUCUGCGGUGAUGGCGGUGGCGGCUCUAUGUGCACCGCGGCGGGCGGCGGCGGCGACGACGAAAACGGCGGCGGCGACGGCGACGACGGGAAAACCCGAGUUCGUGUUAUAUACGCGUGUUUUUAUUGUAUUUUCGCAAUACAGGAGUACCUCCAACUACUCGCGCACUACUUACUGCUCGCGCCGCUACUCACUAACAAGCGGUGGCAAAAGAUAAAUACAAAAGUAUUGCGGUUUAAAUUAUAAAAUAAUAAUAUUUCACGUGUAUGCGAAAUUGAACUUUUCCGUUUAUGCGUCGCGCGCAGAAAUCUCAUCGAGACGAUAAUAAUAACGGCCUGACGCGACUACGGCAUGAAACGGCGGCGCGCGCCGUCCGGGAAACGAUCGACGUUUUGUUUAUUUUUUUUUUUUUUAUCUCUAUUGACUUUUUGUCUUUUUUUUUUUUAAUUUUUUUAUCCCCCUGUCUGCUAACAGUUUCUGUACCGGAAACAACGCUAAAGCUCGUCAACCUUGUCGGUGGUUUUCGAUGGUACAUUUUCUUGAGUGGAUGCUAUCUAGAAUGUCUGGUUUCUGAUUCUUCGUGCAGGUAGUUUUCUUAAGAACAUAUUAGGGAAAAACGGGAAAACGAACGCAACUACGGAUUCAUUUAUUUGUGUUCACCCAACAUCACACCUACGAUACUAGCAACGUAUCAUAUAGUGUUUUUAAUAAUAUUUUGAAUUGUUUUCUUUUUUUCUUUUCGAGUAUGAUACAACUAAUAAUAAAAAAAUUGUAUUUAAAGACUGAAGAAAAAUUAAUAAACCACGUCCAUAUAGCAAAACUAAUACAUUCCUCGCUACGCUCAGGUGCCCUCGGUAUUUAAACAAUUAUAACUUAUUUAGGUGACUGUAUUAUACUGUCGUAAUGAUAGUGUAUUUUAAUAUUAAAUUAUUGUAUUUUCUUGUUACAGACACCGGACGUGACCGCGGACAAAGACGAGAUGGUAGUGACGACGAGCGUUCUUAGUUUUAUGCUCCGAGCACCGUACUCCGCAGAGGAUCACGAAAAUGACUACAACGAAACGACUUUGGUUUGCCGAGCGUACAAUCCGGCCAUUAAAAUCGAGCGCACUUACGUGGAGACCAAAAUCACGUUAGACGUACAAUGUAAGUUAAAAAUAAAACAGCUGGUGACGUAUACGGAGAUUGAUUUUACAUUUGAUUUGAAUAACCCAAAUAUUUAUCGUUUGUUUAAAAUGAAGAGUAUUUGAAUCUAGCCUCUAGAUAUUAUAAUAUUAACAUGAAAUUCACGUUAGUUGAUCAACGAUGUGAUCUUGUUUUACUUAUUGACAAUUUGCGGCUAUCGUUUUUCCUUUGAAUAAUUUACUUUGAAUUGACAUUAGUACGUUGUUGUAAUUUGUUUAAUCUUUGCAUGAUUCAAAUUCUCGUUUUAUUAUAUGUAUAUUCUCGUUUAUUCGGUUCGAUUUUUAAAGUAAAAGAAAAUUUCAAUACAAGAGUUGUAAAUAGAGCUGUGAAAUCAAUACACAAAAAACCGACAAAAUAUCCGUUAAAAAAUGUACUCUUAAAAUUCUUUAGAUAUGUAAACACAUGCACUAAUUUUUCAAAGGUAUGCAAAAUAAUAAUAAAAAUAUUUUUGUAAUGUUCUGAAAACAGUUUUCAAAUUGACUUUAAUUUUAGAACAUUUAAUUAAGAUUUAAUUAACGUUUAAUUAAUUUAAGAUUAAUCGGAAAAUUGUCUUAUAUGGUUGAAUAAUAAAUCAUGCAUUUAAUUCACUGCUUUGAUAAUGAAACACGAAGCAGGAAUGUGCAUCCAUUUGAUUUUAUCACUUCCUAGUGCAAACGAGAUAAUAUUAUUAUAAUAAUAUAAUAUAAUCUCUUAGAAAACGAUACAAUAUGUACAGGGGUGGAUCCAUUGCGUGAGAGGGAAGGGGGGUCAUAGGACUUACCCUAGAAACGAUAAGCUUAUGAUCUUUACGUUUAUUUGAAAACUAUGCAAAUUAUGCACGUGUGCAAUAUGUAUUUUAUUUUAUAUAGUUUCAUACAUACUUAUAAUUAAUUUGAACGUACUCGGUAUACAAAAUAAAAUAUCUAAAUUUUAACAAAAUUGAGCAAGUUAAUUAAUCUGUUUAAGCCAGUUUAGCUAGUUUAAGUAAAGUUUUCUUUAAAAAAAUAAAUAAGUAACUAAGUUAAGUUAAUGUUAGUAUUCAAAUACAUAUUAAUUUGUGUAACUUAUUCAAGGUAUCAAAAAUAAUAACUUAAAUCAAGAUAAAAGUUACUUUUUUUUAAUUUUCCUUUAAUUAGUAACUACACUCAUAAUUUUUACUAUUUUGUAUUCAUAUUUAUAGAAUUACUAUAAAAGAAUUUGUAGAACCCGUGUGGGUGUCCCAUAGGUCGCAUGCCAGACUUAUUAUGUGAUGAUAAUACUUACGAAAAAAAAGAUUAAAAUAUAAUUUUCGUUGAAAAUAAAUGAAAAAAUUAAAUGUUGGUGAACAGUUUUUUUUCAUACAAAAUUCGUAAAUUACUAUUUAGAAAUAACUUAAUGUUUAACAAAAUAAUGAACAUUAUUAAAAAUUGUCCAUGUUUAAAAAUUAUUUAUUGCAAGAAAUAAUUAUGUUAUUUUAUUGAUUAAGUUAUUUUGCAACAUUGUCUCCAUUAUUUUUAAACUUUUUAAGUUUAAAGUUAUUUUAAACAAAAAACAAAUCAACUGUUUUUUUUAAUUAUUGCUUAACAUUAAAUAAAAUGUUAGCUACAAUACAAUACCUAGUAGAUUAAUUGAUAUAUAUAUAUUGCGGUUAUCGAAAGAUCGUAUAUAUUGACUAAAAAAAAAAUUAUUUUAAAAAAUUCUGCGAUAUUAAUUAGUAAUGUAUUCACGUUUCGAUAUCCCAAUAACAAUAAUAAUUAUUAUUAUUUAUUUUUUUUUUUUUUCUGACUUUACAAUGAGGAAAUAACGUGCAGUUUUCUUUAUUUCCGGCGAUUUCAGAAAAAUUAUAAAUUAUAAUUUGUGUUCGUUUAAUUUUCCCGGGUACGUUUAACUACGUUUUAUUCAUACAAAUAAUACAUUGGACGAGCUAUUCGGCGAGUAAGUAGACGUUGCAUGAGAAAAAAAAACGAGUUUAUAAUAAUUAUUUUAGCAUACUGCGAAAACUUGGAAUUUAUUAUUAGGGGUUAUGAUUUUAAAAUCUAUAUUUAGGACCUAACUUUUAUUUUCGGUUCUGAGGAGAAAACGCUUGAACACGCAUUUUAAAUUACGUAUCGAAUCAGUUUCCGUGUGUCAUUUUUUAUAAUGGGUCAUUGCUUUCUCUUAUCCGGUAUAUUUACCUACGUUUAUUUAUAAAUAAUCUGUUUCCUUUUUUUUUUUGUUUUCAUUGUCCGAAGACUCUCCGAUAGUACGGUUACAAUUUGGCACACGUUUGCAGAGCACCGGACGUAUAGGUCCUGGAGAUGACGUGUAUUUCGAAUGUGUUGCCCGAGCCAAUCCGUCAACCACCAUCCGUUACAGUUGGUACCACAACGUGAGUAAUCGGUUUUAUACUAUAAUACAGUAUUUAUAUUUAUUUCGAAUUGAUGAUGGUUUCGAAUUGUCGAUACCUCGCACAAUAGUAUACCUAUAUUUUGUUAACAAAGUUUAAAACGAGUUUUAUACAUACACACACACACAUACACAUACACACACAUAUAUAUAUAUAUAUAGGUAAUAUCAAGUGGACGUAUUAUUUUUCGGUUUGAUUUCGUACAACAAACUAUAUUUCUAUUUUACUAUGUAUACCUAUAGGUACGUACGUAAUACGUAUAUUAUGUGUUUAAAUUCUUUAAACGCGUUUAGAAUUUGAUUAAACCCACUACUUACUAACACAAGCGCGCGCACGCGCGUGUGUGUGUGUAUGUGUGUGCGGGUUUUAAACCAAUACGUACAGACUUGCUUCGGUGUGUAUAAGAAUUAUUAGCUAUACUCAAUAACUCUGGAACUUGAUAGUUUGCCGAGUAUCGAUUUUUCUAUACAGACAAAUUAAACACGUCAAAUUGCAAAAGUUUUAAAGUUUAACAAAAUAUAGGUUUAGUAAUAAUAACCGAAAAGGGAAAAUAUAAUGUUAUAUUUUUUGAAUUAUCGUUGUUGUUUUCAGUUACACGACCUAUAAUAAGGUACCUAUGCGAAUAAUUGUGAGCAAUUUUAAUUUCUAAACUUAUAAUGAAAUGGCGUUAAAAGACCGAGUGUUUCAACGCCGUGAUUACGCGACGUAUACUUAAAAUGCAAUACAUUAAUCUUAUGUAGCGCAUUUUUACGCUGCAGUACUUUCUGAUCGACGGAUCUAGACUUUUAUAAAUAUACGUACAAUACUAUUUUGGGUAUAGGCACAUAAACAAGAAAUAUGUGUAACCCUGUUUUAACAAAGAAAAAUGAAUGGUUCAAAGAAUCUCGGCGACUGUUAUUAUAACAACACAAUAUAGAUUAUACGAAUGUCGGUUGAGAUACCUAUAAACGAUUCAAAGGGGUAUAGAAAAAAAUGAACAAACGUUUUCGAGCAUUAGUUUUAUUUUUGCCAACGCCAUCUAUAAACGGGAGUGUCUUGUCGGUAGAUUUAUUAUAUGUACCGUGAGAGUAGGCAAUUUUGUCGUUGUCGUCUUCACUAUAUACCGCGACAAUUCUCCCGGGUAGUGCAUUGUACUAGACACUACAGUAGGUAACGAAAAGGAUCAUUUACAAAUGAAAAUCAUAUUAUGUAACCAUCAACCCCGUACUAUUAUGCGCGAUAUGUGCGAAUACUCUCAUGUGUUUCUUUUUUUUUCCCCUCUAUACCUACUAGUCUUUAGAUGAGUUUCUAUUACCGGCCAUUAUAUUACACUGUAGGUGUAUAGAGGAAACGACAAAUCACGUACAUCCGCACCUCGAUAAAUAAAAAAAGAAUAUGUUUACUUAAACAAAAAUACAGACGCACUGUUGCUAUAGUAUGACUGCGAGUGUCCGAAAGUACAAUAUAUUGUGUGUGUUUAUGUAUAUAUAUAUAUAUAUAUGUGAAAAAAAGAGUUCACACCGCUGAUGGGUGUGCUACUGUUGUAGGUAGGUGCGAAGUUGAGAAGGUAGCGUACAUAAAAUUAUUUAAUUUAUAUCUGUACGCAACGAUAAACCGUUACCAACGAAAUACAGUGAUGUGCGAGGUUUGAUUACAUAUUACAUGUUUUGAAAUUCCGUGAUUUAUAAAAUUCUCAUUAAAAUGUGAACUUUAAACACUUGCAUAAAAAACUAUUAUAUUGCGCUCGUAUUUAUUUUUCAACCUCUGAGUACAACUAAGCAUAAUGAAUCUCAUGUAAAAUGUCCAUGUAUUUUGACUCAACCUAUACAAUUUUAUCCAUGCAAGAUCGUAUAAAAAUUAAAAAACUGGAAAAUAUCAAAUUCCUAUAAAUAACUUCAAAGUUACCCAAAUUUAUUGAACAUUUUACCCUAUGACUACUACUCAUUCUUUUAUAAAUGUAUACCAAAUCAUUUUAGAAUUGCCUCUAUUCAAAAAUUAUAUUUUCAAUACUACUGUCAAUGAAUAUCCAAAUUUAGGAAUUUUAAUAAUUGAUUUUGGGAUAUAUUUCGAUACCUAUAAAAAUCUCUACACUCAUUUUUAAUCAGAUUAAAAAAUUAAAACCAAACCGAAAAUAAUGAAACCGGUAUGACCGUAAACUUGUAAGUCUUUUAAACGUUUUUUUCUUCAAAUAUUGAAAAACUACAAAUAAUAUAAAAAAAAUUAUAUCAUAAAGGACCAAUAAGAUUAAAUUUGAUUCCAGGGAAGGUGCGAAAUUUACAGUAGAACCUUGUCACAAAUACAAAAAAAAAAUUAAUUAACUUAAAAAGAGCACGCACAUCACAUACUAAAUAAUAUCCUAACUGAAGUUUUAAAUUUAAAUUUUACCAAAAGUGAAACUUAACCCUUCCGUGUAUUAGUGUGUUCGCUUCGUUUGAAUUCGAGACCGCAUUAUUGUCUCUGCAGGAUCUAGAAAACAGUUAGAAGGAGCAUUUAUAUCGCGUCCUUUGCUGCAUACUAUAAUAGGUGCUGCAAGCAUUCGUAAUCCUUUGCAGUGGGGAACGUUAAUCGCAUCGAGUAUCGGUAAAACAUGGCAAGCAUUGUGUAAAGGUCAAUUCGCGUUGAGCCGACGGAAGUGUACAUUAUAUUCACGAAUUCGGGUAGUUUAGAUUUUAGGUUAACAAUAUGGAAAUAAUACCUACGAAUAACUGCAGUAUGUCUAUGGGUCAAUUUACAAUAGUUUAAUCGGAUAUUAUAAUAUACAGAACACGCAAUACAAUGUAAGACACUCAUUAGUUCUAAAAUAUAACAUGCCCUUAUAGUUUGUCACCCUUAUAUUCAGGAGUAAAACCACGAACACAUUUUGAUUAUUAAAUGACAACAUGUAUACACAAUUCCGCAAACAGAUGAAGUUUUAGUUAAAAUAAAUGUUGGCGUUAAAACGAUAAACCAGAAACAAGGACGAAAAACUUUCAAGAGAGGGAUAGGAGGUCAAAAUGUUAAAGGUAUUAAAACGUUCAAAGUCAACAUUAAAAGUAGUUUACAAUAUACGGUUAUUUACGGAAUUGAAACCGAAAAAACUGAUAACCCGUGUUAUUAUAAUGGCAUUUUAAAGCAAAAUCAAAAUCGAAGUCAAAACAGUAAAAUUUGUAAUACCGGUAUCAUACGAACAUCAGAUGAAAAUAUAAUGCCCAUUAUAUGGUUGUUGUCAUAUCAUUAAAUAUUCGAUAAUUCUGAUUUUGAUAAUGUGGUGACGACCGCAAUACAGCCAUACAAUAUAGAUUUAAAAAAAAAUGUAUGUAUAUAUAUAAAUAGGCAGGUGUUAAACUUCUAUUUUACCACAAAACUAUAACCUAAAAAUCUCUAAAGAAAUUGACCUAGAUACCUAUUUUGCUUUAAUUUUCUUUUAUUAAUUUCACAGUCGAGUGGCACUGCUGAGUGUUUUUCUAUAAACGCUAUUUUAUGCAUUAUUUCUCUCAUCACAUUUACUUACUAACUUACUGUCAGUGUUAAGACUUAUCUAGAUAAGAAUUACUCUAUUUUAUCUUAUCUAGAUAACUAUUGUGCCAUUUAUCUAAAAGAUAUGAAAUGUAUAGACAAUUUAUUGUUUAAAAUUGAUGGUAUAAACGACUCAUGAGUCUUGACUUGAAAUUUUCACAUAGUAAAAUCAUUUAAGUGGCUUACAUAGUAGGUGAUUAAUUGCCGAAUUAAAUGUAUUUUAUUUUGCACGAUUAAUCACCGCGUUUUUGAAGAUAGGAGAGGACAUUUUCGUUAUUUAUUCUCACUAUAUUAUUUUGUUGUAGAAAUUAUAAAUACACAUAUUUUUUUAAAUAUUAUGUUGUAUGUACAAUUUUCAAAAACAAAUAUUUACAAUAAGCACAUUGGUCUUCAAAAGAGACGCGACAAUACAUGAAGCGAGUAGUCACCCAAUAGUAACACUCGGCAGUCAUUAGUUUAAUAAUUCUUAAUAUUUUUUUUUCUUUUUAAUUUAAUUUUAAUGAACUAAAUCCCGACACAAGCGUCUCUUGAGCUUCCUUGGAGGAUUACCAAAAUGUUAUCAGGGAUGUUGGGCGAAUUUAUAACCAUAAUUAAAGGGUUCGGUUGGUUCGCCGGUUACUUGGCGACGUGGUUACUUCCAAGAUGACCCGUACAACUAAGUCAGUAUGCAGCAUGUAGUUUCACUCAUAAAAGGGUAAGAUCGUAAUCACAUAUAAAGAAAUAGACUAACAGGCUCGUAUUUUUUGGAUAUUAUUUUCUUUUUCUUUUUUUUGCCACGCCCCAUAACUAGAUAACGUAGGUGCAUAUAGGCUUUAAGAGGAAUUUAUAUAAAAGCAAUUUAUUUUUUAAGCUUACCUCCGAAUGCUUGCCUAAAAAAGGGAAAAAGGAUUUACGACGGAAAUUGUGCAAGAGGCGUGUUUGUUUAAUAUAUUCUACCCAAGUAAGGGGUUUAUAUAGUGUGUCAGGCCUAAAGUAUUUAACACUAAUAGCAAAAAAAAAUAAUUUGGUUUAAAAGGAAAAUUGAAGGUACUAUACUCUCUUAAAUUUUGAGCAGAGCGAGGAAUAUAUUAGUUUUACAAUAAUGAUUUUAUUUUUUUUUUUUUUUGUGAACAACUUUUCUAUCAGAAAUUUCGCUCCGAUUUUCAAGUGUACCAUCUUUUAUGAAAGGAAAUUUGACUGGGGUUAAACCUAACCUCAAAAAAUUAGAAAAUUUACGAAAUUUAUUAUUCUCAAAUCAUGAAUAUUACGACCUUUUAAAACAUGCAUAACCGAACUCCAAUCAAAAUCGUUUUUAUUUAACAAUGAUUAAGCUUUGCAUACAAACAUAUAUUCAAUUUUCCCUUACCUUUCUAACUUCUCACCUAUAAAAUAUUUAAAAAAUAUAAAAUACUUAAAAUAUAAUUUAUUUUUUUUACAUUUUUAAAUCGCUUAAUUGUGCCAAAUUGCCAAAAUAAUGCACAAUUGGCGACAUUCGCUAAUAAUUAUUUUGAAACGCUAAUACAGUUUCCAAAAUCAUUAAAUUGUAGAUAAAUUGCCAAAAUUGAAAACGCUGCUAUUGUCUGUUAUUUCGCCACGAUACGUAAGUUUGUUCCUAGAGAUAUUUUGUUAAUCACAUAAUACCUAGAAGUCCGAAAAUCGUUUGUUCAUUCUGUUGUUAUUGUUUGUUACUAAUUUACAAUAUUUAAGCCUAAAGAAAUAACAAGCUAACUAUAUUUGUAAUGCCGGUGUCCCAGUGAUAUCUCGGUGAGAUAACAGGAUGGACAAUAAACACUAGUGAAGUUAAAAUAUUUACGUACAACUCUGGUCAAAUUUCAUAAAUAAAUGUGUUAUUUUUACUUUACUUUAAUUACAAAUAAGUUAGUGAAUGAACUACGAAAAAUGCACUUACUAAUUUAAAUCUGCAGGGCUUGAGACCGGUGUCAAAACUGGUGUUGGAUACUGAUAUAAAUCCGGAAUGAAAAUCGAAACUGAAAAAUCUGAUACCGGUAUUAUUAAUCAAAAUCGAAACAGACAUUUUUUUUUGACGGUUUUAAGCUUGGGUUUUUAUUGAACAUAUUAUAAAUGUGUACAUCUAAUUAUCUGUGUUUGUGUUUGUUUUUUUUUUUUUGUCCGUGACUAUAUUUAACGUAUUAUAAUAUUAUGCUAACUAUACGGAAACUUUUUUCGAAUCAAACGACUUGUGAACAGAACACAAUACGCAGGACAUGGAUUUUGAUAAUAUUAUAAUAUUGAAAUAUACAUUUUCUUUAAUUCAUUCACGUAUUUAAAUGAACGUUUAUCGAAUGUUCUUUUAACCCUUAAUAUAUUAUGUACAAUGUACAUGAGAAAAACAAAAAAAACCGUCUAGCCAUCUCGGUAAUAUAGCUUCUUCACUACACUGCAAAUCUGAAAAAAUAACAGUAAUGCUAUAUUGUAAAUAUUUUAAUACCGAUAUUGUAAUGGUAUGUGGCUUUCUCGCGAGUAUAGAGUAUAGAGUAUUAUAUAAUAACGAGUUAUUAUGUUUUUAAACAUGUUUAAAUCGCAAAUUGAACGAGAUGUGUAUUAAACACUAUUUAAACUGCAUAUCUGAACAAAUAUCGUUGUGCCCCUCUAUUGCACGCACGACGGUCCACGCACGGACAGGUAAAUGUUGAAAUAACCGACUUUAAGUACGCAUUUACUCAAGCACAAUAUGAGCGUUUCGCGUUUUCGCAUUGUUAAAUCACGAUGUACGAUCAUCACGGAUUUCGGAACUCGCCCGACGUAUAAUAUUAUUAUAUUUCGUGCGUUAACGAGCUACUAUAUUAUAGAGACGGGCAGCAUGUUAUAUUAUUUAUCAAAUAAAAUAAAGCAACGGCAAUCCUCCGUCACUACAUUCGAAAUAUCCCCCCUCGAUUUCGUAUUAUAGAUAAUAUAUUCUUUGUAAAACAAUUAAUGAUCGUGUGUCCGUAUUUUAGUGUAGUCACUAAAAUAAUUGUUGUACUAUUUCCAACACAAAAUGUGAAAUUUAAUCAUAAACAUAGUAGCGGUGAGAACUGAAACCCCCAUAAGAAACAUCAUAUAUUGAUACUAAUGGCACGCGCAUACAAAAUUGCACCCACCUAGUUUUAAUCUCGGAGUGUAUAAAAACUAUUCAAAAUUAAAACACCGCCCUCCUCCCAUAACGGCAUGGUGAAAUUCAUAUAGAAAUUAAAGCGAAUUUCUAAAUCCAAUAAUGUGUAUUUCCAAAAAUAUAACGUAUUUACCGAAUAGUUUGAUAUUUUAUAAGUAUAGGCGUAUAUUGUAAUUUGUAUUGGAUUAUCCCCGAAAAUGUCACUCUGUAAACAGGUAGAUCAACAAUGUAAUAAUUUGUCAGACACGGAUAUGUUUCCGUUACUUAUUUCCAGCGGCUCCCAUUGAACCGAAUGAUCUCAAACUCGUGAAUAUUGGAGUCGUUUUUAAAAUUAAUUGAAUUGGUGCAAUUCUGGGUAAAUAUCAAUCAGAAAUUCCGAAAUGAAGAUAUGUGUAUGCAAUUUUGUGUAUGAAUUGAAUUAGCGUCAUGGAUAUCAUAAAAGGAUAUCAUAUACCUUUUAAGAAUUUCGGUUUUUAACUUCCUCUCCCAGCAUUUCCAUGCUAAAAUGUCAUGUUGUUAAAUAAUUGCAUCGUGUUUUAUAAAGGCGAAAAAACAAAAGAAAAUCCUAUUACGGUUUUAUAAAAUCGUAUGAUGGGCAAAUUCAACUAUAUAAUAUAUAGUGACGGUGUUGCUUUCACGGGUGUUAUUUUAAAACUUUUAUAACUAAAUUUUAAUAUUAAAAACUUUAAAGAGUUUUUUUUUUUUUAUUGGAGGGGGAGUUAAAAAGGGGUUGUAUGUACCUAUUAUUUUGAGUAUUUAUACAUAAGUCUAUGGACGUGUCAGUAUAAUAUGCAUUUAACUGCAGGCUCUAUAACGUUUGUUGAUUUGUGUGCAACAUAACAGGGCGUGCGGCUGACGGAAGACUCGGAGAAAAGACGAACGGAGGGUAGCGGCGAAAAGAAACGCGAGAAGAAAAACAGGCUGGCCAAUAAUGUAAUACAGUACAGUCAAGAUAACGAUUUGGUUUUGCAAUCCGUCAAGGUGGCGGCGGCGGGAAAAUACACGUGCCAGGCGACAAACGGAAUCGACGACGAGACCGUAGGGAACAAAACGAUGAGCAAUACUGUUCGGUUAUACGUGAAACGUGAGUAUAAAAUAUUUUGAUAUACUAAAAUUCUUUAAUUCACGUGUACACGCUCUUACGUAUUCACGUGGAACAAACAUUGGAAUCAACAUGCCCGUGUAUCUAAAAAAUCCCCGUACACACGUAAUUAUUCACGAUUACUCGUAUAUUUAUUAAGUAUCCACGUAAUUCACGUUAUUUUUCUCUUAUUUUCGCGUACUUACGUGAAUACUCGAAUAAAAAUAAAAAACGUGAACACUGAACAUGGGUAGUAAAUUCACGUGUAUUAAAUUUACGUUACGUGAGUACAAAUUGCUCAUUCGUGUAUUGAUUCAUGUUUUUAAUCGAGAUCUCUAAUACGUAUUCUAUAGGUACUUACUGCCUAUGUAUUUAGAAAAAAAAAAAAAAAAUUAAAAAAAAUGGUGAUUUACUUUAUAGUUUUAUAUUAAUCGACGAUUCAAGACGACAUUAUAGGAGUAAAUUAUCGUGUAAAAUAGGUUCCUUUAAUAUGGGUAAUUCUAGUGCGCGAUUAAACGGUCGACGCGGGAAUUUAUCGCGUCGGGUGGUUUCGAAAUUAACCCCACACAUACAAAAUUUAAUCUUCUUAAAAUACAUUUUCGUUUUUAAACUAUUAGAUUUUACCUAUACCAACGGUCGACCGCGAAUACAUCACAUUAUUAGGGUCUUUGAAUUGUGUGGUCUACAUAACCUUUUUGUACCCGAAAGUGCUCACGUUUCAUUAUUGUAUCGUAAACGGUAUUUCACUUUUGUCCAUACUGUUAUACCUAUAAAUAAUAAUAGAAUAAUGCGCAAUAAUAAAUAAUCUAUUAAUAUUAAUUCAUUUUUACCCGCGGGCAGAAACGAAAACUCGAAAUUUUCCGGAUAAAUAUUGGAUCAUUGGAUCCGAACGUUUUAGAACAACGCAAUGGCGAUGAAACUGUAUUAUCUGUAUAAUCUGUAUGAUAAUUGUUUUUUUUUUUUUUAAAUAUACAUGUCAUAAUUUUAAUUGUAAUGUAACAAUUUAAACAUAUACCUCUAUCUGAACAAUAAUAUUACAUUGUUAAACAUAUGAUAAAAUGUUAAAUGAUUUUCGUUUCCUUGUGGAAAACCCUACGAUCUCUUAAUACUUUGCGAUCAUUUAUAAUAUUGUAUGGUUGAAAUUCACGCGUGCGUAAUAAUAACAUUCAAAUCAAAUUUCCGGAAUAAUUUGAAAUCCGCCCGGCACUUGUUACUUGUCGUACAUCAUUAUAAAAAUAAUAAUAACCGCUCGUGUUCUUUUAACGCAUUUUCAAUUCCACACAAUUAAAUAAAUCGCAUGUUUUUCCGUUCCAUAUUGAUUUUAAUGUAAUACGACUUAAUUUUAUCAUAAUUUUUUUAUUAUUAUUAUUAUUAUUGUUAUACACUUAAGCGCAUUUUACUAACGCCAUUGUGCAAACGAUCGAACUCUGAUAAUAUUAAAACAGGAAGAACUCCAGGAAAUAGUAACGGUGAAUCACGGCGACGAGUUGAUGGAUACGUGAUUGAUUAUUUGUUUAAACGCGUCAAACACAGAUGGCAUUUCGCAUUCGGAACGGAGGGACGAAAACUAAUUAAUGCAGUCAAAGAUCAAUAGUGUUAUUUGUGAUAAUUAGAGACGCGCGGUAACGUAUAAUAUAACGACGGCUGAGGAGUUUAAAGCCCGUAAUAAUAUAAUAACAAACACUUGAAUAUUGAAAAUGAAAAUACCGCGCGGAAAUAUCCUUUUAUAGACCUGACAAUUUCACCGAGUACUUAUAUUUCAAUGUUGAUGUCAGCAUUAUUUGCUGCGGUAUAAUAUUUCUAAAAUAUUAUUUUAUCGUUUUUUUCUUUGAAAACUUUCGAGUUUUUAUUAAAUUUUUCAAACCUCUGCGGAUAAAAUUGUUUCGGCUGCCGUAUGUGUACGCUCGAAAAUCGCACGCACAACAGAAGGAUUUAAGGUAACGGUUUUUUGUUUUUUUUUUUUUUGACUCAGACGUGCCCGUGUGCCAGCACCGCGAGGACGUUAACAUCAUCAUGAAAAUGUACGACGGACCCGGCGGCGUACCCGAGAUCAAAUGUCGCGCGGGCCGUGGACACCCGCCGACCUUCGAGUACCAAUGGACGUUCUUCCCGGAACCGCCCGCGGACCGGGACGCUCGCCACGACGGUCGGCUCGAGUCCGACGAAACGGCUUACGGCGGACGUCCGGCCAGAGAACUGGACGCGCUGCUGUCGGGGACCGCCGUACAGGGCGGCAGAGACGGCGUCGGAACGUCGUACAAGUUCACCACGAGCACGCCGUUGCUCAAGUCGUACGUGUCGGCCGUGAUGGCCGCGGCUUCGGCCUCGUUCAACGGGGCUCGCCCGGACUUCCUCCGCGGCCGGCUGGAGUGCCGUGCCGUCAACGAGAUGGGCGUACAGAACAAACCGUGCGUUUAUCGCAUCACAGGUAAAACGUCGCGACGUUUCCGACAGUAAUAUUUUUACAAACCGAAAAUAAUGUUGUUCGCGAAAUGAUAAUAUGUUAUAUGGAUUUGAAACGAGCGGGUACCCGUCGUUGAAGUUUACAGAUUCUGAGCGGAGCGAGGGAUUGUAUUGGUGUAUUUAUUUUUCUCUGUUGGCGACUUGUCUUACUUUUCGGCCAGCAGUUUCGUUCCGAUUUACAAUCAUAGCACUUUUUCUGACAAUAAAUCCGGAUGGGGAGUUAUUUAAGAGAAAAUUUUUCGACCAAGAGUUUUUCCAACAAAUUAGAAAACCCGGAAAAUAGGCACAUUAUUGAACAAAUAUUAUUAAAGUAAAUAUAUAAUGCCUAUGUAAUUAUUUUAUCAUAAUAUGAAAUAUAUAUUGUUGAAAAAGCAACACUAUCAACUGAAUUCUGCUCAGAAUCGCUUUUUCGUUAGUUAUGGUUCAUCGUUGCUUACUGAUAUACAUUCGACUUCUCUUCUAGUAUCUUCCUAACUUCUCAUCUACAAAAGUGUCUACGCCCACGUGCAAAGUUUUCUGGCUUUUCUAUUUUCAUAAAGAAUUCCGGUUCAAAGGGGGAGUAAAACUAGAACUAAGGAUUUCAAUAUCGGCGAGAAGAAUAUUUAGAGAAGGAUAUCUCCUAGUAUAUUUCGGUCUGAGCUACGGAUAUAACGAAACAAGAAUCGCGUUUUUUGAUAAAAAAAAAAAAAUAGUGUUAAAGAGGAUAUUUCAUAAAACCUGUUGUUUGAACUGCAGUGACGAUAAUAUUAUGUAUACAUUGGUGUGCGGUUUUUCGGGUCGUUGCAUAAAAAUGAAAGGGAAGCGAUUGAAAUGUCAUUACGCGACUGUGUAAGGAAAAACGACGAGAUAUAAUAGGAAAACUAUAUAAUAUUACUUAGACAUUGGUGAAUUAUAUUUAAAGAUCGCUUACUUACAUACGUAUUCAUCGUAAAUUUUUGCCGUUUAGAUUUACAGACUUUGAUUGAUUCGCUUUUAAAUUUUGUUAUUUGUUAAAGCGCACUGUUCCAAAGUGAUUUUUACGUAUUUUUUUCGUAUUUUAGAUAGAAUAAAUAUCAACCGAGGCGGUAAAGACGUCCAAGAAAUCGUGGAUUGUCGAUCAAUAUCCCGAAAAGACAUGUUAUUAAACGACGGUACCAAUGCGACAGGGACUUAUCCUUGCGGGACUAUAAUGAAAGACGUGAACACCAACACUGUUAAAAAAACGAGAUUUUGCAUAACGUGCAUAUUAAAUACGUCAUCGUCGGUAAGUUACCGUCAUCGCCAACAACAGCCCAAUUACGUUCUUCAACUCUUCCGGUCCAAACCCACCGACGAAUCGCCGGCGAUUGCACGCACGUUUAAUGUGACCGGGAUUCCGAUGGUCGAAGGAAAUCCGACCGGUAGAACUAGUGUCGACGAAAAAGAAGGCGACGACGACGAUUACUAUUUCGAUCCGGAAGUCGAAGAAUCAGAAAGAGACGAAGACAUUAAAAAUGACGUGGGGGUCGAUUAUCAUUUCGACCGCGAGAACGCUGUCCAGAGGGUGGUAUUCGUAAUCGACGACAGCGUUGAACCCGGUAUCUAUCGAGGGAGGAUACACAAUAGUAACGGAAACACGGCGUGGGCAAUCGUUAAGGGAAUGAUCAAUGUGGCAGAGGUACCGUUCGAAGAUACUAACGAAGGCGACUACAUUAUUGAUGAAUACGAUACAGGUAAGGCGGAUUAAAUGUUAAAAUAUUAGAUAUAAGUCACUAGCUGAAUAAUUCUGAAUUUAUUCGGUAUUUACUAGGCACAAUCCUUUUAAUAACAGAAAUUGAUUAAAAAAAUUCAAAUCAACGUGUAUUCCUGUUCCCUAUAUUAUCCCACUAUCAUAGUCAAUUGAUGAUGCCCGGUAGUAUUUAUCUUCUUAAAAGAUACAAGAUAAAAGGUUGCUUUAUUGUCUGUGACGACAAAAUUAAAUCUUUAAAAUUAAAAAAAAAUUAAAUUUUUUAUCUGUGCCUUCAAGAUAAACCAUUAAUAAAAUAUAUCUAAUUUUUGUUCUAAAAAUACCAAAAUAAACCCUGUUUCAAUUUUUCAUUAAGAGGGUAAAUUUUGAAAGUAAAAGUAGACAGCGUAACCUUGCUCUUGUUUUGAAUAUUAUCAUGUAUACAAAGUUCCAUCUUGUUUGGAAUAAAAUUGUAAAUAUAUAAAGCAGUUUGACAGACAAACUUUUAAUUUCAUAUUUAAUAGAAGAUAACAGUUUAAAUUCAUUCACAGACUAUACCUAUGCAAAUAAAAAUCAUUAUAUCAAUGGAUACCAACUAGUUGGUUAAGUUACCAACUUCUCGACAAACUGUUUUACACUUCAAAUUCCUUGGGUAUAGCGGGCCAAUAUUGAGUUUAUUGAUUUUUUCAUUUAAAAUACUACACAUUAGACCAUUUUAUAACAGCGAUUCAUUGAAAGCGGGACCGUAAAAUGAAAAAUAGAAAACAAAAAAACAAAACAGAUAGAUUCCCUAAAAACGAACGUAUAGGCAACACAAUAUUUACCGACGGAUGUGUUAAAGUAUAGUCAGAGAAAAUGAUAUGAUAAUAUUUAUAUUCGUCAAUAUUAUAAUGCAAAAAUAAUAAAAUCAAUUUUAGCGCUAUAUUCUAAGAGUCAACAAUUUCGGACAAAUAAAAAUUAGAAAAUUAAAACAAAAAAAAACAUAGCCCUCCCUUUAGUAUUCGAAUUUUGAAUUUUUUGACGGUUCUUGGUUCGUGUUUAUACCGAAUAUACGAUUUCGUUUGGAAAAGAAAUCACGGACAUCGGUUCACUAUAAAUUCAGACAUAGGUGUCCGUAGAAAUCGUUUCGCGUAUUAUUAAUAUAAUAAAUGAUAAAUAUUUAUGGGAACCAUUAAUUGUGUGCAGGUAUAACAAUAUUUUAUAAUUUUUAUCGUGUUUGGAAUAAGUCCGGUAUUCAUUAUUUCUUGUUAAUUUGAUUUAUUUAAAUUUUUUAAGAUUUCAUAAACAGUUAAUGUUUCGAAUAAGGUAUAUACGCUUUCCAGAAUUCAACCUAAAAAUGCAUACAAUGAACAAUUACUAUGACCUAAAAAUAGUUGAAAAUGCAAAAUAAAAGUUUCACUUUUUUACUCUCUGUUCCACGAAUGGGAAUAUUAUGCACUUUGCAUUUUAAGUACACUAAAUUAUAAUAAAGUAUUAAAGUAGCUACAAAAAAAUAAAUAAAAUGUAUUUACCGAGAAAUCGGGUCACAGCCGAUUAUCCGGUAGGUAAGGAAAAAUAUCGGACUAAUCGGAAUAAAUUAUUUAUUUUAAUUUUUUUUUUGUUGUACCUGUGAACAAUUCUUCUUCCAGAAAUAUUACAUCGACUUUAGGGGUGGACUCUGAUUGAAUAUUAUUGACAAGUUGAUAGGUUGAAAAGUCUUCUUUUGAUAUUUCUUACAGUUGUCUUAAACAUUGGAAAAAACCGGGCAAAUCCGUUAGAAAAAAGGAAAUAUUUAAUGCAUAAUGGUUUCUCAGUUUUAAUAAAUAAUUGUAAAAACCUGAAAUUUUCACCGAAUUCUUAUGUUUAUCAGACUUUUUUCUUGACGCGGUACAAACAAAAUAUUUUUGACUUGUUUUUUUGGAUUUCAUUUGAUUUUAAAGGAAUAUACAGUUUGUUUGGUUUCGACGAAACUCUCGAAAAUUCGAGACGGGAAACAACGGACGAUGACAAUUGUCGCUAUGCGUUAUUGAUUAUCGUUGCGCAAUUAAAAAUAAUAUUCAUACGACAGAUAGUAAUUUUCAAAACGUUACUAUUGCGUUUGACCGAACUGCGAUCAGAAUGGUUUUUCGUUAGCAAUGAUUGUUUUUUUUUUCUUUUCCACCGCCUAACCGGCGAAAAAUGCGAUUUCUAUUGACCUUGAUCCACCGUGAACCCGUCUACAGAUAUAAUAAUAUAUAUUAGUGUGUGGAUUUUUUUUUUUUUUUCAUGUGCACGCGCGAAAUGGUUUUUUUUUUUUAACAACAAUAAAAUAAAUAAUUCAUGGGUGCCGCGAGACGACCGGUUUUCGACGCGGUAACGGUUAUAGAUCGUCUGCCUGCCGGUCUACCAUAAUAUUACCGUCGGUCGUUGUCCUGAUAUACGCGGACCCGGGGUACAGGUAUGGAAAAAAAAAAAUACAUACAUAAUAACAACAAUAAUAAUAAAACAUCCUCGUGUGAUACGCCGCGCGCAACAAUACGAGUAACGAAAUUAAAAUGACGCAUAAUAAUUAUUAUCAUUAUCAUUGUUACACCAGCUAACCGCGGUUCAGAUUCGUACAUAAUGAUAUUAUUGGCGAUAGUAAAAUAUUAUAUUAUCGUCGCGUCUUUUUGCGUAUUGUCGAUAUCGUGUCGGGUACGGCGUGCGCGCUGGCAUAACAGGCUAACCUGAUCAUCCGAGUCGCGUCGCAAAAUGUAAAAUUUGAAUUCAAGAUUAUACACGUGUGCUAGUUCCGUCCCGUGCAAUUUGUUCAGUUACAAGGGUUCCGUCCGUUUUUGCAUUCACGAUACCAGUUUUUCAUUAAUUAUAAACAAAGAUAAUAAUAUCGCUUUCGGCUAUCGCGCUAAACAAUCGAAUUUGAUAACACUGUAUUAUUCAGAAAUAAAGACAAUACUGUUUAUCUUUUAAAAUUUCCAGUCAUUAUUUGUGCGUCUCCGUAUCUGAAUUUAUUACUUUUUUUUUUUUUUUAAGUACUUACGUAGUAACAUUGUAAUAUUUGAGUUGGUCUUUUUAUUGGGGACCUAAUCGAUAUGACAUACUUUUUUUACCGAAGACGGAAUAUUGGUAUAUACUUUUUUUUUUUUUUCAUCUGGGACGUAAUUGGUAUAAAAAAUGGUUGUUGGGACGGAACUCAGAUGUACCCGCAUAACACGUAGUCGCCAGCGCGGUAUUACGAAGUGCGCCGAUAUCGAUUUUUUCCCGAUAUCCGAUAUUCCACUAAAUAUAUAUAUUGUAUGUUGCCGAUAUAAUACCGACGGUCCGAUAUUUUAUUACCGCGGAUUCACGAACAGACAGAAAAAAAAAAAAAUACUUAGAUUUUGUGCAAGGAUAAUAUUACUAUUUUAAUGCCGUUUCUAAACGAUAAUAUUAUCAUAAUUAUUAAAGUGUCGUUCAGAGUAUUUAUUUAUACUGUUUUACAGUUUAUCACACGUACAUACACCUCGGUGACCUGAUGUUUGUAUAAAAUACUUUACUUACUCGUAUUGUUUAAAAACUUUGUAAAAAAAAAAAAAAAAAAAAAAAAAAAAAAAAUAGUCUUAUUUCAGUACCUAUUAAGUUUUUUUCAUAUACAUUUGGUAGGUACUUAAUUUAUUGGGUAGCCUGGUUAAAUUUUGAUCCCCCGGCCUGGAUUUUAUUCGUAUUCUGCUCUUGGGUUAUGUGGUUAAUAAUAAAAAAAAAAAAUAAUAAUAAAUUACACACAAAAUUAUAGCCAAGUUAUUUAAAUAUUUAUCUGAGAUAAAAUACCACUUACCUAGAUACAUUUAUUCAGAUAAAUAAUUUUAUAUAAUUAAUAUACUUGUUUCAAGGUUUAUUAUUUAUGAGUUGAAAACUUAAAAUUCGAUUAAACAGUUUCGUUACUUAUAAAGUUAUACUUAUAACUACGUUAUUCUAGGAACUGAUUUAGAUAUAUUUUUCCCGUUUACAAGAGAACUGAAACCCCUAGCUUUGUUCAGAAUUUAAAAAAGUUUUUUUUAUUAAAGUACUUCAGUAAAUUGAACUUCAUAACAUAUUAUGUUAGUAUAGUACCUAUUACAUUAAAAAUGUUUAUAUUUUAACAUCUAAUAGAAUUUCGAUAAUCACUGUUUUCAAAAGAUGUAUUUGUAUUGUCUAGAUAAAUAAUGAUUAUCUUUUAUUUGUUAUCUAGAUAAUUUCAAUUCAAUUUAUAAUUUUUAAGCAUGUUUUUAUUUUUACCAAGAUAAGUUUUAAUCAUCAGUGUAUCAACACCGAUUACUAAAUAUUAUACGUUUACAAAAAAAAAAAAAAUGUACACUAACAAACGCAUUUAGAAUUUUUAAACGUUAUUAAAGUUUUAGUUUUUUUAUUCGUAUUAAUUCGGUCGUGCGAUAUAUUUAAUAUAUUAUAAUAAUAUAUUAUGUCCAAAAAAAAAAGAAAUAAAAAAACGUCGAGUCUUAUGUAUUUUAGACUGAGGAAUGUAUUGAUUUUACUGUAACGUGUGAUUUUUUUUGCGUGUAAACAACUUUUUCACCAGAAAUCUUGAACCGAUUUUCAAAUGUACCGAGGCAUCUUUUCUAAAAGCAACUAAAACACGAGUAAUCGAACUUCACUCGGAAUCGUCUUUCGUUAGAAAUGGUUUAUCGUUGCGUACGGAUAUAAAUUAAAUACGACCUGUAUGCACCGCAUCGUUCUUACAUCCCGCUUAUAACAACGACAGUAGUACACCCAUGAACAGUAUCGGCUUUUUUUUCUCACCGGGGGUAUUAUCAUUAAAAUAGCAAUUUUCGACGCAUGUUUUGUUUUUUAUUUUUUUGGCUCACGCAAAUCCGUUCCCUAUAUAUAUAUAUAUAUAAAAAAAAAAUAAAUAAAUAAGAAUAAUAAUUGGCUGUUUGUGAAAGGCCGUAAUCGCCCGUAUUAUAAUAGUGUACGAACGUUCACUCAUUAUCAUGCCCGAUGUAUUACCGGUAUAUAAAGAUAUCGCGUUGUUGUUCUAUUGUCGUAAACACAGCGUGUACUUACGAGUACCUUACUCCUAUCUAUAAUAAUAUACAGGUAGGUACUAAAGAUUACUGCGGAAUCUGCAACACGAGUACCGCACUAUAAUAUGUUGAUGAAUUCUGUAUAAUGGUAUUAUUUUCGGCCGCGGCAUGCGAGUACACGAUUAUUCGAUUUCGAGUAGGUAAGAAUUUUUUUUUCCCUUUUCACGACCGUUGGAUUUAUUAUACGGGUUACGAAGUACCUGCACGUAUACACGUCCUGUAAUCGCAACCUGUACCUAUACUUGUGUUUUCUAUUAUGCGUGGAAACGUCUUCCGCGGGCGGCAAUGUAUUGCGUAAUCGAUUCAUUGCGGUUAAAAAGUCCGUAAAGUAAAAUUCGUGAUCGUACGAAUUAAAAAAAACCUAAAAUAACUAUACUUAAAUAUGUAAAAAAAAAAAAAAAGUUGAUACUGCUCACGGGUAUAGGCCAUAGUUGUAGGUGGGCAGUUGGGAAUGUAAGGUGAGUUAGUUUAUAUAACUACUUUAUGCAAUAAUGAAUUAUCGCGAGCGAAAAACGAUUCUUAACAAAGUUGUAUAAUUUUUUUUCACCCCAUUGCCGAACAAUAAAUCAAUACAAAUAAAAUCGAUAUAUCAACGCAUUUAAUGUUAGUAUUUAAAAUUUAAUAGAAUCUAGACAUUUUUCAUUUCAACAAAUAUACAACCGGAUGAAAAUCCGUAUCUUCUAACGUACCAUGCGAAUAAUUUAGAUCUUUCUUACAAAAACUAAAAAGCGUUUUUCAAGGAAGCGAAAAAAGGAAUUGAACUUUAAACUGCCGAAAAUUUUAAUACAUUUUUCCAAUAAAGUGCCACCGGUCAGAAACUCAGCAUAUUUUUAGGUAUUUCGUGGAAAAACCGGAGCUUUCUUACGAACCAAAAAAGUUUUUUCCGAGUAAAAAAAACAUACAUCUUAGCAAGUAAAACGAAUAGCACUUUAGCUACAUUCAGAAUCCAAAAUAUGUAUAAAUAAAGGAUAAUUUUCGUUAAAUUAGCAUUUUAUAAUAUAAUAACUGCCGUUAAAAAAUUAAAACUUAAAAAUGCUUUCGUCGUUACCUCGGUCUUGUUAAUUUUAGAAUUGACAUUUUCUAAUCUCGUACUCUUUUUCGAAAAAAGAAAUCGUAUUAUAAUUUAGUUUUACCGGCAUUGUGGCCGUCGGUAAACGAAAAAAAACACGUUCGGAUUUUUUUUUUUAUCGUUUUCUGAUAUUUGUGUAAUGUGUAAUGUAAAAUAAUUCGAAUAAAAGUAUUAAACUUUUAUUGUAUUCAAAUAUUAUUUUAAAUAAUUAUCAAAACAAAAAUUUAAAUAAAUUCCACAUUAUUUGUAUUUUUGUAUUCGCUAAAAAAUGGUUUUAAAUUUGUAACAAGAAAUUGUUUUAUUUUAAACCGUAGAUGAUAUACCGCCACGCAUAAUUCAUUUUCAAUGUGUGUGUACAUAGUUUUUAUCUUCAAUCGAAAUAUGAUUUGUUUCAAGUAUUUACGUUAAAUGAUUUUUUUUUUUUUUUUUUAAAACAUCGAAACUAUUGCUUACUUUCAAUAAUAUUAUUGCGGUAAUUGAUUUACGUAUUCCAAAAGUAUUUGAAUAAGUACCUAUCUACGUUUACUGAAUUCUUUGCCAUUCGUUUUUAUCGAGUGCGCGUGUUUCGAAUACAAAACAAAAGUAUUAUUGUAAUGUCUUUUUUUAUGGUAGGGGAUUUACGGCCUUUAAAAAUCAUCCCUUCAAACAAAAUUUGUCUGUAACUCUGUACAUUGUCGGCGGCCCAUCGGUUGUUCACGGAUUCGCCGAAUAAUUUACGUUCAUUUUUACACCGGGGUUCGUCUAAUAAUUCGGGCGUCUCGCGGGGCUUUUUUCCUUUUCGUCGCUCUUGUUGCACCGUACGCGAUAACGACCGCUUUUCUGUACAAAACGUUACUUCGUUGAUCAUAAUGUUACUAUAACUGUACGGCGCAUAGUGAUCCGAGAAUGAAAUUUAGGUAGCGAUAAUAGGUCAUUAAAAAUAAUCAAAAAUCAAUUUUUCUUUUCCUAGAAUCUCGGUAGUAGAAGAUUACUAGUGUAAAUACAAAAUUUUGAUUUCGUAAAAUUUUUCAAAUUGCAAUUGUAGCCGAUUGAACUAGACAAAUUUGGUUUUUUCUGUUACUUUGAAACUAAAAAUGCCAAUAGUUGUUUAAUUUUUUUCGGCUAUUAGCAAUGCAUAAAAUGAAAAAAAAAAUGAAGUGUUUAAUUGUAGAAAUUGAUUUUUGAAAGUUUUCAAUGGCCCUUUUUCGCCACCUGAAUUUUAUUCUCAGACCACUGUGCGGCGCGUGAAAAAUAAAGUAUUAAUAAUAAUAUUAUAAUCCCGGCCGACUGUACUGUGCCGGAGGGCAUUGAUGUUUCCCCUCCCCCCAAUCUAACUAUACGCCUACCACGACAUUAAAACAUGAUAAUCAGGGCUAAGAAUUUAUUGGAAAGUGCAUUUUUUUCAGCUGAUUGUAAAACGUAGGUUUCUAAGUACAUAAUUUGUCAAUAAUGUAACAACAAAUUUAUCUAUGUAACUUUUAUUUUGCAUUUUUUGACGUUUUAAUUUUAAAGGUCAUUUUUUGGGGGGCUUUUUAGGUCAUAUUUUUCUUUUAAAUUUAUUUUCCGAUAUUUUUAAUCAAAUCCCAUAAAUCAAGUAAACAUCUUUACAUGCAUAUUUUUUUGUUUUACACAGACUGUAUACACGUCAAAUUAAUAUUUUAUAAAACAAUAUGUACACAAGCUUUAUACGGGUUACGUAGGUAAAGAUAAGACGGUACUGCUUAGAUUAGUUAUUUGUGGGCUUGCGAUGUAUCGAUAUCAGUAAUAUAACACCAUUUUAUGAGCUUUUUAUAUUUCAUUUUUCGUGCAUUUUCACUGCAUUUAAUUCAAAGCCCUAAUGAUAAUAUAGAAAAUACUGAUAGGUAUUUUACAGUCAUAUUUCUCGUCGUUUCGUAGCAAUUUUUUUUUUUUUUUUUUAAACCGUACCGCUGAGACCUUAUACGGUACGUGUAUUGCAGUGUAUAGGCAUUGCAUAUGGAUACGUCAGGCAAAACGGGUACAACGGAGAAAAGAUUCUGUACUGCGUCACAAUAUUUUACCCGUUUAUCAUGGCGCGGACGUUCGUUUGUGUUUUAUAUACGCAAUAAUGAUAAAUCGAGAAGAGAGUGCACAUUAUACUAUUAAACGUCCCCCGGUUCAUUAUUCGCGGCGCGCAGCCAUCGCGGAGAACCGAUUAACGGUGGAUUAGAUUUCGUAACGAUUUCGUUUCGUAGUGAACGCGAAAAUGAAAUAAUGAAAAAGUACUUAACAUUUCUGUUUUUUUUUUUUUUUUUCCCCACAAACAAAGAAAAUAUAUUACGAAAUACACUAUGAACCGACAAUGGCACGCUCGUACGUUUUUACACGCCAACGCGUGAGCGGCGAUAUAAAAUAAUCGCCGGCUGUGUGCCGAAGUGGUCACGCCGAAUAACGUCUCGCGAGCAUCGGAAAGCGUACCUUUGGAAAGAAAAAAAAAAAAUAUAAAAACUUACCAGCAUAUUCUGUACAUCUUAAUACCUAGGGUUCGGGACUUGUUGCAAUAAAAAUUAUCAGAAUAUACAGUCAAAAUCGUCAUAAUAUACUUAUACAGGUAAUUUUUUAUUUUAUUUUUGAACAAAAAUAAAACAUAAAAUAUAAUAUUACAAUUAUAGAAAUAAAAAUCUCAAAAAUAGAUAGGUACAUAAUAAGAAUCGUCGAUAAGAAGGUUGAUAAAGAUAAAAUAAUACGUACCUACGAUAUAUCUAACCAAAGUAAUUUAUUAAAAGAAACGAUUUUCCCGGCAAUUUUAGGAAUAUAAAAAUAAAGAAAAUGCGAAAUACGCACGCAUUUUGAUAAAAACUGCCCGAACAUGCACUUUUCCUAAAAUAUGACAAAAUAUGCAGAAACACACAACUUCAAAUUUAAUUUCGGAAUUUCAUAAAACAAAUUUAUAGUUUACCUAGAAUAAUCUAUGACCACUACGAAAAAAACACGCAAACGUAAAAAGUCCCGAACCCUAGAAUACCCCUAUAAUACCUUUGUAAAAUCUGUAUAUGCAAAAUCGUAAAAAAAAACCGGACGAACCACGCAACGCGGAUAGGCCAUUGCGUAUGAAUAGUAAGCGUAAAGCUCGAGCUUGGGUAUAGAGUAGCCUUUAUGGUUAAUGCACUAGGAGUAACGAUUAAUCGUUACGAUCGAAAAACGAUUCUGAACGGACUAUUAGUAUAAAAAUAUGUAGCAUUGUUAUACUGGUAGAGCUUAUCAAUAGUCGUGUUUGUUUUCCCUCGUACAACCAUAAGUGACCAGAAAAUAACACCGAUUUGCCGGUCAUAAUUGUUGUCUGUGUUCGCUCGGAAUUUAGAAUUCGUAUCAAAAAAAUGUACCACCGCGGUCGACAUUCGGGUACAGUACGCGGCGCAUAAUAAACAGAAUAAAGGAAAAAAAAAUUAAAUAGAAACCCACGUGUAUCUUAGUAAAACACUAAUAGCUUCUUCGCUACACUCGCAACUUAAAAAAAUAAAUACCAUUAUACAAACAAUAAUAAUAAUAUGUUCGUAAAACAUCAUCGCAUCGACAAAAAAAAAAAAACCCGGCGCGUAGCCGGUAGAUAAAGAUACGACCGUAUUAUUAUUAUAUGUAUAUGUUAUAUUAUGAUCAAAAGAACGGAAUAUUAUAUUGUUUUUUUUUUUUUUUUUCUUUUGUGUAUAUACAAAUAUUCUGUUUGCACUGCAGCUUUUAUGGAACUAUACAGUGGAGGGGGGGGGGAGGAGAAAAAAACUCCCCGUUUGAUUUCGAUAUUAAAUAUGUGUACCGAUAUACCCACGCGAGUUAUUCCGAAGUAAUAUUUUUCGAUAUUGAUUGCACGAAUGUCGAGUACACUUAUAAUAAUUCUUAUGUAUAUGUAUUUCGAUUAUAUUAUAAUACGAAUCGUCCGGAUUACAUAGCUAUACGUAUAUAUAUAUAUAUAUUUAAGUCGAAAACACUGUAUUAUAAUAAUAUGUUUGCCCGUCGAAAAAAAAAAAAAUACACGCACAAAAACGGUUAUAAUUAUUAUUUUUUGAAAAAAACAUAUUUGUGCGGAACAAAAAUUCAUUUGUUUCAAACGUGAAGCGUGCCUCCGCACACUCGGAAUAAAUAAUCAAAGGGAUGCAUACGCGAUGCGUCCCGCGGCAACAAUUCCUUCAGAAUAAUAUUGCGUUGCGGUUAUUUUUUUUCUCGGGCGAUACCGGCACCGACGCAACACUAUAUUGGGAAGUGUCGACGCAAAAACGCGAACUACUAAAUAAAUACUUUUACUCAUACCACGCAUGAAGCAGGGUCAUCGGGAUCAACGUCGUUUUCGGGGGUUUUUUUUUUUUUUUUUUAAAUUUAAAAACAUGACUUCAUCUUUCGAGAAGAUUUAGCGAUUUGAAUUAAUUUAACCUGUUUGCACACACGUAUUCCAUUAGUGGCGUCGUCUCCUUUUUUCUUUUUAAAACAACAUUUUCAACAACAACACUCUCAGUCUCAAAUUCGGAAGAGGAAAAACCGGGAAUACUUAUUACGGUGUAACGUGAUAUUAAUCGUGCGUCGAACACGCCAUGCCUGUAUGUUUGAGAACGGUGGGUUGACGAUAAAAUAAUACAACAAAAAUAAUAAAGGCAAACCUUCCUGCAGUCACCCGUCUACGGUGCCUGUAGGUUUUUUCGAAGUCGGAUGGGGUCGACACUGUUACUCCGCGCCAAGUCUAUGAACCGUACUCUACGAUAACUAUUAUUUUCCAUCGGAAAAAAAAAAAAACGGCAUCCUAAGCUGCCGCCGUGGACACGCAGCUAUGGUUUUCAUAAGAAAUCGGGGUUUGCGUUCGAUUGAUUUCCUCUAUUCGUUUCGCUUCCACGAAGUCUCCGGGACGAAGCAAUUUUACGAUUUUAAAUAUUGCAUUAAAAUACGACAAACUUGAGGCUCUCGGACCGUUAUCAUUAAUGCAUAUCGUUUCCGGACGACCGUCACCUUCUCCCCCCCCCCGUGUAAAGCAAUGUUUCGAUCGGUUUGUUUUUACUGCGGUUAUUAUUGCGCAGAAGAGCGACGGCCGUCGUCCCGUACACCGCGCGCCGCGCGAUAUGGAAAACUGGGCGUAUACCCAUUUUUCCACGGCACGUCUGUCCGUUGUGCCGCCGUGAUACACUGUUGCGCUCGCGUGUGGCGGUGGGUGGGGGGAGAAAUUUGUCGCCGUAAAUUCCCGACGGACUGCACGAGACUCGUGCGCAUUUCUCGCGUUCCCGUACACAUAUCCGUCGGCCUUUUUUUUUUAAGCCCAGAGCCGUACGCACGCGUGAGAGACGCGUGUCCGCGACGAAAAUUUCGUCGUAGCUAUGCAACGGGGAAAUCGUUUCGCACAGAUAGCACAGACAACACUUAUACAGCUGGUAAUGUUAUUAUAUUAUCUGCCGUUAACGCCAUCGCCGUUUAUCGCUUAUCGUUUCGAACGCGGCGCUGGGUGAGACGCGCGGAAGACGACGACGGCGAAAUAACACCCGCGUGCAGUAGGCGUCGCAAUAAUAUUAUAACGAACGCGCGAAAAACGCGUAUUACAUUAAAUCUAUACCGCGCAUUGUAAGAAUUAUUAUGACUUCGGGCGCUCUCCCGGCAUCGCGACCCCCCCCCCUCCCCCCCUCCCCCCAGGAGGUGGAAAAGGGGAAACGCCGCGGAGUUUCGGCGACGGGGAGCGCGCGCGUACGCCGAAUGCGCCGCGCGGCGCCCGGUAAUGGCGCGCGCGACCGACGGACCGGAAACAGCCGAGAUAAUCCCGUGUCGUUUCUUCUGCGCCGCGCGCGCGACUUCCGGGCGAUACGCCGGGUGCUCGCGCGUGCGUGUCACAUCCCCGACGUGUGUUCAUAAUAAUAUUAUCAUUAUUGUCGCGCGCGCGUGUGCGUGUGCGGGCGCGCGCGAUUUCGCGGCCGCGAUGCCGCAGCUGCCGCACGGUAUCCGCGAGCAGUCCUCUCCUCUCGGCGUCCGGAUAUUAUUGUAUCGUGUUGCGCGGGCGCGCGGGCGGACGCGUACACACACACACACACACACACAGUCGCGUAUCCCGUGGCCGUAAAACACCGCGGCCGCGGAGUCGUCGGCGCACACGACAAUAAUAUUCCGCACGUGUCUCUUAUAUUUACACGUGUGCACGCAUUAUUGUGUUAAACGAGCAAUCGGAAGCCGUGUUUAUCGACGUGUGAUUUUCGAUUAUGACGGCAACAAGUGCGCUCGCGAAUGUUAUAAUAAUGAUAAUAUAUAUAUAUAUACGGAAUAUAAUAAUAUAAUAUAGGCAGGUAUAAUUUGCGAACAAAAAAAAAAAAAGAAAAAGGAAAAAAACAACAUUCGACGACUACCGCCGCGACCUUCAUCGCCGCCGCCACCGCAACCGCGGUAUAUAGAUGGUAAUCUGUUGUGCGGUUAAGGGCGCGGCGGCGCGGGAUUGCGGCAUUCGAGUGUAGUAGUUGUAUAAGUAUAUAAAUAUAUACGCAGUAAGUGCGUAUCCAUAGAUAUAUUAUACAUGUCUCGGCACCUUUAACACCGGUGCAGUCGACAACGACGACACGAACAAACGGUAAAAUGAUUACACUAUACGUGAUGUGCGUUUCCGGUACGAUAGACUCGAGGAGACGACGACGACGGAGAGACGGCAUAGUAAAAUGUUUAACGCUCAGAGUGAGAUAUUGCUGCGUAUCUGGCGACUGCCUACCUCGUCCCGAAAGAUGGAAUACGACCGCCAACCGUGACCGUUCCCGGGGGGGAAAUGUCCUAGGCAAGAAAUGCCGAGGGGGGAAAAAAAAAAAAAAACGUGAACAGCAGAGCUCCGUCACUAUAGAGUCGAAUUUUCUCCUUGCUGACUUGUUGUGGUUACAAUAUUUCAUGUUUAUUUUUUUUUUCAUUUCAUUAUGACAAAGGGUUAAACAAAAAAGUUUUAUCAAAAAUAAAUCGCCAUAAAUUGUAGUUGAAAGUUGAAAAAAAUGUUGAGCAGCAUUUAGUAGUAUAUUUUUUUCUAAGGGUUUUAAGUUCGAACUUUAACGAAAAUAUUAAAAAUCAUUACAUUUUAAAACUUUUUCAACCAAACUCCAUUCAGAAACGUUUUUCUUUAACAACGAUUUAUCGUUGCUCUUAGAUAUACGUUAAAUACAUUUUUAUAUUCUACCUUUCCGAAUUCCCAUCUUCAGCAAUAGCGCAUACCUUAACAGUAUCAGCUUUUUUCUUACUUAAAGGAGAAUAAAAAUAAAAUUAAUCAAUUGAUUACAUACAUAAUCCAUAUCGCAUACGACUUAAUAAACAAUAUAAUGAUUGUAUAGUGUAAUUAAUAAUUGAAAUAUUGAAUAUCACAAUAAAAUGCAGUUGCGUACCGGUGGCAUCACGGGCCCAUGACAUUUAGGGGCACCAAAUUGUAAUACAUUGAAUAGGUCAAGGCAUUAUUUCGAGUGGACGGAUAGAUGUAUGAAAACAGGCAUUGAUUCUUUUAGACUCUGAGCGAAACGAGUAAUACGGUAAUUUUACAAUGAUUUUUAUAAUUUUUAUUUUUUUUUUUUUAUCUAUAAAUAACUUUUCUACCAGAAAUUUUGCUUAGGCUUAAUGUAAGCGUAGUACCUUUUUCUGAAAACAAAAACAAUUUUAUGUUUCCCAAUUUCCCAUCUACAACAGUAUCCGCAUCCAUCCUCAGUAUCAGCUCUUUUUGUUUUCGCUCCAUUCUGUGUAAUUUAUGCCCUAACUAGGGGAUUUGGCCUCCAAUUUAGUUAAUCUAGAAUAUUUUACCAUUGGGAAUAGAAGUUCUAUUUACACCGCUGAUGCAAUAUUCAUGUCAACGGUGUACGGUCAUACAUUCGGGUUUGUAUAAACGUACUUACAUUUUCCUUAUUUUACUUAUCUAAGUAAAAAAUAAAAAUAAAAUUGUAAAACGCCACGGUCCACCUAAAUCGUCUUGCUCAUAAAAUCGCCACCGAGCCGUGCGCCGGUUUUCGUAAAAUAUAUUACCUACGGAUAUUCUCGUUCAUAUACGUUUCGCGUGUAUUUGCAGUAUAUGUAUAUGUGUAAGUAUAGUGGGUAUGGGGUUUAAAAGUUCGGCGAGAGAUAAAUUAUCGGUGUGCUGGCGGAGAUGAGAACGCGCCCGGAAGAACAGUGAAUUAUUCUACAUCGAUGUAGACGUUCCGCUUUUCAGCACAGUCGGUCUGACGUUUAUUUAUUUAUUUUUUUUACAUUUUUUUAUUUUUUGUGCGUCUCUUUGUUAAGUGAUGAUAUUAUUCCAUUUAGGUACGUUGCUGCUGUUGUUGUUGUUGUUGUUGUGUUUUUUGUAUAUGUAUGUAUGUGUGACACACGUGUCACAGCAACCGCGCACCACGCGUUCUACAUUAACAUGACUAACGUGAGUGUAUACAGAGCAGGGUUGAAAAAAAAAAAUAAAAACGCAACAUAAUAUGUCUUUUUGUAUCCGCGCACACAUUAUUAACGGAAAAUGUAAAGGUUGACGGGCCCCGGAGUCAUAUAAACGAAUGCAAAGGGCAAACGCGAUUCAUUUUUCGACAUUAUCAACUAGGUAGGCAACUAAAUCAAUUUUCAGCGUUUUGUAUAUUUUUAUGGAAUAGUAUCGGUUUUAAUGAUAAUUGUCACGGUCAAUUUCAUAUUAAAAUGUAUUGCUAACUGAUUAUUGAAUAGUCUUAAAAGAUUGUCAUUUUUAGUUUUAUAUUUUCAUUAAAAAAUCACGACGAAUAAUAAUAAAUUGUUUGUCAAAAACUAUCCGGAUUCAAAUUAAAUACGUUCAAGUUCCGACGCGCGAUAGUUAAUUGGGAAAAUUAGAUGAAAAUCGUGAAUAUAAGUUAUACAAAUAAAAUUUAAAAUGUUUACUUCAUAAAAUCUCAGAUAUUUUAAUUUCAUGAAAAAUAUUAUUAUUUAUCUGAGACAGUGUAUUGUAUAAACACAAUUUUUCUUUUACAAUUUGUAUAACUAGACAACAACAAAAAAAUAAUAUUUUUAAAUUUAUUUAUUACAACAAUUUUUUUAGACUCUGUUGAAAAUAUCCUGUACUCUUCGAGUUUGAUGAACUAUGAGAAAAAAGUAAAAUACCUUAAAUAAAACUGGUUGAUAUUGCAUAAAGCUACACGAAAUUGCGAAAAUUAUCUAAAAAAUACACUUUAUACAUACUUCAGAUUUCAUAAAUACUGAGCAAACAACUUUUGGACGUAAAGAAGCUGAAAAUAAGAACGUUUGACAGAAAUAUUGACACUUAGAGUAGUUGGAUUAGAAAAAUGUUAAUAUGUUUAUAUUUAUAAACAAUUAGUGUACUUUACAUCGGCCGGUACACUUUUUUCAAUUUUAUCAAAUUACAAGAUACUUUUGUUUUUAUGCUCAAAUAUCAUUACAUUUUUUUAUAUUAAAUUCAGUGGCAUGCGCAAAACAAGAUAGGUUAGGGGUUAUAAUCCCUCCCCCCCCUAUUGCAUUAAAAUAUAAAAACCUAGUAUUAAUCUAACAUCGAAAUGCAUACACAAGUAUGUCUGCCAAUUUACGAAGAAAAGCUUGAUGCAUUGCUUUUUUAGUCUAUUUGGAAAGAGAAAACGAUUUUACGAUCUAUUCACGAUUCUUAUUUGCUGGAUUUCCUUCCAUUGAAAUUCCAACUUAUAGUGGAUGUGCUUUUUGUAAACCCAAAGAACAGUUAAAUAUUUUUUGGGAAUUUAUCAACCCAACAUUUGGGUUAUUAUGUUUUUUUUUUUUUUAUUUGGACAAACCUUUUACUUUGGUUAGUUUCGGAAUAAAUAACAAAUAGAUUCUUUAUUAUAUUAAAUUAAAAAUAGGAAGUGAAUGAAAUUGUGUUAGUGUACAGAUGAAAGUAUUUAAAAAAACCCAGCAAGUUUUCAAUAUUUAUUUAAUUUGCAAUGUAUUGGAAAUUUAAAGAUUGAUUGUUAUGUAUUGAUUUUAAAGUUUAAAAUAUUUGAUUGUUUAAUAUUUAAGAAAAAUGUGAAACUGAUCGUUAUUUUCAUUUAUCACGUAUUUAUGCAAUAAAAAAAAUAAAAAUUUUUCAUACGAAUAAUAUGUAUAUGUAUAUUAUGUAGUACAUCAAACAUAUAUUUACCCAUAUAUUUACCAGGUAAAUUCUAAUCAGUAGUUAAGCACUCUGUUUUAUUGAUACCGCAAUAAUAAAUUACCGAAUUUAUCGCACUUUGGCAAUGUUUAAUUAGUUUUAGUGAUUUUUUUAACAGUAGUCACUAUUUGAGUACUGUACUGAAUAGUAUAAGGUGUCUGUCUAAAAAAAAUCUUAUAAGAAUAAUAAUAAAUUGGCAAAUAAGUGCAUUGUUAGUUGUGGCUACUAAUUAUGAUUAGGUAAUUUUAAUUUGUACACGGUACAGCGAUUUGUACAGCGAUAAAUGAUGAGUCGUCUUGGUACCGUUCGCACGAAAAUUAUUUCAAACCUCGAAAAUGUUCCCGCGUUUGUUAACCGCGUUAAAGCGCAUUGUUGUGUACUUGUUUACGAUCAUCAUCGAGUUAGUUAUUACGGGGUCGGUAAAAUGUGAUUGCGACACGCGGAACUUGAACACUACAGUCGAAAAUUAUUAUUAUAGCGAGUCAAUUGUUCUAUCAUUUAUUGCACAAUAUAUAGAAAAGAGAAAGAAGUCAACAGCCGGAUAAGAUUGCUGCUGGGAAAACUUCGGGGUCAAGUGUUAGUACAGCCACUAUCAUGGAGCGAGAUCCUUUGGUGUUUUUUUAUUGGUUGUGUAAAUCUAUAUCUUAGUGACAUGAAAUAAACGAGUCCGACAAUAGUUCUUGAUUGUUAAUUCUAAAAAAAAAAAAAAAAAAUGUUUUUUUUUCAAUCUUCAUGAUUGAAGUUAUUAUAUUUUCGGUCAAAGGAAAAAAAGUGCUUUAAGUCACUUUUUUUUAUAGUUUCCAAUACAAGAAAAUAAAACUUGUAAAAUGUCUAAAUGACAUAAUGUCCUCUUAUUUCCAAGUGGAGUUUCCUGAAAUGUUUUUUAACCAUCACACGCCACCACGAAUUAUCGAUAGACAGCGAUAAAUGUAAAAUUCCAAAAACCCCUUGUGACGAAAUAACGUUAUUAUGGAAAAUGUUUUCGUCCUGCAAAAGGCGGCGCGAUUUCUUCACCAACGUGUGUACUACCCGCCCGCGAUUUCUUUCCAUUUAUAGAAACUUAAUAUUUUAUGAACUCCGUAGAUGUUUUUUUUUUUUUCUUUAAAUUUUUUUAUUACAACAUUUUUGCAGUAAAAUCUAUCCCGGCAAAUAUAAUAUCCAUCCGUUGAGCAAUAGCAUUAUUAUUCAUUAUAUUCGGAUAAUAAGCGAGUGUACUACAAAGUAUACACGGUCGUUUAUAUUUUCUUCGACGUGUGUUCCUUAGACGCAAUAUUAUUUGCGUUAACCCUUUAAACCCGCAGUUACCUAAUAGUAUAGGCCACGGUUUAAGGUGGACUUUUUGUCGUUGGAUAUUAUAUAACACGUAUGUAUGCGUUGCCUAUACAGUAAAUAGUAUGCAUGUGCAAUAUACGUGUACGGUUUUGGUAAAAAGACGAGUUACACGGUAGAUUAAAUUUCAUAAACGGAAAAUAUUACGCGUUCACGUAAUAUAUGCAUAUUAGACAUUCGUUAAUGUUUAUAAGCGGCGAAGGGUAACUGUUUUUGAAACGUGAUUUUAUUUCACACAUCUCAUUAAACACAUUUAAAACGCGCAUUAGAUAUUAUUACAAAAAACAUAAUCGUUUAUCAAAAUUAUAUUUCGAUACUAGUUAUACUUACAUAAUAUCGUGUUUUUUUACUGUACACGGUGUGCGGUUGGAUUUUUCUGUCUCUAAAUCAAUUGUCUACCGGAAAGAUUUGCUUAGAUCAUCAAAUUCGGUAUAGUAGUUUUUGGUAAAAAAAAAAAAAAAAAUGUUCUAGUUGACGCAUUAGAGAGGUCUUUUUUUUUUUAAAUUUUUUUUGUGGUUUCUGAAUAAUAUUGAGAAAAACUAUGGUAAAUUCGACAACACUUAGGUACAUGCAAUAACGGAUGCUGUGGUGAAAAUUAUAGAAAAGCUGAAAUUUUAACUCAAAAAUCAUACCAACUUUUUUUAGAUACGGUAAAAUUGUUCAAUACAUUCUUACUAUUUUUAAGCUAUUUAUAGGCAUUUGAAUUUUUUGAAUUAUUGUAGUCCCCAAAAUAAUCGAAAAUCUGUUGUUUUGAUUAGUUUUCAUAAACAUGGUUUACGUUCAAAUUUUGAUAUAAAUCGUAAAAAAACCACAUAAUUUACCAUUUUAUUUUUCAAAUAACGCAAAUUAAACAUUUUGGCUCCAUAAAAUAGUGUAGUUACAGUAUUAAAGAGGAGUCCGUUUUUAAAUUCAACGGGAUAUACAAGGAAAAAGUAUAUUUCCUCAAAUGCUAGAAAAUGUACAAAAUACAAAAAAAAGAAAUGAUUUAUAUAAUUUCAAAAGUACUUUUUGCUGUCAUUAGUUGUGAAAUAAUGAAAAUCAUGUAUUUUUAAAAAUCGUAGGUCUUAUCACGAUAAGCAAUUUUUAGUUUAUGUAAUAAAACUUCCUGAGCGACCCGUUCAAUAUACUUAUAAAAUGGUUUCAGAAGUAAAUUAAAAGUACACGAUUUCGAAAAUACCGACGUAUAAUCAGUUUUCUAGUUUCGCUCAGAGUUUAAAAAUUAAAAGUGAAUAUUAAUAUACCUACCUAGAAUUACUUGAAACAGUCGGAUCCUACCAUUUGUUGUUUUUUUACUACCGACAUAUUUCCCGGAUAGUUUGGGUUCCAUAAAAAACAUAAUUUAAUAUCUCCUAUUUGGAUUUCUACUCAAACUCAACCAACAAAAACAUAAUAUACGGAAGUACCUACUUUACAUUUUUUUUAAGUUGACUAAUUUGCUUUAUAAAAAUAAAAUAAAAACAAGACAAUCAUCAUCAUUACUCAUAAAAUGUGUAACAAUUUGAAAAGGUUUUUCGAGCUUUCAUAGACAUUACGAUGAUAAGACUGUAUGUUUUAUUUUAAUACCGCAAUAACAAAAACAUUAAAAAUAAAUUAUUUUAUUUAAUGCUGUCUAACAAAUUCAUACGUCUAUAUAAGUGAUAUAGGUAUAUAUACUUGAUGUUAAAUGUUUUUUUCCUAGUUGAUUUUUAACACCAUCAUGACACAUCGCGUUCAUUAGGUACGUGAAUCUAAACUUGUUAACACGUUCCACUGUAAUUAAACGCAAUUUCUAAAAAAAAAAAACAACAAAUAAACAUUAGAGAAGACUACGAAAAAAUAGCCUACCUAUUUUUUAUUUUUGACUACGGCCUUCAUUGGUCAAACAUCCAAACACAUCCUGCUCCACUUAUUUCGAUCUUCUGCCUGACCGUCUCAUUCUAUACCUAGCUGUUAUUUCACCACACAUCUCCUUAAGCAGUCUUCUUGGCGAAACCGUCGUUUUCCAAAUGGUCUUUUUCCAUUCGAAUCCUUUCACGACACGUGAUCCCUACCGAAUCUUCAUGAUUUCUCUAUACAUAUUAUGGUCUUACUGACCUGCUGCAGAGGUUUUUUUUUGUUUUAUCUCUUUCACUAUAUGUUUUGUCUGUUUUACCACUAACAGCUAUACAGGCCAAUCGAGACAUUUUACAAUUUGGCUGAUAAAUGUGUUCGUUGAGCUAAUAGAGAGUUAAAUGAGGUAUUGUAAGAACUUAGGCUCUUAGGUCUGCGUUGAAUCUCUUCCGCACUCCACUUUCCCGACUACCUAUUUAAAGAAUGAAUUAAAUUUUAAAACAUGAAUUAAGAGAUUAAUAUUACAGUGGUAUAAUAUAUAUUAUCCAAUAUAUUUAUUUUGUUAGCAACGUUAUAAUAUUGUAUAUAAAACUCGAAAUUAAAACUCCAAUACUUUUUUGAUGGUAUUGAUAUUUGAACCGUGAAGAUUUUCUCAACAACCGAACAAAAUGUUAAAACAACAUUUUAUAUUUGCUAAUAUUCACUUUUCAUCUUGUCGAAAAUUCGUCAUUGCAUUAAAGUCACGAACAAAUUUCCUUUCGUGUACACUGGGUAUAUAUAUAUACUAUCGAUUUCCGUGAGGUUAUGAAUUAAUUUACGGUGUUAUAUUUUAUUAUGCAUAUUAUAUUAUCGUAGUCGUGAACCACGUUCUAUUUCAAGUAGAUAUUUUUAUUAUUUUUUAAAUUCCCCAUCAAGGUCUUUGAACUACUAAGAAAUAUUUCAAGUAAAUUGUACGUUGAAUUUUAUACAAUUUAAUUUCAAAUUAUGUGUACACCAUGUAAAUGUUUUAUUUAAUUACCCCGACCAAUAAUAGUAAAAAAAAAGAAAUAACAUAUAAUUAGAUAUUUUGGUUUGAUAUAAUAAUAAACAAACAUGUAUCUAAAAUAAUAUUUCCUAUUUUAUAAUUCGAAAUUGACAUUUGUUUAGUAAUUACAAUAUGUACUCGUAUUUUAACUGUAUUUUAUGAAAAUGUUUUAUUUCUGUUUUGCUAUCGUGAUUAUAAGAAGGAAUAACAAGUGCUAUUUAUACCAUAGUUUUACUAUUCUAUAUGAUCUAUUGUUUUAUAUAAUUUGUCCGUGCAAAUACAAAAAUAAUUUAUUAUGUUGGAAUUUAAAUUUUUUAACCCGGAGGUGACACCAUUAUAACUUUUUCCACUUUAGUAUUUUUUUUUUUUUUUAUGGGGAAUUUAUUAUUUUUUGAUUUAUUUUCUGAAAGUGUUGUCCUAAUGUCUGUUCUUUUAACUAGUUUCACAACUUUUUUAAUACUUUCCCAAAUUUUUGGUAGAUAGUGUUUUGGAUAUUUUUGUAGAUGCUUCGUAAUAUUUAAUAGGUUAUACUCGUAGUGUUACACAUAUUAUUGUUUAAAGUAUUAUCGAAGUUAAUAUUAUUAUGUCUUUAAUAGUACCUAUUCAAAUCAUAGCUAAAUAAAUGUAUUAUUAUUAUUUUGUUUAAAUCCAAAUUUUGUUUGUAAUUAGAAUUUAUUGUUAUUUCGUUUCAACCAUAAAACUACCUGAUCUCAACAGAAUAAAGUUAAAACUUUUAGGUACUUAUUAUAAUACUUACAAUUGAUACUGAAAUAUUUGCAGAAUUCUUCUUUAAAAUUUAAAAUUUGUAUUGUUGAAUAAACCAAAACAUUGUUAUAUGGGCUUGGAUUUAUGGAAUAGUAACAGGUAUUAAGAAAAAGGUUAUGACUUCAUAUUAGGUUGUAGGGAAUAUUAUCUAAAAAUAAAAAUAAAUAAAUAAAAAUAUUGUCUAGCUUAUUUUCGUAUCCAAAGAAUACGAGGAGGGACUCAAUAAGUAAAAAAAAAAACCUUUACUGUGAGAGUUAGUAUUUUUAUAAUAUAUAAUAAUACAACCUAUUUAUUUUUAUAGUAAUAUUUGUACGUUUGCAAAGGACUGCAUAUAGCUAUAGUAGAAAAAAAUAAAAACAAAGUACUCGUCGUCCCUCGGUUAUUGUCGUUUUGAAUUAAAUAGGUAAUAUGUACGCUUCGUGGAUAGCUUUUGACAAUAGCAUUAACGAACUAUAACGACAGACCUUAUUGCCGUCAGUAUCUAUAUAAUAUAGGUAUCUACAUAAUGUCGCACAGUUAUCAGCAUUUACAUUGAAAUCAAUUUGUCCGGGUGUAAACUGUAAAUAUUUGUUAUACAAUUCAACAAGCAGAAGACCAGAUAUCUAAUAGAAUCUCGAAGAAAACAGCCUCGAGAUUUUCUGAUAGCUGAGAACUUAACCUUUGAAAGGAUACCAAAUUUAAAAUAUCUAUAAUAGUUGACAUUAAAACUACAAACAAAUAGCGACGAGAAGACUAAUGCGAGAAUAAUAACGAAAAUAAAUGCUAUUCUAUGUCUAAAAUGUCUAAAAGAACGAAAAAAAUACUGUAUGAAGUACUUGUUAGAUGUAUUUCAUUAUUGUACGCAUGUGAAGCAUAUUAGGCGUCAAUAAAUUCGGAUAACAACUUCUUAUUAACAAGAAUUAAGAGAGCAAUAAAUAUCGAGAGAAAUAUUAUACGUAAAAUAUAUAGUCCAAAGAGAAACAAAGAGGAGAAUAUGAACAUAUUAUGAACGAAAAACGAAAAUUCAGCGCUGAAUGCAGUAUGUUUAACGAGGAAGAUAUACGUAAAAAAAAACAAAACGAUAAGCUGAAUCUAAACACGAAAUUGUGAAUUUUUUUUUUUGAAGAAGGGUGUCCAAACAUAAAAUAUAUCACCAACUACCAAUAAUUGUUCGAGAAAAAAAUUUAAAUCGUAAUGGGUAGAAAAACAAAGUAGGUAACAUCAGAAUUUUUGGGAAGAAGCUUAUGUUUCGCGGGGUUGGUCCAGCCCUCUGGCUACAUGUCAAUUUGGCCGAGCACAUUAGGUGAGCAGCGAAUUGACUAAUACGCAAUGUGGACACCAGACGAUAUGAGAUCAAGAGGAUUGUCGAGUACAAUUACAACGGUGGCGUGAUCGAGUCAGGGAGAACCUCGAACUUAUAGGAAUACACAACGUAAAACAUUAACACAUGGAUUACAAAACUAUAAAAUAUUCAUUGUUGUGAUUUAUUACUGGGCCCAUUUGCCUUAUUAGGUGCUGUUUGUGGUUUCCAAUCGUUUGCUAGUCGUCUUAAAGAAUAAAAUAAAAAUUUGAAGUUUAAAAACAAAAUACUUACAUAAACUCAUUGUAAAAUCCAAAAGUAGGUACGUCUUUUCAUUCGAAAUUAUAGGUGUCAUUUGUAUGAAAAUGUUUGAAAACGAGUUUCGGUUCUUGAAUAUUCUUCUAAUAUUUUGACGGUGUUUGGAUUCCAGAACCGGUUAUCUGUGGUUCGGUUCCAGUUCCAAAUUUAAUCCUAAAAAAAAAGUCGUUUCCGAAAAUAAAUCAAUUUACAAGCGACAUAAAUACGUAUUAUAUCGGUUUUUUUUUUUUUAAUAAGAUUUUAAGGCGCGUGUAUUAUACAGGUAUAUAAUAUUAUAUGCAAAUUAUAUUAAAUCAUACUCAACCACACGUAUAUAGGUAGUAAAUUGUUAUUUUAUACUUUGUUUUCCAUUUUCGGUUAUGUUGCGCUGUAAUAUGGAAAAAAGAAUGAGAACAUUAACGCAAAAUAUAUGAAUACCGUCAAACUAAUAAUAUAAACAUAAUAAUUUCUUCGCAGGGGGAAGAAAAAUGUUCUUAUUAUAAAAAAAAAAAAUAUAUAAUAAUGUUACUUACAUGCUUGUUAUUUGUGUACGCCUAUAUGUUGUUUAUAAAUUCAAAAUUCCAUGUUUGAAUGAUUGGAAAUUGGAAAUUUAAAAAUAAAUUAAUAUAAAACAAAUUACUACAUUUUGCUCAACGUUACAAUUAUUUAUAUAUUUUUUUUCAUUUCUAAAUAUAAACUAUGAUAACCACGUGUUAAAUUUUCGAAUAUUUCUACUGCGGUCUAGGAUAUCUUGGUGAGGCCGUAUUGGCGUAAACUAUUUUGACGUAAAGCUAUUUUGGCAUGGGACAGCUUUGGUAGAAAGCUGUUUUUGGGUAAAAUAGUUUUGGCGUAUAUUUUAACAUAUACAACAUACCAAAUUAGAAAAAUAUAAUAUUGGUGAGUACCUACAGCUGCGGAUUUAUCGAUACGGCUGUGGAUAAUUAAAUACAAUUUGUCAAUAAGAUUCGGAUGCACUCGGGCUAUCACUAAAUAAUCAGCAAUUAUAAAGUUAACGAAUUUGAACUAUUCGACGAUAAUUUAAUAAGUGAAUUUCAAAUGUAUUUUCUGGCUUUAACUCAUAUUUUUAGGGGAUCCAUCAAUCCAUCCAUCGCAUGAAAGAUAUCCUGUUCUAUUUUAGAUAUUUAGUUUUGAAAAAUUUGUAUUAUUUUUUUUUUUUAUGUGAACACUUUUUUUACCAGAAAGCUUACUCCGACGUAUACAACGUAGACUAUUUUCUGAAAGAAAUUUUUCUUGAAAUGGUACUUUAAGACGGUAAUUUUUCGAUACUCUCAGGAGUUUUCCCAGCAAAUGUAAAAAAACAGGAAAAAACAUAGGAAAACCGGGAAAAACAAGAAAAUCGAAACAAUACCAAUCAAAUAUUUUUAAAUAUAUAAUACAUGUUUAAUUAUUUGACCAUAAAAAGACAUAUAUAUAUAUAUAACUGAACUUGGCUCAGUAUCAUAUUUUCGUAAGCAACGGCUUUUCGUUGCUUACACAUUUACUAUAUACAUUACAUUCCUUUCUGUAUCCUACCUUUCCAACUUCCCACCUACAAUAGUGACUGCACCCACAUGCGAAGUGUAUUCGUCUUUUUUAAAGAGAUUAAAUUAAUGUAAUGCAUAAAAUUUAUCAGCCGAGACACAAUGCAGAUCUUUUUGUUCCCAUUCUUCUAUCGUUUCUUCGUUAUAUACUAUCACGUUCAGCAAUCUCAAAUCUUCUCUUUCCAUUCCUGACCAUCUUUGUCUAGAAUGUUAUCUCGACUGUUUAAUAUCUGAUCUCCAUCUCGUUAUUUAUUCAAGUAAUCAUUUUGUUCUCCACAUGACAAUAUGUGGAGAUCAAAUAAUAUGUGCCUACAUUAGCCCACAUUAGCUUGUAGUGCAUUGCAGAAUUUCUAUUAUUCUGCUUCCACAUAUCGUCCCUUCACAAAACGACACUAUGUGUAAACAAUUAUUUACAUCUCACAACUAACAAAUCGUACUAGAUAUAAUAAUGAAAAUGUAAUAAUAAAUGUAAACUCGUGCAAAGUCAUAAAUUCCGUAUUAAAUAUAUUCUACAACAUUUUAUAACCUUAAGAGGUUUAAAUAAUGAAGUUUUUGUUUUAUAAAUAAUGAAAUUCUAUUCUUUGAUAAUUUUGUUCUUAUUAUACCACACUCCUCUCGUGCUUAUUCCAUACUAUUCGCUUCUUCUUAGGCAUUCCUACCCUCACUUAAUAUCAUUGUUUCGAUGCCGAUAUUUCAUUUAUUUCAUCACUUAUUCGUGGUACAGUUGGUGCUCUCGGUUUCGCUCCGUGUCCGUGCCUACCCAACAAGAAAUCACUUACGUUUUUACAUUCCAUCUCACCCCGUAUCGUAUGGUAACAAUCAUUCUGUACACUGGAUGCUCCGCCAGUUUAUCAAAUUAGUUUUUGUGUUUGGCAGCUAUCUUAACCUUUAAUUUGUAUCUUAAAUUUGAUCAUGAUUAACCGUAUUAUAACCUGCAAUUAUAACUUUGUGAAAUGUGAACGUGAUUAUAAAAUAAAAUAAACGAUAUGGUUAAAAAGAAUACAUUUAAAUUAUGUAUAAUAACAUCAAGACAGCUACGGUGCACAUUUUUAUUUACUUUAUCAUAUACUUUCACUGCGGUACCGCGUGUUACUCGUUGAAUCUAUACGUGCGAUCGGCUCACACUUACAUAAGUUCCCGAUAUUCACGACUUGAUUAAUUUAUUAUAAGUUUCUAACCAUACGUUAUGCUUAUAUCUAAAAAAAAAAAUACAUAGAUUAAUAUAUUAUAUAUAGAACAUGAAAGAAAGUUUUGUCGAAAACUUUUACCUUUUAUCUGAAUUUCCUUAAAUCGGCGUUUCUGAAACUGCACGCCAAGGAGUUCAAGAAAAAAAAAAACUUCACAAAAGACCAGUAAAUAUUAUUAUACAAACACUAUACGGUUGUUCACGGUCUAAAACUAAAUAAAGAAAGAGUUAGUACUGUUGAUGGGUGUGCCACUGUUGUAGGUGGGUGGAUGAAAAGGUAGGAUACAUGAAGUCUAAAUUUGCACUUAAAAUAAAUGCUUUAAAAAAAUAUUACUGCACUACGCUCAACUUUUUUCUUUCACCAUCAAGUACAACUUAUGGCAUGGCCAAACCUUUAUCCACUACUAAUAAAUCAAUUUUUUUUUUAAAUUCGACCACGUCUAGAAUAGACCACGUCUAGAAUAGACUAAUAAAUUCUGUGGAAAUAUUAAAUCCACACGAUGAUUAUUUUUGUUACUGAAUCACAACAAAAAAACAGAAUCAAAAAAAAAUGAAACUAUUAAUACCGAAAACUGAAUCGUUUUUCCUUCGUUUUCCCCGAGUUUUCUCAAUUAUCAAUAAACGGCCAUACCAACAAAAUAAUAUUUUCUUUCAUAAAAGAUUCUAUUAAAUAAUGAAAAUUGUUUUUAUCUGUUUUGUUUUUAAGUUAUUUUUCGGUUUCUCGGUAUAAUUAUUAUGAUUAUUAUGAAAACUUAAUAGAAAAUCAAAGAACGAUCUUUUAAAAUGCUUCAACUAGGGCAAAAAUUCUUCAAAACAGUUCUCUAAUAGUUUUUUAAUUGGAGCAAGAUUUAUGGUGGAAAAGUUUUACAAAAGCAUAUAAAAAAAAAAAAAACACGUAUUGUAGUAAAAUCAAUAAUGCAUUCCUCGCUAUUCUACCCUCGAAAUUUAAAAAUCCGAAAAAUACUGAAAGACGGAUAUGCUACUAAUGUAGGCGAACAAUUUGGAAAGUAGUAAUAGAAGAAUACAUAGAAUUAUCAAAUUAUUUAUAUCUGUACGCAACAUUAACAUAAGUAUUACUAAGGAAAAAGUGGUUCUGAAUUGAAGUUCGGUUAAACAUGUUUUUAAAUGCCAUGAUAUAUACGAUUUUUGCCUUAACCUAAACCUAAAACAUAAAAACAAACAUUACGGCAGGCCUUUUUUUUUACUACUAUAUGUUCAAUUUAUAAUGAACUUCGUGUGUUAAAUUUUCAAACAAAUUGGCCGGGUCAAACAAUUUAUUUUCACUUAAAUCGAUACAUAUUACGAUUUCUAUUAAAAUUUAUAUAAUUUAAAAAGUCUUCCGUCCAAACCAUCAGCUAUAAACAUUUUUUUUUUUCAAAAAACAUAAUAUAAUUGAAAAUUGGAACUUGUAGAAAAACAAAAUCGAAAAUAACGUCGUAAAUUGUACCGUGUCUUACCUCAAUUAUCAAAAAAACUGCAAGGGAAAUCUUCUAAAUUGAUCAACUAGACAAAAAUCAUCAUAAAAGACGCUACACACUUGAGAAUCGAAACAAGAUUUCCGGUAGAAAAUUGUAUUGCGUACACGCGCAAAAUAAAAAAAAAAAAGAUAAAAGCGCACAUAGAGUAAAACCGUUAGGCACUAUAGAUCUGAACAAUAAAAUGUUUUAACAUUUCGAUUUCUGUGCAGCGGUAAAAAUCAUAUGAUAUUAUGAAAGUUGGAAAUUGUACUGUGACUUACGCACGCGGCCGGCCACUCGCAAUGGACGGGAAAUUAUUAUUUUUUUUUGUUUAAUAAAUCGGCGGCGGCGUGGAAAUAGCGGCGCGGUCAUCCGAUAAAGAUAAUUUAAUUUAAUUUGUUUUUUUUUUUUUCUACUCUCCCGGGUAAUAAACCGUAAUAUUAUGUGUUAUUAUUAUAAUAUUAUUACGGUCUAUAAUUACGAUUUUAUUUAGUACCUAUAUUUUAUAAUACGCAACGCAGCGAUGUCCGGGCCUGAUACCGCGCGGUCAAAAUGGCGUAUAGCUAUAUGUAUCUAUAUGUUUCGGACGUAAUUAAUUUUAACAAUUUUACGAAUCGGGUAUACGUUUCCCCAAACUGACACGUUGCACGUGCUAAACUGCAGUCGAACCCGUUUGCAGUAAAUGGGUUAAGGUUACAAACCGAACGCGCGACCGACCGGUUUAUUUCGAUAAAACUGUCAAUUAUUUUAACGACAGUUAUAUUAGACUGGUUUUUACAAAUAAAAAUAAAAAAACAAAAAAAAAGGUAGGUUAUGACGAUAUAGAUCGUCACUAACGAAAAGCGAUUCUGAAAACAAACGCAUUCGCUUGAAAUGAAGCGAACCGUACGAUUUUCAUACGAAUUUGAACUUCGUUAAGCUUCGAUUUUGACUUUAGGAAAAAAAAAAUGAAAAAUUAUUAUUACAUCUUUAUGGCUAUAAUUCGUGUACGAUUUUCGAGGAUUCAUUUCGGUUGGGCCUGAAUAAUUUGCGUCGAACUAUAAACUAAAACCAGCUAUAAACAGUUUAAGAUGUGUCAGAAUGUUUUUUUUUUGUAAAUCGUAUACCACGUCUGUCGUACGAUAAAAUUAAUAUUCGGUGAAAAUUUCAGGUCUCCGCGAUUGUUUUUACCGGAACAAUUAUUUGAUUUGUUCUCGUUGCACAAGCACAAUAUAGUAUCUGUCUUGUAUAGUAUUAUUUAAAUAUUUAAUAAAUCACAAAAUAGUCUAUAGGAGUGAAUAUUGUUUUAGAUUCUGAGUGGAGUGAAGAAUACAUGGUUUUUCAAAGAAAUUUAUUUUUUUUUUUUUUAUGCGAACACUUUUUCUUCCAGAAAGCUUACUCCGCUGUAUAUGAUAUAGACUUUUUUCCGAAAGGAAAUUUUCUUGGGCUGGUACUUUAGGUCAUUUUUAAAUUUUCCCGGGAGUUUUCUCAUAAAUGUGAUAAAGCAAAAAAAAAAAACAGAGGAAAAACGGGAAAAUUUAUGAAAGUAGGUAUUAGCCGAAAAAUAUGUCUGCCUCUUUUUUCCUGUGAACAAUUUUUCCACUAGCAACUUUGCUCUAGUUUAUAAUGAUAACAUUUUUUCUGAAAGAAAAUCUGACUGGGAUGGUACUUUAUGGAUAUAAUUUUUCGAUUUUUCCUAGCAAAUGCGAAAAACUUGGGAAAACCGGGAAAACGAGAAAAUUGUAUCAAUAUUAAACAAAUAGUAAUAAAGAAAGUAUACAAUUUAUACUGCCUAUUUAAUUAUUUGACCAUUAUAUGACUUGAAUAUUGUGGAAAAUAAAGCACCACUAUCAAUUGAACUCCGCUCAGAAUCGUUUUUUCGUUAGAAAUGGUUCAUCGUCGCUUACUGAUAUGCAUUGAAUUCCCUUUUGUAUUCUACAUGCCCAACUUUCCACCUACAACUGUGGAUGCACCCAUCCUCAUUACCGUAGGACAGCUUUAUUUUUUUUUCGAUGUACAACGUAUUGACAAAGGGACUUUUUUCAGAUGACUCGGCGGCGGGACACGCGUGGCACCGCGUCACCGUCGCACUGGCGGAAAUGUUUUCGGUGUUCGCGCCGUCUCCGGCGCCAUCGGACCGCGACGGCGACGGACGGCUGUGGCGCGGACACCGACGACGGCCAGGCGGUUCGGCCGUCAUUACUGCCGUGCUGAUCGCCGUUGUCGUGGCCCUGUCGUGCGGCAUAUGCGCGGCGAUCGGCAUACUGUACCGGCGAGGCCACAGUCAGCGGUGCGAAGACGACACCGGCCACGACCGCGGGGCCGUCGGCGGCGGUGAUUGCGGAGACGGUAUCGCUGGCGGCGGCGUCAUCGGAAACGGCAUCGGCGUCGGUGAUGGCGAAAAAACGGCCGGCGUACAGCCGUUGCCUCAGUCGCAAAAACCGGGGCCCGUGCGGCUGGCCGCCGCGGCCAUGGAACAGCGUCAGACGGCCGCCGACAAGCAUUCCGGACGCCGCCGGCCCGCCGAGUACGCGAUACCGGCCGACGAAAACAACGGCGACGACGACGACGGUGACCGUAAUCGAGCCGAGGCGUUCGCGCCGCUUUUGCAGCAGCAGCAGCAGCAGCAGCAGCUCCGCCGUUGCCGACAAAACACGGGCGACGGUACCGCAGUCCUGCGGCCGGCGACCGAUCGCCCGGACGACGGUUGCGGCGGACCGGACAUCGUCAUGUCGACGUCCGCUACGGUUGCGCUGGACACCGGUAAACACGAUCAAGACGAGUAUAAUAUUAUUGUUCGUAAGGGAGCGCGGGGGGGGGAGCGAAAAUCGUGUGUCCGGAAUUCGAGAAAUUACGAAAUCUCAAAUCACCGACGCAUGCUGAAUGUUAACUGAAAGUUUCAAUCCGCCAUUCGGUUCCGAGACUCGCGGGCCUUGUCGUGUACUUUCAUAUUGUCAUGAGUGUUAUAUCCGUGUGAUGUUGUUAACAAUCACCGUCUCGGUCGCCGCGGUAACGACGGUGUAAAUGCAAAUUCCAAGGGUAGGAAGAUAUAUUACGAUUGGGCAGUGGACCUCCAAUUGAUUGGCUGCCUUGCUGCUUCAACCGAAAGUUUUAGUGUUAUCCCAAACAGUGAUUCGAUGACAUUGAUGUCAAUAUAUAUUUAUGUAUCCGAAUCGUAUAAAAUUAUGGAUAUUUAAAAACAAUAAUAAUUAAAAACAAACAUUAAAACAUUAUUAUCAUUCAGAUGUAUUCGGAAUACGUCGGUUUAAAUGCGUGAUAAUAGAGAUUUGUGCAGCAUAAACACGUGUUGGAUAUUUCAUAAUCGCUAUGGGUACUCACACGGGCCGACCGGGCCGCCGGGAUGACGGGAAAUUCCCUGGUAGGCCAGCGCCUAAUUUCGGCCAUGUGGCCUGUGGACGUUACAGUUACGGCUCUCGGGGUUUACAGGAGGUGUAACACACGUAAAUCGGAAUAAUUCGUAUCGACAAGUGGGGAAAUCUGGUAGUCUAGAAGAAAUGUAUUCUUCUUUGAAGUUUGAUUAGCCGACGCGAUUCAGAGCAAAGUCAUUUUUAGAGAGUUUGUAGAUUAAAUUCGAAGCAGUUCCCACUGCAGGUAAAACGCAUUUAAGAUGGUCUAUUGAAAUUAUACAUUUGACACAGCUAUUUCUGGUUCGGACAAACACUUCAACAUUUCUUCAAAAGUAUGGCCCGUUUAGCAUAUUAACAUCCUUUAAACAUUUUAAGAAGUUCAACAAUUAAUCGGAGAAUGUAUUAUUUUUUUUUUUUAUGUGUGUAUACGUAUGUGGCUACUCUAGAUCUAAAAUUUUAGUCCCGGUCCACCUCUGGGUAUACUCAUAAUUUCGAAUUAUUGAUACAUCUAUAUUACCGAAUAUCAAUGAUGUAUUUUAUGAACGUUCAGUACAUAUUUCGUAACGGAUACACACGGCAUUUAACGCGCGUCUAAUAUUUUUUCCCUGUAUGGGAUAUGACCAGUUAGCAAUCCAGUUUAUCGUGCGUAUAUAAUUGUGAUCGCGGACGAAAUGAUUGAUGUCAUCUGAUCGAACAAUAAUUAUUUUGUCGCGGAAAAAAAAAAAAUUACGAAAAAUUCGUGCUCAAACUAGCAGCACCGUGCGAUUUCCCGACGCGGAACAUCGUGGGCGAUCGCCGGUCGAAACUCGUAUUAUUCGAUCACGCGUUCCGACAAUAAUGUAAGUCACCGUCUGGUACGAACCGAUACACGGGGAAAUCACGAUUAUGAUCGUACUCCCUUAUAAUUCCGAGCGAUAGAAAUAAUUACAUUUCAUUACAACGUGUUUUUAAUCGUUUUCAAAUUGUCUGAAUUUUGCCGCUACGCAACGAAUCCAGUCGAAAUCGGUUCAUAUAGGUGCACUGCAGCACGUCCAACGCGAUAUGAUAUUUUUUUAUUUUAUUAUUGUAUUAUUAUCGGUAUUUUUUUUUUUUUCGCGAUUAAUAUUUUAUUCCGUCGAAACGUUUGUAUUGCGUACGUCGAGUAUGGUUUAUAAAGGAGAGUGUAUAUUUCAAAAAAAAAAAUUUUAAAUAAAACCUCGUCCGAAAAGCGUACGAUUAUUUUUACGCCCUCGGACAUAUCGGUCGCGGGAUCGUUUCACAACCGUUUUGUAUACGGCGACGGUUCAAAAAUCCUUUAUUUCGCCAGUCGUCCCGACGGACGAUCAUCGGUAAUCCGUUUUUUCGUUUCGUCAGAUAUGCUGUUAUUAUCAUUAUUAUUAUUAUUAUUAUCAUUUUUUUUUAAUAUCACACGAGCGAUUCCCUAGUACAUGUUUUUAAAACCGUAGCGCGAGCCCAACAUUUUCGUCUGGUGGGGGUACCCCUUUAUUCGUCUCGGAAUAUAAUUAUUCGCGGACCGGUUACUAUGUUUUUCAUUGACUCCGGCCACACAAAAAUGAUCGCUCUUGUAGUCUGUACAUACUGGAUGUAACGCGAAGAAUUGACACCUGAAAUUUUCAAAAAUCAUUUUUCACGGACAUAGUGGGGGAAUCGAUUGGUAUUAUUUUAGCAGUGACAAUGAAAGCCACGAUUUAAAUAUUAUCGUUCACUGUAGAAUUAUCGACAAACUGUAGAUAAUUAACGAUUCGUUUUAUGUAAAUAAGAUUUAACACCAAAAUUUUGUUUCGUAAUAUAUUUUGUGUAAACGGUUUUUGUAAAAAUUUUUAUUUUCCAUAUUUAGUUUAAAAAAAAAAAAAAAAAAAACCAAUUACAGGAAGCACGGAUCUAGUAGUUAUCGCAAGAAACAAUAGGAUAAUAGCUUUUUAUGGGGAUUGGAUACCUGUAGCUGUUUCGCGUGUGUAGAUAACCUGUUGUAUUGAAUCGUGCCAUUAUAUUAUCCCUUGGUGUGUAAAGCACAAUAUAACUCUGACAUUUUUCGUUCAAAUUUCGAUAACAAAUUCCUUACCAAUUUCGGAAAAACCGUCCGAUUGAUAAUUUGCACUAAACCAUAUGUAGGUUCUCGUUUGGAAAACCAAAGCCGCAGUUAUCACAGGAUACGCCUUAAUUGCCGCGGAAAAUCUGGGUAUUCGGAGACACCAUAUCGUCUUUCACACUAUACACGCUUGCAAAAAAAAAAAAAAAACGAGGAGGAGGAUAUAUCUCUCUCGAUCCCCCCCCUACUCCCCCGUUUGACCGCCCCUGCGACGGUGGGACGCCCGCGCGGUAGAAUUUAUUAAAAAAUGUGUUGAUUUUUAUUUCCCGUAUCUGUGUACUAUAUUUAUACGCGUUUUCAAACACGAAUUUUUUUAUUUUUUUCCCCACUCAUGAACAGGUGUGUACACGGACAAACCGAACGGACCGAACUGGCUACAGCCGCAGCGGAAACGACUGCAGGCGCAACAAACGAAUUUCAACGAGCCGGCCGCCGGCAGUCAUCCGUGGCCGUCGCGCCGGCAGCAACCGCACCAGCGACCGGGCAACGCGACGAUCCAUCACCCGAGGUCCGCGGCCGCCGCGGUGUCGACAACCGUCACCGUCGGGACGCCGCCGUCGACGGCGACGACCGCGGUGGUAUUGACCGACAAAUACAACCGCGCGAACACCAAGACGAUAAUCGACGAGCCCAAGCCGAUAUCGUCCCGGGAAUUGUUGAACGCUCUCCACCGGGAGUCGUCUAUAUAGAUAGAAAAAAAAAAAAAAAUGUUAAAUCACAUAUUAUUAUGUUACCGUCAAAAUAGGCUUUCUUCUCGUCAAACUGCCGCGACAAUCGUCGCACCGCCGUGCAGUCUCGCGUCUUUAAACAUCCGCAUUACGAAUUUGCCGCCGCGACUAUUGCGGUUGGUUUCUCCUGCGCACAUUAGCCGUACAAUCGUUUCGCUUUUACCUCCUCGCACCACCUAUACGUACAUGUGUUACGUAUUUUAUCGUGAUAAUAUUUCGUAUCGAAAUGGAAAUGGGAGAUACGCGAAAGUAGCGCAGCUUGUAUUGCACACAACGGUAAUAUAGUAGAUAAUAAUAUAAAACAAUAUAAAACACAAAAAACAAAAAAAAAACAAAUAAAAACACAUAUUAAAAACAGCCGAAUAUAACAUAUUCGAGUACAGACAAUAUUUUUGAAAUGUCCGGUUUUUAUUUUCUAUUGCACAGUCCUGAACCGUUUACCGCGUGGCCGUAACCGCAGGGAACGCCGGCACAACGCACUUGAAUUUUUUUUUUUUAAAUGUUAGAAAAACAAUUUUCGAAAUUCUCAAAGUAUUCAAAUACCUACCUCACGAGUCCGUUCGGCGGCCGUACACACCGAGAAGGUUAGGUAUACUAUUGCGUCGGUUAACCCGAGAAAUAUUUUUCUCGUAAUGUUUUCCAAUUUCAAUGGUAAACGGUCGUGUGUAACGCAAUUGAUCUUGAAUGUAUUGUUUGCCGGAAAUUAAAUUUAAAUUUGUUUUUAUAUGAAAACUUUUGUCGUAUUAUUUACGAAAUUAUCGAAUAUUUACGUUACCGUAAACAAAAUCAAUUUUUCCCCAGAUAAAUGAAACAUUUUCCAUGAAAAAUUACCCAUGUUAUAUUAUUCAGGAACUGCGUAUAAGCAAUUCAACGUUUAUUU
Cinara cedri is the source of this 91871-nucleotide messenger RNA. The record is from the annotation of a GenBank genome assembly. Lineage: Eukaryota; Metazoa; Arthropoda; Insecta; Hemiptera; Aphididae.